Podarcis lilfordi (Lilford's wall lizard) is the source of this 90552-nucleotide messenger RNA. Lineage: Eukaryota; Metazoa; Chordata; Lepidosauria; Squamata; Lacertidae. The record is from the annotation of a GenBank genome assembly.
AUGGGUCAGCAGCCUGGAAAAGUUCUUGGGGACCAGCGGAGGCCGAGUCUGCCCACACUUCACUUUAUCAAAGGCCCAGGGAAGAAGGAAGCAUCCAGGCAUGGGUCUGCCCACUGCAACGUCUUUCUGGUUCACGGUAAGGGCUUCCAUCUGUGUCUUAAUUUUAACUCCUUUUUCCAUGCAAAAAAUAAUUGCGUAAUUUGCAUUCAGUGUUUUAAUCUGUUUGCAAAUGUAGCAAAAAUAUUAAUUUGUGGAAGUGUAUGACACAUGGAAUUAAGAGAACUGAAGGUUUGUACAAAUGGGUCUGCUUUAUUAAUACUACAUACCACAUUCGACAUUUGAGCAAUUGAGGCAUUUGGGGGUUCUGAUUCUGGUGGAGGUUCUGAUGAAACCAAGUCCUGUGUUUUCAGGUUGAAGGCUUCUGUGUCAUGUGACACCUUCUAAAUUGUAGCUGUACUCGCACCCACUAGGUUGUGGGAUUCAUUUUCAUAUAAUAAUGUAGGUAACAAUAUGUAAAAUAAGAGGUCACUUUUUUGUGAGAGGUUGGAAUUUAGAGAGAAUGCCGUGGGUGUCAUUCACAAAAUGAUGGCCAUGGAGUGUUUGGCAUAACACAAAAUGGGGUUAUUUCCCAAUAUCUUUUCUGAGCACCAUAAAGGUAAAGGGACCCCUGACCAUUAGGUCCAGUUGUGACCAACUCUGGGGUUGCGGUGCUCAUCUCGCUUUAUUGGCCAAGGGAGCCGGCGUACAGCUUCCGGGUCAUGUGGCCAGCAUGACUAAGCCGCUUCUGGAGAACCAGAGCAGCACACGGAAACACUGUUUACCUUCCCACCGGAGCAGUAUCUAUUUAUCUACUUGCACUUGACGUGCUUUCGAACUGCUAGGUUGGCAGGAGCUCUGAGCACCAUAGGAGGAACCAAUAGGCACAGUGGAGUCUGCAGGCACCAUGUUGAUGACUACCAAAUAAAAGAAAGAAAGAAAAUAUCUAGUGGUUUUCAGACUUCUCACCAGGGGACCCUUUCCAUGUUGAUCUGAUGGUUUUCUGUAUGUCUCCUGUGGAAUCUCUGACUGCAGCAGUGGAUUCUGAGUGAUGUUUUAGGAUGCACUCUCAGUUCAUUUGGGGCACUGGCUGAGCCUUUGUGCUGACCUUGCAUGAGCAACAUGCUUUACUUUAAGGACCAUCUGAGGCCUUAUAACCUAGCCUGCUUACUUAAGUCAACCAGAGAUGCUAAUGGGCAUUGAAUAUCAAAACCCCCAUGCUGUGGAACACUCUUUUGGCAGAGAUUCAACAGGAACCCUUGCUGUUGACUUUCAGGUGUCUCUUGAAGACUUUUGUUGAUGCUUAUCAGCCAGUGCAGUUAACAAAAAACUUCUUGAGUAGCCAGUCAUUUUAAUGAUAGUUUUACAUUGCAUUUAUAAGUUUUUGAGUUGCUGUACAGCGCCCUGAUGUUUUGUGAAGGGUUGGUAUGUAAUUAUUUUUGUAAAUAUUAAAUAACACACAAACUACACUCUAAAACUUACCUUGUUCUCCCCUGUGGCUUCACAUCGCAAAAGAAGAUUGGCAGUGGAGGUCUGGUUGUAUUCCAGGAAGGAUCAAUGGCAACUAGUGGUGAUGGGUAUGUUCUGCCUACACUAUUGGAGGCAGUAUGCCUCUGAAUACCAGUUGUUGCGAAUUGCAAGUAGAGAGAGUUGCUGCUCUGCUCAUUUCUGGCUUGUGGGUUUUUCAUUGGGGCAUCUGGUUGGCCCCCGUGAGAACAGGAUGGGCCCCUCUUGGCCUGAUCCAGCAGCCAGUUUCCCCUUAAGGAGACCUGUUAUGGUAGCAGAACCUCCAUGCCCAGGGGCAGUCUACUGCUGAAUACCAGUUGAUGGGAAACAGCUAGAGAGGUCUUACUUGCAGGGUUCUCAGUUGGGGCAUUCUCAGCUGGCGAUUGUGAGAACAGGAUGCUAGACUAGGACCCCCCCCCCCCGUCUGAUCCAGUAGGGCUCAUUUUACAAUACUGAUACUUUAUACAGGUAGUUCUGGUGAUGAAGUACAGUUACUUGGACAUGAUGCGGAGGUAGCUGGUAGGGUGGCUUGUGCAUUUAUUUCAGUGACUUCUUUCAUACUGACCAGUAGAUAGUCCUGACAGUUGCACAUACAAAAUGAUGGAGAGGCAAAUCAAAUUCAGAGAUCCACUGUGAUGUAUCAGUUAGAGUUUUGGACUUCGACCUGUGGGAGCUCCGCAUUCAGCCAUGAAGCUCACUGGAUGUGACCUUGGGCCAAUCACUGUCCCUUUCUCUCUCUCAGCCUAUAACCUACCUCACAGGUUGUUGCGUGCAGAUGAAAUGAGCAGGAGGGAGACCCAUGUAUAUCACCUUGGAGAAAAAAGGAGGGUAUAAAAAAUAAAAAUAAAUCUGCAAUCCAAAUGCUGGGUCCCCUCCACCAGAGGGAGCCUACAAAAUUAUGCAUUCCCAAUUGUUUAAAUAAAAAAAAGUCAUUUAUCUGACCAGACCUUAAGUAGGCUGAGCCCAGGUGAAAGUUUCUCAUCAGCACAAUAUGGGGAGAGGAACAAAUCUCCUUUUUUGUAUGUGCUGCUUUUCAGGAAGCUGAGCUCAUCUGUUUGUUGUAACUGAAGGUGGAGUUCAAGGUUCCGGCUCCAUCGCUUGUGGAAUCCAUGGAUAUCUGGGCUGAAAGGAAUGAACUCAUGGUCCUAAGAGACUUGUAAUAUGUGUUACAAAGUGGAGGAAUCCAGAGUUCAUCAGUAACACGCACACACAGAGAGGGAGAGAACUGGUGUGCCUAAAGCUGCCACUAUCCAAGUCUCUGUAUCUCUUGUAUAAAAAAAUUAAAUCAGAAUAUAAGAUCGUAAUGUUAAGAAUAAAUGGGAGAUGGCCUGGUGUGAAAAUGAUCUGCAGAAUCAUACUUUAUACCCAUGGGAGAUGUUGCCUGCAACUCCUUUCCAGAAUCUGCUGAGCUUUGAAUUGCUUAGAUGUGGUCGUAUCUGGACCAUGACAGUAUUAAGAGAUGCACUAGGGAUAUAAAAACAUUGGAAGCUGUCUUGUUUAGAGUCAGAUCAUGGUUCCAUCUAGCUCAGUAUUGUCUACACUGACUGGCAGUGGCUCUGCAGGGUUUAAGGCAAGGGACACUCCCAGCCUCUGUAUUAUAUGCAGAAAGGACACAUGAAUCUGAUGAUACAGUUUGAUUGUGGAUUUUGUCGGUAAAGAGCCCAGGAAUACCAUGUAAACUUCCAGUGUAGACACAAAGUGGGCUGGUCUCUUAACCAUUACUAAGAGUGAUUUGAAUACUUUUAUGGCCACUAGGCAUUCUUCUGAGUAUCAGUUGCUGAAAGCCAUGGGGCAGGGAGUCCUAUUGUGCUCAUGUCUUGCUUGUGAGCCUCCCAUCGGAGCAUCUGGUUAGCCACUAUGAGAACAGGAUCCUGGGUCAUUGAUCAGAUCUGUCAGCUAGGCUCUUCUUAUGUUCCAGCCCCACUGUCAGAAGCAGUAUGCCUCUGAAUGCCAGUUGCUGAGAAUUUGAUAGAUUUUGAUUUUAUAUUUGUAUUCCACUUUUCCAACAACAAUCACAUGCAUGGGGAGUGUUUAUCUUGUGCUCAGAUCCUGCUUGAGGAUUUCCCAUUGGGGCAUCUUGGUGGCUAUUGUGAGAACAGGAUGCUGGACUAGAUGGGUCACUGGUCUGAUCCAGCAGGGCUCUUCUUACAUUCCUCUGGCUUCUCCAGAUGAAUUGAAGGUGAAUGUGUUGGUCGUGACCACAGAUUUUGAUUGAGUAGCAAAACAUCUGGAGACACCUUUGACCAAGCAGUGUGUUGAAGAAUGGGCAUGAUAUGCGCUAAGAUCUUUGAACCAAGAUGUUCUGGUGGUGUUGAUAAUGCACACAAAGAAAGACACACGUCUUUUUUACAGGAAUCUAUUGUGAGAUGUCCACAGGGUGGCAGGAGGAGGCUGUGCUGGAUGCAAGUGGGAAGCAUUGCCUGAAGAAACUGUCACAAUAUGUGAUAUAGUUUAUAGGUGAGGGAAGCUCAGGCCCCUGGGCUGAAUCCAUCUCUCCAGACCUCUCUAUCCAGCCCUGGGAUAUCUCUCCAGGCCCUACUCUACAAUUCUAUGAUUGAACGAUUCAUGCCCAUUUCACAAUUCUGCUCCCUCCUUGAUUGUCUUUACUUGGCUGCAAUGUAUCCUUGGACUGUGACAAUGCAUCUCUCUCUUUUCUGGAUGGAGGUGUGCAUGUGUGUGUUUUGGCCACAACAUAAAACAUGAAACUGCUAAAGAGAUGGGAUUAUGCUAUCCCAGCAUUGCUGUGCCUUUCCCUCCUGUGGAAGAUAGUCAUGGCUGUUGCUGGAAAGAGCUGUCUCAAUUUUUAUAAAGGAAUAUAGAAAACUGCUUUAUGCUGAGCCAAACCACUGGUCCAUCCAGUUCAGUACUGUCUACAAUGACUCCAGGAUCUCAGGUAGGGAAUCUCUACCAACUCUACCUGGAUGUACUGCUAAGGCUUGGACCUGGGGCCUUCUGCAUUCAAGACAGAUGCUGUAGCAAUGAACUAUGGACCCUUCCCCAAAUGAGAGAGGGAAAGUGCCUAUACUUCCAAACCCUUCUGCUUUUGGUUUUGAAAAUGUGUUCCAGAAACUGAGGGGUUCCUAGAAGGUUUUCAGGGAUUCCUCUGUGGAUGGUAACUAGGAGCUUCCUUUUUUUUUUUUUUUUUUUUGGAUGCUAUUAAACUUGUCCCCACCCCACACAUGCAUAGGGGAGUCUUAGGCAGGAUGUAGGUCAGACUCUGCCUUCAAACAAGUGACAGUAAAGGCCCCAUAAGCCUAGCCAGCGCCCUGCAUGAAUGGUCCAAAAUGAACAAGGGAAGGAGUGACUCUCCUAUGAGGAAAGGUUGCAGUGUUGGGGGCUUUUUUGUUUAGAGAAAAUUGACUAAGCGGCAACCUGAUCUAAGUUUUUAAAAUUAUCCCUGGCAUGAAGAGAGUGGAUAGAGAAAAACUUUUCUCCCUCUCUCAAAACACUAGAACUUGUGAGCAUCGAAUAAAGCUGAAUGUUUGAAGUUUCAGGACAGAGAAAAUAAAGUACUCCACACAGUAGUUAAACCAUGGAACUCACUCCCACAGGAGGCAGUGAUAGCCACCAACUUGGAUGGCUUUAAAAGCGGAUUAGACAGAUUCAUUGAGGAGAGGGCUGUUGAUGGCUACCGGCCAUAAUGGCAGCGAUCAGACUCCCUGGUCGGAGGCAGUAAUGUUUCUGAAUAUUGGUUGCUAGAAACUUCAAGAGGGGACAUUGCCCAUGUGCUCAGGUCUUGGUUGAGGGUUCCCCAUUCGGGCAUCUCAUUGGCCGCUGUGAGAACAGGAUGCUAGGCUAGAUGGGCCAUUGGCUUGAUCCAGCAGGAAGGCUAUUCUUAUACCCUUAGGAGUUAACAGUGAACCAACUUAUCGCAUAACUUCUACUCAUUAAUUUGAUUGUGGGUUUCGUUUCAAGGUUUUUUUAACAAUGGUUAAAUCUGGUGAAGGGAACAAGUGGGUACAGCAGUGAAGUUGCUGGUGCUCCUGUGUGAGUCCCAGCCUUCAUUAUCUCCUGGACCAAUCAUUGUUCUUCCUUUCCUCUUUGAAGGAUUUGGAAUUCAUGUGCCAGGGGGGUAGGAGGAUAGCUUCAGUUUGGAAGUGGUUCAAGUUUCUGCCGGGAGAAUUUAUCUUUACGAUAAACUGCACGCAUCCCCCAAAACCAUCUGUGUUGACAGCGUGAUGUGUUUAAUGAGCCAGCAAUAGGCAGCAUGUUGUGUUCCUGAUUUCAUUUGCUCCUCAUUAAAGAGUUGACACAGGACAGGCAUGUGCAGUUAUCCCCCCACUUUUUUUUGUUUUGUUUUAAGGCUAUACUUGCCUGCUGUUCGUUUAAAAACCCUGGAUCCUUUACUUCAGGACUGGAGUGACUGCUAUGAGGAAAGUUUGCAGCAUCUGGAGCAUUGUAGUUUAUAGGAAAAAUGAGUAAGAGGCAACAUAGUAGAUAAUGUUUAUAAAAUUAUACAUGGCAUGGAGUACAGUUUUUAUUCCUCUCUCAUAAUGCUAGAACUCAUUGGCAUCCAAUGAAGCUGAAUGUUGGAAGAUUCAGGACAGAUCAAAGAAAGGCUUUCAUUGUGCUGCACAGAGUUACUGUGGAACUCAUUUCCCCAGUUGCUGGGAACCACAGAAGACAAGAGUUGCUUUGCCAUCAUGUUCUGCUUACCUCUGUAGGAGACACUUGGUUGUCCACUGUGAGAACAGGAUUCUGGACUAGAUGAGCCACUGGUCUGAUCUAGCAGUCUUGUCUUAUGUUCUUAUGGUUUUCCAAACUUUUGAACUCAUAGACCCCUUGGUGAGCUUUUAAAGUUGCCAUUGGUCCCCAAUCCAAAUUCUUAGUGAUGAAAAUGAAAUAAAGUUAAGAAAUAACAACAUCUAAUCAACAUUUAUUCAUCUUCAACCACAGUUACAAGGAAUAAUAAAUGUAAAGAAAAUAAGGAAGUAAAACAAUUGAAAAUAAUGAUGAUACCAUACCAGUCUGGACCUUAGAAGAACAUUGCUGGAACAUUGCAGGCAAGUGGUCCAUCUAGUCCAGCAUUCUUUUCUCACCGGGGCUGACCAGAUUCCUCCGUGGAAAACCAUAGAGCAGGACCUGAAUACAAGAACACUCUCUCUUCCUGCAGUUGCUAGCAACUGGCUUUCAGAAACAUUACAUUAUCCAUGCACUAUAUUUCUGACACAGUUCCAAGUUAAAGUUUUUGCACUGUAUGAAGUCAAUGAGAAAAAUGUAUAGGCUGGUAUUCUGAUGCCAGUGAAGACAGGUGGGCACCGCAAAACAUUUUCAUGUAUGAGGAACAUCCAUCCCAUGAUAAAUGCAUGUCUGGAAAUGCCCUGGGCAAAUUAAAAUGAAAGACAGUUUUCAUUUGACAUCAGAAAGAGAAUAAAGAUUACCGCUGACAUUCAUGAUGGGGUUUUAAGCUCUCUCUCAAUUUUUGAAAUGCCUUCCCAAUGACAGAUAUCUCUCUUGACACUACCUACUUGAACUUCGCCAGCUUACCAUUUGCUGGCAGUCAAUUUUCUCCUGGUUCAUCCAUUAUAGUACAUAUUUCUCCAUUUAGAAAUAACAAACCUCAAAACAAUCUGAAAAACUAGAUUUCAGCGUAAACACUUUUACCUAAUGUUUCUCUCCCCCACUCCUUAGAAGAUCCAUGUUAUUUAGGCUGCCCUAUAAAUAAAGCUUAGUCAUCCUUUUUACACUUGUCAGAAAUGAUCUUGGUCUGCGUUUAAAAGGCUAGAAAUGUUGUGUAUUUGUGUAUAUGUGUGUGUGUGUGUUUGUGUGUUUGUGUGUUUGUGUGUGUGUUUUAAAAAUGGAGAAGGUUCUGCAAUAUUAUCCUGCCUGAGAGCCAGUGGUUAAGAGCGGUGGACUCGUAAUCUGGUGAACCGGGUUCGCGUCUCCGCUCCUCCACAUGCAGCUGCUGGGUGACCUUGGGCUAGUUACACUUCUCUGAAGUCUCUCAGCCCCACUCACCUCACAGAGUGUUUGUUGUGGCGGAGGAAGGGAAAGGAGAAUGUUGGCCGCUUUGAGACUCCCUAGGGUAGUGACAUAGCGGGAUAUCAAAUGCAAACUCUACUUCUCAGUUGAAAACCUCGUUUUCUGAGAAUCACAGCUUAUGGGUGUGAUUUAAAUUGUUGAAACCUAAAGCUCUGUGUUAGAAGCUCUUAAGCUCGCCCCUUCUCUGGCUGUUUCUGAAAUGUGGUCUUAAUGAUGACUACAUCUCUUGACACUAGCUAAUUAGGAGCUGUUUUAACUUGCUUAAUUAGGACUGUUUAAAAGCUUGAAAGAAAAGAAUAACCACCUGCUUCUUCCCCCCCCCCUUUACAACAGCACCCAGUUUUCCUUAGAUUGACUUAAGAGGACUGGUUCUUUUGUUCAAACUUACUCUUGAUUGCUUUUAAAAGCUCUGGUAUAUUAGUGGAGAUGAAUUAGGUAUGGGGAAACUUCGGCCAUACAGAUGUUGCUGAACAUGUCUGUGGAUGAUGGGAGUUGUAGUUCAGCAAUAUCUGGAGAGGCAAAUGUACCCCACACCUGAGAUCAAGCUCCUGUGUUGGGAGAAGGAGAGCACACAGUCUCUAAAGGGAAUAGGGAGUGAGGGAGAAGAAGCUGGUGCACAAUUCAGAUUUGAGAGCAUUUACAAACCAUCGUUUUUAGUUUUGUCGGCAAUGGCAAGCAGUGGUUUGAUCAAACCUGAGAGUCAGUCAUUGACUUGGUUCAGAAAACCUUUCCAACCUUCAUAAACCAUAGUUUAUGAAACCAGGAAUGAGUACCAGGCUUUCAUGCUCCUCCUCUACCUUCCUCCUCCCCUUCUAUGUCGGCUUCAGUGCUUCCUAUGUUAUUAUAUAUCGUGUCAGAGAGGGUAUGGUAGAGUUGGAAAAGGUUCAGAAAUAAUGGUUCUGAUUACCAGCUGCUGGAAGCCACAGGAGGGGAGAGUGCUGCUUCUAUGCUUGAUUCUUGCUUGCACUCUUUCCACAAGCAUCUGGUUCAACACUGAGAACAGGAUGCUGGACUAGGUGGGCCACAGACCUGAUCCAUCAGGGUUCUCCAUAUGUUCCUAUAAUCUUACAAGCUGCAUCACAGGUCUGAUUAGAAUAAUACUCAGUAUAUUUCUAGCAACUGCUGCUGACUCUUAGCAUUUUUAAUGCCUCUCGCUGUAGAAGUCCAGGCAUACUGAGGUUCAACUGGCAAACCUGCUGAUGAGGUGUCAGGCAGGUACUGUUUAGUGGCGUUUAGAACCUGAAGACGGGGAUAAAGGAUUGCCCUGUGUGCAGCCUCUGGAAAGCUGUAUAGAGCAAGAAAACAUGCUUUCAUCUUGGGUGAGACAUUUGAGGCUUUAAACUUGUUCCUUUCCUUAAAAAACACAACACCCAUUACCAGUACUUAUUGCAGCAAAUAAUGACAGUAAGUAAGUAAGCCUAGUUCUGCUUUGUAAAGUGUUAGCAAUAUCAAAAGCAACACGAUGGCCAGAAACAAUUACAAUGUGAAAAACUUUAUGGAAUAAUUCAAAACAUCAAAACUAACAAACUGAAGUCUCUGAAAGUCCUUAAAUGAAUCACGGUGCCAGACUUUACCUGGCGAAGAACAAGCUGUGAAGCUUUGUAUAAUCAGCAAAUGUCCAAUUCUGAUGUCCAGCUCUAACUCUGAACAAGAGUUUUUACAGUUUUCCACAUGGCUUAACUCCUUACAUCCAUCUUUAUCUUUCUCGGGUCAUCAUAGCUGUGUUUCUUGUAUUUUUUUGGAUGUUGAGGUUAUAAAACAUAAUGGCUUCCUUGCUGUUAAACCUCAUAAAAAACCCACUGAUUGUAAUUCUCUAUUACACUAUUCUUUUCACCCCAGACAACUGAGGGACAACUUUCUUUAUGGAAAAUUUUUACGCCUUAAAAGAAAUACCUCUUUGAAAAAUGUUGGGCUGAAGUGAAAAAAGAUUUAGAAAUUUGGUCAAAUUUGAAGCUUUCACUGCUAGGCCGUAUUGCUGUGAUAAAAAUGAAUGUAUUGCCUAGAAUGUUGUUUUUGUUUCAAACAUUGCAAGUUUUGGACAAAAUGGAUCGCUUCAAGAAGUGGCACAGAGAUAUUUCUAGAUUUGUCUGGCAGGGCAAGAAGCCCAGAAUAAAAUUUAAAAUAUUAACGGAUGCAAAGGAAAGAGGUGGAUUUGCCCUGCCAGACCUUAAACUUUAUUAUGAAUCAGCAGCUUUUUGCUGGCUGAAAGAAUGUCUGCUUCUUGAAAACACAGACAUUUUGGACUUAGAAGGUUUCAAUAAUGUAUUUGGAUGGCAUGCAUAUUUGUGGUAUGACAAGGUCAAAGCACAUAAAGCAUUUAAGAAUCAUAUUGUCAGGAAAGCAUUGUUUAAUGUCUGGAUAAGAUAUAAGGAUUUAUUGGAAAAUAAAACCCCAAGGUGGUUGUCACCGAUGGAGCGAAAGCACUGAAAAAGCUCAAUAUGGAGGCCAAAUGGCCGAAAUAUUGGGAAAUUCUGGAACAAGAGGGAGACAGAUUGAAACUGCAGAGUUUUGAGAAACUAAAAAACAAAGUGCGAGAUUGGUUUCAUUAUUAUCAGAUAAUGGAGGCAUAUAAUUCGGACAAGAAAAUUGGCUUCCAGGUGGAAAAAUCAAAAUUAGAAACAGAACUGUUAGAACCCAAAACUAAGACUUUAUCAAAGAUGUAUAACUUGCUGUUGAAAUGGAAUACUCAGGAUGAAACGGUGAAAUCUGCUAUGAUUAAAUGGGCACAAGACGUUGGACAUAACAUAAUGAUGGCUGACUGGGAACAGUUAUGGACCACAGGUAUGAAGUUUACGGCAUGCAAUGCCUUAAGAGAGAAUACUAUGAAAAUGAUAUACAGGUGGUACAUGACACCAGUCAAGUUUGCAAAAAUCUAUCAUUUGCCCGAUAAUAAAUGUUGGAAAUGUAAAGAAACUGAAGGUACAUUCUUUCACCUUUGGUGGACCUGCCCAAGGAUUAAGGCUUUCUGGGAGAUGAUCUAUAAUGAAUUGAAAAAGGUAUUUAAAUAUACCUUCUUGAAGAAACCAGAGGCCUUUCUCCUGGGCAUAGUCGGCCAAUUGGUGUUAAAGAAGGAUAGAACCUUCUUUAUGUAUGCCAAAACAGCAGCAAGAAUACUUAUAGCAAAGUAUUGGAAGACACAAGAUCUACCCACUCUGGAAGAAUGGCAGAUGAAGGUGAUGGACUACAUGGAAUUGGCGGAAAUGACUGGCAGGAUCCGAGACCAGGGAGAUGGGUCGGUGGAAGAAGAUUGGAAGAAAUUUAAAGACUAUUUACAGAAAUAUUGUAAAAUUAAUGAAUGUUAGAAUGAUGUUAGAAUGAAAUUAAGUGGUUCUAGUAGCAAUGUCAUAAAGGUGUAUGUAAAAAUGGAUGGUUAAUAGGUGAGAAUCUAAAGUUAUAAAAUAUUAAGUUAAAGGACUAAGAUAUAAACAAAGAGGGAAAGGAAUUGCUGAAUUAACCAAUUGAACUGGAAUACAAAAAAGGGAGGUGAGAGGAGGUCAGGGAAGCAAGGAAAUGAAAUGUAAGAUACAGAAGGAUUAAUUUGUUUUUAAGUGUUUCUUUUUUAUUUUUUUUCUGUACUUUGUAUGUUUUUUCCCCUUCUUUUUUAUAUAUUUUUCCUUGUUUCUUCUCUCUUUAACUAUGUAAUUUUUUGUUUUUGAAAUUUUAAUAAAUAUCAUUAAAAAAAAAAAGAAAUACCUCUUUUGACCAUGAUUUCCAUAACAGUGCAGAUAUUCUAGCUCACUUUCUUCAUUCCAGAGGAUAUCCUCCCACCAUUGUCAACAGGUCCAAAUAUAAAUCUCUUACGAAGGUCUGGACGUUGCUUCUCAGUCCCUCAACCACCUCACAGUCUCAAAAUCGCAUUAUAGGCUCAUUAAUAAUAAUAAUAAUAAUAAUAAUUUUUAUUUAUACCCUGCCCUCCCCAGCGAAGGCCGGGCUCAGAGUGGCUUACAAGCAAUAAUAAAAACAAGUUGAAUGAUUACAACUUAAAAACAAAAUUAAAAUACAACAUUAAAAUAUUGAAACAUUAAAAUAUUAAAAUGUAGCCUCAUCGCAGAAGGAGAAGGAAAGGAAAAAAGAAAGAGAGGGAGGGAAUCAAAUUGGCUCCAAGCCAAAGGCCAGGUGGAGCAACUCUGUCUUACAGGCCCUGCGGAAAGAAAUCGGAUCCUGCAGGGCCCUGGUCUCAUGAGGCAGAGCGUUCCACCAGGCCAGAGCCAGAGUUGAAAAGGCCCUGGCUCUGGUUGAAGCCAAUCUAACUUCCUUAGAGCCCGGGACCACUAGGGUGUUGCUAUUUAUGGACCUUGAGGCUCUCCGUGGGGCAUACCGGGAGAGGCGGUCCCGUAGGUACGAGGGUCCUAGGCCAUGAAGGGCUUUAAAGGUCAAAACCAGCACCUUAAAUCUGACCCUGUACUCUACCGGGAGCCAGUGCAGUUUGAAAAGCACUGGGUGAAUAUGCUCCCAUGGCAGAGACCCUGUGAGGAGCCUCGCUGCAGCAUUCUGCACCCUCUGGAGUUUCUGGGUCAGCUUCAAGGGCACCCCCGCGUAGAGCGAAUUACAGUAGUCAAGCCUGGAGAUGACUGUCGCAUGGAUCACUGUGGCCAGGUCGGGGCGGGAAAGGUAAGGGACCACCUGCUUGAUGCGGCGAAGGUGGAAAAAUGUCGCCUUGGCUGUUGCUGUAACUUGCGCCUCCAUGGAAAGGGAGGCGUCAAGGAUUACACCCAAACUCUUAACGGAAGGCAAUGGCACUAAUUGGGCCCCGCAAGAGAAGGGAGUUGGUCCCUCAUCCCCAUGCCAUCCCGACCCAGCCAUAGGACCUCUGUCUUCGAAGGAUUUAGUUUCAAUCGGCUCCCACGAAACCAUGCAGCCACAGCUUCCAAGCAUCUGGUCAGUGUGUUCGGGGCCGAGUCGGUGUGGCCAUCCAUCAGCAGAUAGAGCUGAGUGUCAUCAGCAUAUUGGUGACAGCCCAGCCCAAAGCUCCGGAUAAUCUGGGCAAGGGGGCGCAUAAAGAUGUUAAAAAGCAUCGGGGAGAGAAUUGCGCCCUGCGGCACUCUACACACCAAGGAGUGGCGCGACGACAUUUCCCUCCCUAGUGCCACCCUCUGUCCCCGACCAGAGAUAAAAGAGCACAGCCAGUUACGGGCUAUGCCCUGUAUCCCCACGUCUGCGAGGCGGUGGUCCAGAAGAUCAUGAUCGACCAUGUCAAAGGCUGCUGACAAAUCUAAAAGGAUCAGCAGUCCUGACCCGCCUCGAUCCAGUUGUCUACGGAGAUCAUCUGUAAUGGUACACUGUUAGAGUACACUACUCAUGCAGACAGAAUUAUUAGAAUUAUAUGCAAACAUUGGCAUGUACUCUGGAAUGUACCAGGUUGUAAUGAAUUUCCUUUGAUUGGCCUGAGACGGACCAAAUCAAUUAAAGAUAUGUUAGUACACACAGAUAUGAAUUCUGAAAGAAUUAUAACUCGUACCAUUAGCACUUCUGGGCCCACUGGUCACCAUAAAUGUGGCAGAUGUUCAUCUUGCCCAUUUUCUUUACAGACUAAAGAAAUUUAUGAUGAGAAAACCAAUUUCAGAUUUGUUAUUUGUCAAUUUAGUACAUGUCAGACCAGAGAUGUGGUCUACCUUACUCAAUGUCCUAUUGUAUAUAGGCUCUGCCACUUGAGCAGUUGGAGUUCGGAUUGGGGAACAUUGCUCACGCAUACGUAAUGCCAGUAUGGAGGCACCUCUGGUAGAACAUUUUGUUUCUCACAAUCAUUCAGACACGGAUUUAUUAUUUACAGUUUUAUGGGUGAAUCAGAAGACAAUUGGUAUCAGAAAAGAUUAUGAGUGACAGUUACGGCAGCAAGAAGCCAGUUUUAUUUUCAUGUUUAAAACUAUUCAUUCAGAGGGACUUAACUCUGAAUUAGACCUCAAUUGUUUUAUUUGAUUAUCUGCAUCUUUGCUGUUACUUUGUACUGUGUCUUUAAACUUGGUCUCCUUGUUAUUAGUGUCACCUGGGGUUGGCUAUAUACAUUUUUCAAAAAAUGUUGUCAGUAACACUGACUACAUAAUCACAUGAGCACUGUUCCAGAGUAUUUUUCAUUCUCAUGUAUAUUAUAUCUAUUUGAAAAAAGAUUGGGUAUGUAACCUUUUUAUGUUACAAUUUAUAAUUUCUACACUGAUUGAAGUUGUUGUUAUGCAUGUGCAGGUCAUCGUUUGAAUAUUUUAUUUUCAGUUAAUGAAGAAAUUACAAAUCUUUCUACUUAUGAGUGUUGAACUAAUUGGCUGAUGAAGAAUUAAAUGAAACAGUAGUUGUUAUCCGGAAACACUGUUCAGCAGAGUUCAGAGUUGGACAUCAGAAUUGGACAUUUGCUGAUUAUACAAAGCUUCACAGCUUGUUCUCCGCUGGGUAAAGUCUGGUACCGUGAUACGUUUAAGGACUUUCAGAGACUUCAGUUUGUUAGUUUUGAUGUUUUGAAUUAUUCCAUAAAGUUUUUCACAUUGUAAUUGUUUCUGGCCAUCAUGUUGCUUUUGAUAUUAAUGACUCAUAUUUUGCAACACAGGGGAUUGUUUACUCAUUGUAAAGUGUUAGAGCAGAGUUUGAAAGUUCCUGUGUGGUCAGUGUAAUGUCAUUGGGGCCAAAUUUAUGCCCCUUGGCAGAGGUAUUUGAGUCCUGCAUUUGCAUUUAGAUCCUUCUUGUGGACUUCUUGUGGACUUCCCAUCUGGUGGCCACUGUGAGGACAGGAUGCUGGGCUAGAUGGGCCAUUGGCCUGAUCCAGCAGUGUUCUUCUAAUACUAUACGUACCUUCACUUCUGCUUCUUUUCAAAAUAACAACUUAAGAGAGACAAGUGUUGAUGGGCUUCAGCUAAGUAGCUCAGUACUUCCAAAAUUGGAACCUGACCUUAUUUUAGUUAGGUUGACAGACCUUUGAUGACAUCCAGAUGCUGGCAUGAUGCAUCUUUUGAGGCCUUCUUGCUGGUUCUGAAUCAUCUUAGCCGUACCCAUGAGUCACUAUCCUGGCCUGUGAGUGACUUGUAGGCAUGGCAUAUUCUGGGUAAGAGCAGCUUCUUGUGGUUAAAAAGAAAGCAGAAGGACUUGUGAUGGGAACUUUACUUUUUGGGAGAUCAGGGGAUCAGCCAGAAGAGCAUUUUGCUAUUGCACCUAAGGCUGUCUCCACAAUGGCGUUUUUAGUUGGGCUUGGUUUAACACCAGUUAAGUGCAGCUGAGCUGAGGAUCUGCACAGCAACUGUCUCUAACAGGUUAAUGUUUUCUGCCCUUUGGGAAGAGCUACAUUGAUUGGCUUGAUAAGAAGGAGAGUCUGUGCAAUUUCUGAGGCAUGUGUGAGUUUCAUGUGAGGUCGCUGGCACACACUUUUUCUCCAUGUGAACUGAGUAGAAUGAAGGGGAUGCCCUUAAAAUAGAGUGUGUGGCCUGGGGAGAGUUUAGAGGGCCAGGCAGAGAGACCUGGAAGCCACAUUUGCCCCCUAGGCCUAAGCUUCACCCUUCCUCCCUGCCUUCAAGCUUGGAGAUUCUUUUUUAUUAUUUAUAAUUUAUUUACUGCAUUUAUAUCCCAUUUUUUUCUGUGCAGAGCUGAACGUGGUGUACAUUUAAUCCCUACAGCAACCCUGUGAGGUAGAUUAGGCUGAGAGAGGCAGUGACUGGCCCAGGGUCACACCCAGUGAGCUUCAUGGCCAAGUGGGGACUUGAAUCCUGGUCUCUCUAGUCCAACACUCUAACCCUGGCUCUCAAGCCUCAUUGAAAUAAGCUUUUCUUAAGCCUCAUUGAAACAAGCAUUAACUGUACAAGACCAUAGCAUCCAAAUAGACAACAGGGAAUCUGGGAUUUUCUGCUCUUCCCUGGUGUUGGCUUUUGUAUGAAAACAUGCAUGCUUGGCAAACAAGAUGUGAAAGUGGAUGAGAGGCUGGGAGAGUAUGUCUAGCAGAGUGGCACACUCUCAUUCCCUGCUGCUGUGUGCGUACAGUAUUUGGUGCUGGCGUGGAAGAGCCCUCCUGUCCCCAGCUGUUUCUCCUGCACUGUCUCGCUCAGUAAUAAUGCUGUGGAGAGGUCUCUGAUUCCAGUAUUCUCAUAAUACUCUGCUCCUCCCCAGCCUUUCCUUGUCCAGAACCUAACAUGUGGAAAUGCUGCUCAGAGUAUAUUCCAAUAUAUUGCAGUGACACCUCCCUCUUUCUCCUUUAAUCUGGGUUCAAGCUUGACUUCCUGAUUUUUUGCUCCUCAUCUCGGCAGGCAUCAGACUUGAUUUUUUUCCUUUAAAUUCCUGCAGCGUGCUUUGCAUUUAUAGGCAAUUGGGAGCGAUUUGGCAAGCGAUCUGUGCAGUUCUGCCAGGGUGGUGUUGUGGUUAGAGUGUUGGACUAGUCCCCACUCAGCCACAAAGUUCACUGGGUGACCUUUGGUCACAGUCACUGUCUCUUAGUGUGGACAGUACUGGGCUACAUAGACCAAUGACUCAUUAGAAGGCACCUUCCUAUGUGUCCAUUUAAUUCAGCUCUUUAGUCAUAACUAAGACAACUAUUUUUUUUUGGUGGGGGGAAUCAUAGAAUCAUAGAAGAAUCAUUGUGGAAGAGACCACAAGGGCCAUUGAGUCCAACCCCCUGCCAAGCAGGAAACACCAUCAGAGCACUCCUGACAUAUGGUUGUCAAGCCUCUGCUUAAAGACCUCCAAAGAAGGAGACUCCACCACACUCCUUGGCAGCAAAUUCCACUGUCGAACAGCUCUUACUGUCAGGAAGUUCUUCCUAAUGUUUAGGUGGAAUCUUCUUUCUUGUAGUUUGGAUCCAUUGCUCCGUGUCCGCUUCUCUGGAGCAGCAGAAAACAACCUUUCUCCCUCCUCUAUGUGACAUCCUUUUAUAUAUUUGAACAUGGCUAUCAUAUCACCCCUUAACCUCCUCUUCUCCAGGCUAAACAUGCCCAGCUCUCUUAGCCGUUCCUCAUAAGGCAUCGUUUCCAGGCCUUUGACCAUUUUGGUUGCCCUCCUCUGGACACGUUCCAGUUUGUCAGUGUCCUUCUUGAACUGUGGUGCCCAGAACUGGAUACAGUACUCCAGGUGAGGUCUGACCAGAGCAGAAUACAGUGGCACUAUUACUUCCCUUGAUCUAGAUGCUAUACUCCUAUUGAUGCAGCCCAGAAUUGCAUUGGCUUUUUAGCUGCCGUGUCACACUGUUGGCUCAUGUCAAGUUUGUGGUCAACCAAGACUCCUAGAUCCUUUUCACAUGUACUGCUCUCAAGCCAGGUGUCCCCCAUCUUGUAUUUGUGCCUCUCAUUUUUUUUGACCAAGUGCAAUACUUUACAUUUCUCCCUGUUAAAAUUCAUCUUGUUUGUUUUGGCCCAGUUCUCUAAUCUGUCAAGGUCGUUUUGAAGUGUGAUCCUGUCCUCUGGGGUGUUAGCCACCCUCCCAGUUUGGUGUCAUCUGCAAAUUUGAUCAGGAUGCCCUUGAGUCCAUCAUCCAAGUCGUUGAUAAAGAUGUUGAAUAAGACCGGGCCCAAGACAGAACCCUGUGGCACCCCACUAGUCACUCUUCUCCAGGAUGAAGAGGAACCAUUGAUGAGCACCCUUUGGGUUCGGUCAGUCAGCCAGUUACAAAUCCACUGAGUGGUAGCAUAGUCAAGGGUCAUAGCUCAGUGGUAGAGCAUCAGCUUUGCAUGCAGAAAUGCCAGGUUCAAUUCCCAAUGGCAUAUCCAGGUAGACCUAGGAUACAGUCCCGUUCUGAAACCCUGGAGAGCCUUUGCAAGUCAGUGUUGGCAAUACUGACCUAGGUGGACUAAUGGUCUGAUUCAGUACAAGGCAGCUUCUGUCCAAUCCUCAUUGUGGUGCCUCUGAGACUGAGACUGUCCAGUUGCUGAUAAGUGCUUAAAACAAAGCAUAUCCCAUUUUUACUACUGGAGGUAUGAACAAGAUAAUAAUAAUAAUAAUAAUAAUAAUAAUAAUAAUAAUAGUAAUCGUAGUAAUAAUAAUAUUUUUAUUGGUACUCCACCCUUCAUGGCCGGAGCUGGGCUCAGAGUGGCUAACAUAAUAUAAAUAAUACAAUAUGCAUAAAAACAAGCAAUCAAUUGAUUAAAAUGCAUCCCAAAAUUAAUUAAAAUAAAUUAAAGUUAAAGUUAAAACUGUACAAUUACAAUCCUCAGGUUAAAAUUGAAAGUGGUUAAUACUUGCUAGGACCAACUGUUUCCAGUGAUAUUAUAAGGACUUGUGAACGGGCUGGGAAACCGCCUUCGUGCUUGUUCUUAUACAAAGAGAAAAUGAUGAUAACCCCUAAUCCAAACCCUUCAAGUCUAUCAAUACUUACAGAAUCAUAGAACCAUAGAAUUGUAGAAUUAGAAGGGGACCCAAGGGUCAUCUAGUCCAACCCCCUGUAGUGCAGGAAUCUUUUGCCCAACAUGGGGUGUGAACUCACAACCCUGAGACUAAGAGUCUCAUGCUCUACCGACUGAGCUAUCCCAGCUGCAGCUUCUUAAGUCACAUUUAACUGUCUUUUCAUUUAAAGUGCAUUGUGUGAUUAGUUCACUGUGCCUGUUAAUGACCACCACUCAACUGUUGCUGAAAGCUGUGUUCUAAAAGAAAAAGUGACUGAAAGAACUGGGGGGAGGUGGAGGAGGAGGAGAAAAAGAUGGUAGAGAGAAGUGGGGUCCUUGAAAUGGGGUCAGUCCUUAGCAUUUCCAGGUAGGUUUAGGAAAUACACCUAUCUGAAAUGAUAGAGAGCCACUGCCAGUAAUGCAGAAGUUCCCAGGUUCAGUUCUUAAUGGAAUAUCCAGGUAGAGGUGGAGUUGAUUUCACUGAAAACUGCUGCCAGUCAGAGUAAACAGUACUGAGCUAGAUGAACCAAUGUAUUUGACUCAUGCAGCUUCCCAUAUUCCUAAGGGACAGACACACACUCUCUCUCGCACACAAGCUCCUUAUUCUUGGAACACACACACUUCUUAUUCUGUCUGUGUUCCUUCACCACCUGUAGAACAAAUAGUUUAGGAAAAUGUAUUAGCACUGACCUGGAUACCUGCGACACCUCCCCUCCUCACUGCUUUAUUUAAAUGAAGGAAAUUGUAAAGCAUACAGGAUCUGUGAUGAAGUUACCCUUUUUGGCUCGAGGGUAUUGACCAAAGUUGUUUUACCUGACUCAUCUGUAUGGUUGGAUUGUCUUUUCUUGGGUAAAGUUCAAAGAUAGACUUAGACAGGCUGCGGUGUGUGUGUGUGGGAGAGUUGUGCUUUUUAAAAAAAAGCCUCUUAAAAGCCUGUGUUUUUCCACCACAUUUCUAUUAUACUAGAUGAGUCUUUGAUUUCCACUUUGUGUUUUUUCCUCUGCCUGUUUGUUGAGAUGUGACCUGCAGUUCACUGUAAGGAUGGCAGUGUGAUGGCGGCAUCUUAAUAUAGGGCAGGUGCUCAAAAGCUCUGCGGCAAAACUCUCUCUUUUCUCUUGAUUGAUUUUCCUUUUCUUUUUUUAAAAAGAGGACACCUGCCAAUAUGGAACUAUUUCUUACUACCUAUCAUAGAAUCAAAGGAAUGUUGGGUGGAAGGGAUCCCAAGGCUCAUCUAGUCUAACCUGCCACAAUGCAGGAAUUAUAACUAUGUGCCACUAUUGUGGCGCUGAGUGGGCAUUUCUGCAAAGCUAGGCAGGAGACAAUCAAGAGAAAGUCAUUAUUCAUGCAGCACAUAGUUAAACUGUGGAACUUCCUCCUGCAGGAGGUGGCAACAGUCACUACCUUGGAGGACUUUAAAAGAAGAUUAGACAAAUUGAUGGAGGAAUAUGGAUAUGUUUUAGCUCCAUUGUUGGAGGCAGUAAAAACUUUUGAAUACCAGUUGCCCAAAACCGCAGGACAGGAGAAUGCUCUUGUGCCUUGGUCCUGCUUGUGGGUUUCCCAGAAGCAUCAUGUUGUGAGAACAAGGUGCUGGACUAGAUCGGCUACUGGCAUGAUCUAGCAGCGCUCUUCUUAGGUUCUUAUGAUUUGGGUGGCCACAUUUAAUUUCAGUAGAGCCAGUGUGACGUAAUGGUUGGAGUGUUGGACUAUGACCUGGGAGAUCUGGGUUCGUAUCCCCACUCAGCCAUGAAGCUCACUGGGUGACCUUGGGCCAGUCAUCAUCUUCUAGCCUAGCCUACCUCACAGGGUUGUUGUGAGGAAAAAUGGGGAAGAGGAGAAACAUGUGCACCAUCUUGAGCUCACUGGAAGAUAAAGGUGGUAUAUAAAUAACAAUAAAUAAAUAAAUAAUAAUUUCUAGAUGUUUUGCAUCAUCUUCCUUCCCCUUCCAAGCAAUUACUAUUUGUUUUAUCUCCAAGCUGCAGCCCAUUUCAUUUUUUUUUUUUUAAGGAAAUUCAUUCCUGCCCUUGAUUAAGCUCCACAUAAUAGCUUCCACUGCUCACUCAUACAUUCAUUAAGAAGAAUUAAACAAGGGCUGGCAGCCAUUAGCAGAGAGCUAAUAACCUCACCGCAGGAAAGCGCAGCAGCUUGGAAUAAAUGAACAGGAGCAGAAACAAAUGAAAUAACUUCAUGGAUUUAUGCGUGACUAAUUUGCUGCUUCUUUUUUUCACAAAAAAAGUCUGAUUUACAUGGAUUUAGCACUCAUGAAAAGAGCUGGAUUGACAGGCCUUGAAGGACUGCUGUCAAUGGCUGUCAAAACAGAUGCACAGACCAGAGAACAGACCGGGACUUGCCAAUAUCCCUGCAAAGCGACAUGUUUCUACCAUUGGGGGGGGCACAGUUUUGGCACCUCAUCCGGUGCCUGCUCAGUUUGCCUUACAGCUGAGGCUGUCACCAAGGAGGCCUCUGUUUGGUGGGGCUCAGGGAGAUGGCAUUAAUGAGACCCAUCGAUUGUCUAGGAAAUAGAGCAUAGAUACCAAUCUCAUGUAUGUGGUUGGGCUCAUAGAAUUAGCAUCCUGGGACGAGUUUGAACAUUGGUAUUCAGAAGCAUACUGCCUUCAACAGAGGAGGGAUAAUUUAAAAAGAGCCAUGCUAGAUCAGGCCAAUUGGCCCAUCUAGCCCAUCAUCUUGUUCUCACAGUCGCUAGCUAGAUGAUUGUGGGACUCCAAAAACUCAAAAAAUAGGAGUUCAGCACAUUAGCACUCUACCCACCUGUGAAGAGGAAGAAUAUAGUGUCAUCCUGGCUAGAAGCUACUGAUUAUCUCAUCCUGCAUGUGUGUUGUGUAGUGGUUAGAGUGUCAAACUAGGACCUGGCAGUCCAUUCAGCCAUGAUAGUUGUGAGGAUGAAACAGGGAGAGUGGAAGAACCGUGUACAUCACCUUGAAGCCUUUGGAGGAAAGAAGUUGAGAUAUCAACAUAAUAACCAUAGUCGAUUAGUUGAAGCCUCUUUUAAAGUUGUCCAAGCUGGUGGUCAUCACACAGCGCACCUACGAGUUGCAAAUGUAACUAUAUGCUGCGCAAGGAAGUCCUUCCUUAAAUUGUGUGUCCUGAAUGGUCCGAUGUUAUGCAUUGCCUUCUGAAAUUGGGGCGUAUCCUAUACAAGAGCAUUGUAAAUAGGUGCCCAAACUGUAGGGCCACAAUUCUAAAAAACUGGGGAUUGGGGUGUACCUGAAAAACAAUCCAUGAUGUGGGCUCCAACAAACUUUCUUUGGCCCAUCACAACUGUGCGUGUUGUGUGGCAUCAGAAAUGUGCGGUGGAAAAGGUUCUGAGACGUGAAUUCUUCUGCUGCACUCUUUCUCUGUGCAGUCCUCCACCACCACUUAAUUUUUUUAUUAAUUGGGAACCCAACAAAUUAAUUGGGAACCCAACAAAUGAGCAAGUUUAAAGCAUGCAACCUGGAAUGGAUGUAAUCCUAGGCCAAACUAAAAAAUCAAACUUGUAAUUAACCUUAAUUUUUUUCCAGGUGAGUAAUCUCUGCAGAGUACAUAUAAAUCUAGGCUCACUGUUCUUCAGGCGUGCUAAAAUUAGCAUGCUGACAGCAUGUACACACUCUUAGGGUGCAAUCCUGAACAAGGAUGUAAGCCCCAUUGAGCUCAGGGGUAGGAAAUUGCAUAGACUCGUGUUGCCGAAAUCUGAGUUGCAUGAAGUAAAUCAUAGUAUUGUAGAAGAGACCUAAAGGCUCAUCUAGUCUAAUCCUUGCAAUGCAGAAAUCAAUGGUAUGCUAUUUAGUUUUCACAGGUUCCAUCUGAUGAUAGUCCUACUCAUAAUAAAUCCAUUGAAAUGGAUGGCUGUGACGAACUCAGGUUCAUUAAUCUGAGUAGGAUGCCUAAGUACAAUUUAGUUGGAUACCACCCUACAUCUUAAAAUAGUUACAAGCUUUCUGAUGAUAAAUAAUGUCUAAGCAUAGCUAUGCAUUUAUUUGCAUGUUGAUUUAUUUAUUGCAUUAUAGCCCACCUUUUUCUCCAAGGAGUUCAAGGUGGUGUACCUGGUUCUCUCCUUCCUCAUUUAAUCCCCACAACAACUCUGUGAGGUAGGUUAUGCUGAGAGGCAGUGACUGGUCCAAGGUCACACCCAGUGAGCGUCAUGGCUGAGUGGGGGGAUUUGAACCAUGAUAUUUCCCAGGUUCUAGUCUGAUUCUGUAUAACCACUGGCUUAUAAUUUUAGCCUUAGAGGAAAUUCUAAACAAACUGCCCUAGGGUUGUUCUUGGAUUUGUUACCUGUGAUUCCUACAUUGCGGGGGUUGUACUAGAUCAGGAGUCAGCAAACCUUUUCAGCAGAGGGCCGGUCCACUGUCCCUUAGUCCUUGUGGGGGGCUGGACUAUAUUGGGGGGUGGGGGGAAGGAUGCAAGAGCACCAUGAGCUCUGGUGGCUGCUUACCUGUGUCUUGCAAGCAGCAGGGGCUGGCGGGACGAUGAGCAUUGCGCAAAAGGGCUCCAGAGAGGGGCUGCUUAAAAUGGCAGCCAUUUGAGCGCUGCUGCUGCUGCUGCUGGCACCAACAAAGCCCAGCCCCCUUCCUCCUCUAGGCAGGGCAGGGAGAAGCCAGGAGGAGGAGGGAGGAGGCGUAGUUGGCGCUGCCGUGUGAGGGAGAGGGAAAGAGCGUGCGUGCUGGUGAUCCACGCGGUGAUUCCCGGACUGUCUGCGGGCCGGAUCCAGAAGGCAGUUGGGCCUGAUCCGGCCUGCGGGCCUUAGUUUGCCGACCCAUGGAACAGAUGAAGUUUUGUGUCCCUUUCCACUAUAAAGGUCUAUGAUUGUGUUACUCUGAAUUGGAUUUUGAGGAUUCUGGGGAGUUUUGACAACCAAAGGUUCAAACUGUGCCUCAUUCCCUUUGAAGGACCUUCUUCCCUGCUCAAUUUCUCCACUAACCUUUACUUAAAAGAUAAAAAACUCAGACAUAGAGCAAAAUGCCGAAGCUUUCUCCAAUGAUAGCUUUUAUGACCAGUGUUUUCACAAAUGGCAGGACUGACAACCUCAAUUUUCUUCUGCUGUUUCCUGCGUUAGGGGCAGAAGCAUCUUGGUUCACAAAUAACUCAGAUCCCGAAGAUGAUAUUUUAUUUUCUUGUUGUUGUUGUUGAGACUUUGCCCCCUCCCCCCCUUCCAUCUCAGCCAUUUCGGGCCUCAUUUGAGACGCUCAUCCAGCCGAGAAACAAUGACACAAUAAUCGCCGCUAUUGAGCAGGAGUUGCAGUUUUGAAGUUUCUACCUGGGUUGCUCUCUUUGAUUGAUAUUUUAAUUUGUUUUUUUGGCAGAUGAAAGAUAAUGAAAAUCAGCUUGUGGCUGAAAGCAGCCACACUAGGGAAUACUUUAUUUUAUUUUAUUUUUUGCUUUUUAUGUUAUCCUCUUUACCCAUUUCCCCCACUUUCUCCCCAUCUCCAGCUUUUGCAUGUAGAGCUUUAACAUCGUGUUGCACAUUAAGGUACUUAAUGUAGGGAAAUCAUUUCACUCUUGAGCUCCCAGUUAAUAUAUUCCCAAGGAACUUGCUUAAAUCUCCGUGAGCUGUUUCUGUGGAAAUUUACCCCUCCUUAUUCUAUUAACUGCAGAUGGAAUUUGGAUGGGUAGGGUGAGGGGCUUCUGAGUCCUGAGGCCAAAACGUGACACUCCCAGCUUUACGCUUCUAUUUGAGGUUGCUUGAUUGUUUGAAAAAGACAAGGAUGCUUGUGGGGAAACAGAGGGGCCCUUGCGUGCUUUCACAUCCGUGACUGUCUGACAGGUGUCAUGGUGUCCUCCAGAAGUUGUGGUUCAACUCCCAGCUCUUGUUGGAUGGCUUUAAAAGAGGAUUAGGCAAAUUUAUUGAGGACAAGGCUGUCAACAGAUAAUAGCCAUGAUGUCUCCACUGUUGCCUCUGAAUACUAGUUUCUGGGAGGGAUCAUUAAUGCGGAGAGUUGCUGUUGUACGAGUCUUCCUUGCAGGCUUCCUACAGGCAUCUGGUCAGCCACUGUGAGAAGAGGACACUGGACUAGAUGAGCCAUUGCCUAAUCUAGCAGGGCUGUUCACAUUUUCUACCAGUUGCUGGGAAUUCCAUGUAGGGAGAGUGCUGAUGUGGUCAUAUUCUGCUUGUGGGCUUCCCAUAAUGGGCAUCCAGUUGGCCACUGCGAGGACAGGAUGUUGGACUAGGGCCAUUAGCCUGAUCCAGCAGGUUUGUCUUACAUUCUUGUGUUUUAUGUUCUUAUCAUCCCUGACUAUUAGCCACGCUGUCAGGGGCUGAUGAGAACUGGGAGUCCCAACAACUUUGUAGCCAUAUUGGCUAAUCCUGCUUUACACAGUGGUCUUAACUGAAAUAAUUUAGUGGUGCUUAUGCACCACUCAGGACUUCUUAAAAUAAUGAAAAUGUCAUAAAAGAACUAAUUUGUAAAAAAACCCCCAAGAUGCAUGAGUGUGUGUAUGUGUAGAAACUAGAUUCCUGUACAAAAAUAAGUUUUAAAGUUUUAUUACAGUACUACAUUUUUAUCCCACCCUUUACUCUAAGGAGCCCAAGUUUAGGUACAUAGUCCUCCCCAUUUUACCUUCACAACAACCCUGUGAGGUAAGUUUGUCUGAAAGGCAGCAACUGGCCCAUGUUUACCCAGUGAGCUGCAUGGCUGAAUGGGGAUUUGCACCCUGGUCUCUCCUAGGUUCUACUCCUCUUUUAAUCCCCAAAACAACCCUGUGAAGUAGGUUGGGCCGAGAGGCAGUGACUGGCCAGAGAUCAUCCAUUACGCUUCUUGGCCAAGUGGGGUUUGAACCCUGGUCCCCCAGAGGCCAACACGCUUAGCUGAUACACUACAUUGGCUCUCAUCCAAUUUACAUUCAUUGCUCCACUAGCACCUCUGAGUCUGCCCACCUUUCACACAAGACCCCCAGAAAGUUGCCAAGAUGAGAAUGUGGCCCUUGGUCUGAAAAGGCUUCCCUUGCCUCUGCCCUACAUCUUAACUAGCCAAGCAACAUGGAUUGCACAGGUGCAAAGCUAAAGGAGUUAAAUUUGAAAUUCAUUUAAGAUACUUCAGGGUCCAGUGGGAAUAAGCCCAGCUUUGCUAGUUAGAAGUUUCUUUCCUCCAACAAUUGUAACAUUAGCUCAGCUGAACUCGUUGACAUUUGGUCUGGCAAUGAGCCUGCUUUGAAAGCAGAGAGCAAGUUGCUAAUGGCUUUCUGUCUACAUUCCUGGUCCAUUUUCACAUUUAUUUAUUUUUUAUUCUUUACAUGGGAGCAGGUUGCACAAUCUGGCAACUUGCUAAAAACGCGUUGCCAUCUCCAGUGGGAUUUGUGGCAGGUCAAGCUGCCUCUGGGCUCCUCAACUGGGCAGACAGGAAGAAAGCACGGUGGGUGGUCAUUUCCAAUGCCAGUCCUACCCACUGAAAUCAGUAGGCUCACUGAAGCACUGAGUUUGUUUCAGAAUGGCCAUCCACAUUGGCUGCCUCUUGUGGGAGUGAGUUCCAUAGAUUAACUAUAUGUUGGGUGAGGAAGUCCUUUCUUUUAUCUAGCCUGAAUCAUCCAAUGUUCAGCUUCAUAAGACAUCCACCUAGUGUUCUGAGAGAGGGACAACACAGCCUUAAUCACUGGUAACCAUUGAUAGCCUUCUCCUCCCUGAAUUUGUCCAGUCUAAAGCCAUCCAGGUUGGCGGCUAGCACUGCCUCCUGUGGGAGUGAGUUCCACUUUUCCACUGCAUUGCAUGAAGAACUUUCUUUGAUCUGAAUGUUUUUGAGUUGCUCUGAAAACCUGAAACUACUUCAGCAGUGACACAGCUUAAGACAGUGGGGUUCAUUUUGGUUUAAACAAAUAGCAUGAUUUUGGGUAGAUUAUGUUCCUAAUGCAAACUGUAGUUUAGGAGGCAGACAUCAGCUAUUGUUGAUAGCAGUGCAUUUUACUUCCACAGUCAGAAAAAGAGCUGUUGCAGUUAGUUUAAAAUAAGUCAUCUAAAAUGCAGUUUUGUAUAUCCUCAAAAAAAUUUCACUGGAAUCAUCCUUAUCUCAGGGGAUUGGACUAUGGUUCAAUGAUAUUGUUGGUGGUGGUGGUGUCCCCCACUUACGUGCAGUUGGCUCGCGCAUGAUAAGUACUGUGAGGGGAAAUAAAUAAAUAGAUUAAAACAAGGAAAUGGUGGAGAAAGCUGGUUUGUGGUUCAUGAGGAGACCCUCCUUGGAGCUCAAAGAGGACUUUAGUGAGGUGGAGGAAGCCCCGAAGAGACCAGAGGCACAGCAAGGUUUGUUUUGGAUGCUGAGCUUCCUGUAGUGCAGCAGUAGUAGCUGCUUCUCCGCGUGGCCUAAAGCCAGACCAAGAGAUUAAAAUCUAGCUGGAGAAAGAGUUAAAUAUUGAUUAAAUAUAAUAAUAAUAAUUUUUAAUAAAAAUAAAUUUAAAGGGUAAGUUUUACCACCCACUGGAGGAGUCCACAGAUGAUUAAAACCUAAGGCCUUGCAGAAGAAAAAAAGAUAAAGAUGAUGUCAGGCGGGCCUUGCUGGGGAGAGAAUUCCACAAUUGAGGAGCCAACACAGAAAAGGCCCUUUUCUCAUGUUGCCAACCUCUGGCCCUCAUGUGAAGCGGGUACAUGGAAAAGGGCCUCAGAUGACUACUGCAGAGUCUGGUUCUUAUAGGGGGAAUUAGAACCCAGUGCACAGUGUUGGCUAUUCCUGGACUAUGCCAUACUGGUGAUAGUGUUUGAUUUGCAGAUUAUGAUUGCUACAUGGAAAUUUUCAUCUUUGAUUCAAUAAUGUUUCAUCUUUAAAAGGACUUCAUCAAGAUACACAGUCAGAUUCCAUACCACGCCCUCACUGGAUUUCUGCCUGAUUAGUGGUUAGCUAGUGCUGGGAAGACUAAGCCCAUCUGCUUGGUGCUACUUUGCAUUUGCUGCCUUGGUGGUUUUUUUUAAGGAUCUGUUUUCCUUCAGGCAGAUGCUGUGCUGUAAUUUUCCCAGAAGCUGCCUGCCACUUCCUCUUAGGUUUCGGGCAGUCUGUUUUAUUCCUGCCUGGGCCCAUGUCACAUGGACAUUGGCUUCCUGCAAAGCAUUGAGGAAGUCUUUUUUUGACCCUCUUCCCUCUUCCAUCCAUGAUAUAGGUACUUAAUCUAAAACAAAUCAAAUAAAUCAUAGCAAGUUCCCUGAGCCACAAUAGCAUUUCAGUAUCAAAUCUACUCCUCACUGUGUGCAUAAUGAGACAUGUCUGUAUGUUCUGUCAGCCUACCCUAAUUUAUUUGGCCUGUAAUCUAGGCCAGACCAUGCAAUAGAGAAAGAGAAAGAUUCUAUAAAGCAAGAGAAAAAUAUACCUCUAUUUUAAUCCUCUUCAUUGAACACUUUUGUUGGUGUGCAGUAAUUAGGAUUAGCAAAAUUCAUGUUAUGUUACUGAUAUUAGGGGGUGUUUAUAUUUGUAUAUGAGAUAGUUACAAUGUCAGACUAGCAUCUGGGAGAGACCAGGAUUUGAAUUUUGGGGUAUGGAAUCCAUUAGAUGGCCUUGGGCCGGUCACCAUCUCUCACCCUAAUCUCUGCCUCACUGAGUUGUUUUGAGGAUGCAAUGAAGUGGAGGAGAACCAUGUACACCAUGUUGAGUGACAUGUUUGAUGGUGUUUUAGCAACACAUUUUGGGAGGUGGGGAUUUAUUCCUUCUGCUCUCAGUGCAGUUGGUGGGCACUGUCAAAGGGUUGGACAGGGCUAGGGUCGGAAGGUCAGCAUCACAGAGCUUGUUGUACUUGCUGUGGGUCACAUCUCAUCUUGCUAGUUAUAAAUCGUUUUGUGGAAGGAGAGUAGGCUGGAGGUGCAUCUGUGGGAGAGGGGCUCAAUUCAGUUAAGCCAGAUGUGAUCAGCGAAGUGGGCAUGGGUCAUUGCCUACGUUGCAUUUCCCAGGGCCUGGAAGAAAUUGCUGUCCAGGAGGUAAAAAGCUGAGAAAGGGGCAUGGAGCAUAUGAUGAGGGUGCCUAUUCAGGAAUGUGACCCCCGAUGCAUGCUACAGGCUGAUUCCAGGCAUAGCUUUGUUCCUGGCUCUCCUCCUCCAGCUCAUUCAUGGCCUGGCAUGAGAUUCAGAGCAACUCAGAAGGGCUCAUUACACUUAUGAAAUUGAAAGACAUACACAGAGAAACAGAGACACGCAGAGAGGCAGACUCAUUGCCAGUCCUGCAACUGGAUCAGGCCACAGGAACAUCUAGCCCAAUCCUAUUCUUGAUGCCCCAAUGGAACGCCUUGUAAGCAGGACCUGAGUGCAACAGCAACAUUUGUGAUUCCUAGCAACUGGUAUUCAGAGAAAGACAGCCUCUGGGUAUGAAUGUUCUAUGCCCAGCUAUUAUGCCUGCCAAGGAGCUGUCAAACGAGCCAGGUCAACCAUGGGGCAGGUACACACACGGCAGGUGCGGAAUGGAAUUAGCUUUUUAGUAACAGAACAUAACAACACAGUAGAUCCUCUGGUUCGUGUUAAUGAAUCUGAGACAUUGCUGAAACUAGCUCCGUCCAUAUCGCUUUAGUCUCACCCUGGAUCCCUCCCAAGCAGAAGAAGGGGAAAGCACCUCCUCUGGGCCUGCUGCUCAACUGCAUUCAGGAUUCUCCUCAAGUGGGAUGUCGGAGAGGGAAGAGAGCCAGCAGGAAUUGGACUGUCCUGCUACUGCUUAGCAGAGGCAACCUCUGACUCUCUGCUCAUACUGUGAGUCUCAGCCUCUAACCCUGUCCUGGAAGCUCCUCUUCCUGACCCUACUUGAUUACUCAAACCCCCUGCUUCUAGCACCUCCUAGGCCAUCCCUUCUGCAGACUGUUCCUCAGUGUCCCACCACCAGGAUCCGAGAUCUAAGUAUUGUAGUCAUCUUUGGUACCCUCCCUGGAGGGCUGUUGGGCAGGUGACUUCCACUGCUCUUCCUAACCCUGCCAGUCACUAACAAUGGCUAAGUAAAACCUGGGUGCUGGAUCAGGCCAGUGGCCUCUCUAGCCUAGCAUCCUCUUCUCACAGUGCAAAAAUCAAUGGUAUGCUGUUUAGUUAUCACAGGUUCAAUCUGAUGAUAGUCCUACUCACAAUAAAUCCUCUGUGGGAUAGGUUAGGCUGAGAAUCCAUGACUGGCCUAAGGUCACACCUAGUGAGUGUCAUGACUGAGUGGGGGGAUUUGAACCAUGAUAUUUUCCAUGUCCUAGUCUGAUACUUUAACUACCAGAGCUAUAAUCCUAGAUAGAUUUAACAAUCAAUGCCUCUUAACAGGGAACUCUGGGAACUGUAGCUCUCUGAGGGAGGAAUAGGGGGCCUCCUAUCAAAUCUCAACUCCCUUAACGAACUGUCACUUCCAGAAUUCUUGGUAGGAGGAAGCCUUGGCUCUUUGUAAAGCAGUGUUAUAACGUUUAUUUUUUAAAUUUUUUGUAUAUAUUGAGUUUAAAUAUUUGUGCAGUUAUUCCAUUUGUUAUUCAAGACAUAAUAAGCUGCAUACAUAAAAAACCAAAAUGAUUCAAUAUCAGAUAAUACUGCUACAUUAAGUCUUAAGGUCUUUAAAGAUGACAUCCCUCCACCUCAUUGCGGCUCCUUACUUCUUUCUUCUUUUUUUACUGUGUCUCCCCAACCCCUUUUAAUUCAUUAGUCUUACAUAAUAUACAUUUAAAGUGUUUGGUGUGAAUACGGCUUGAGCAGAGUAUACCUCUGUUUAGAAGGGAGUUGCUUUAUUUCGAAGAAGCUUUGCUUUACUGGCUUGAAGAGAUGGGCCUUAGCCUCUGAAGGAGGAGACUAGGCACAUCAGCUCGGUGCUUUAAGCUGUGUCUCAGGCCCUGCAUAAGUUAACAAGGAAGAACCACUGACUUAAAGUCAGGCAGCAGGGUUCCUCCUGAAAGCCAGACCCCCCCCCCCCCAAAAAAAACCCGGAACAGGCUAAAGAAUAAUGGAGGGCAACUCUCCCAUAACCACUUUGGGAUGUCUGUUGCAAUCCAUUCAACAACUUAGAAAUUUCAUGCUGCCUUCAGAAACAGCAGAAACAGCUCCUCCAACAUUUCUGAACAUGUGCAGUGCAUGGUGCUUCUGGACAUGCACAAAAUGCGAUCAGUCACAGUUAUGUCUGGGACCAAUAGGGCAGAAAGCCAGCAUGCUAUCGUUGUUAGAUUGCUGGAUUAUGACCUGGGUUACCAGGGUUCAAAUCCCCUGCUCAGUCAUGAAACUCACUAGGUGCCUUUGGGCUAGUCACUGCCUCUCAUAGAAUCAUAGAGUUGGAAGGGACCACAGGGGUCAUUCUUGCAGUUCAGGAAUCUAUCAGUCUAACCUACCUCACAGGGUAGUUGUGGGAAUUAAAUGAGCAGAGGGAGAACCACUCGUGCCACCUUGAGCUCUUUGGAGGAAGGGCAGGAUAGAAAUAUAAUGAAUUAAAUUAAAUUAAAUUUAAAAAUCCAGGCAAGCAAGGUCAGGGACUCCAAUCUAGUCAGGCAAAAAAAGCACAGGGUGCAAAACAGGGAGUUGGUGUGGCCUCAGGAGACAGGGUGGUGUCUCUCUCACCUAAUCCACCUCAUAUGGAGGGUGUGAAGAUAAACCCAGAAGAUGAAAAAACCUUAGGAAAAAUGCCCACUUGGAUUUUCCAGCUGCUGCAGGCAGGGGCAACAUUUGCCCACUUCAUUUUGGAAGUGCUGUGGCUUCAUAUAUAUACUCUUCCAUUUUCUAUUGGCAUUUCAAAUCUUGUCUUUGUUUCUGUGGUGCUCCAGUGAAUCAAUAUUUCUAUCAAAGGUGCAUUUGAGCUCUUGUGCCCCAACAUGAAUCUCCCCACCGCCAACCCUUCGAUCUCAUAUCAUUUAUAGGAGGACAUACUGUCAAGAAAUGUUGCUGCAUUGCAUUUAUUUUUAUUGCCCUGCUAACACUUUCCCAAAGUCCUGGAUGAAAUAAUCCUUAGUCUCUUGAGGGUCAUAAAAAAGUCCUCAAGAGGUGUCUGAAAGACAGGUAAAAAAAAAAAAGGUAAAGGACCCCUGGAUGGUUAAGUCCAGUCAAAGAUGGCUAUGGGGUUGCAGUUCUCAUCUCACUUUUCAGGCCGAGGAAGCUGGCAUUUGUCUGCAGACAGCUUUCUGGGUCAUGUGGUCAGCAUGACUAAGCUGCUUCUGGCACAACGUAACACCAUGACGGAAGCCAGAGCGCAUGGAAACGCUGUUUCUUUCCCACUGAAGUGGUACCUAUUUAUGUACUUGCGCGGGUAUGCUUUCGAACUGCUAGGUUGGCAGAAGCUGGGACAGAGCAACAGGAGCUCCCUCCGUCGAGUUGAUUCGAACCACCAACCUUCUGAUCGACAAGCCCAAGAGGCUCAGUGGUUUAGACCACAGUGCCACCUGCAUCCCAGUCUGAAAGUCAAAAGUGAGGGUAACUGCUGCAUUGAGAAUCAUAGAACCAUAGAGUUGGUAGGUACCCUGAGUGUCAUCUAGUCCAACCCCUGCAAUGCAGGAAUCUCAAGCAAAGCAUCCAUUUCAGAUGGCCAUCCAAUCUCUGCUUAAAACCCUCCAAUGAAUAAGAGCCUACCAUCUUCUGAGAGCGUCCAUUCCACAACGGUUCUUGUCACAGAUGUCUUCCUGAUGUUUAGUUGGAAUCUCCUUUCUUGUAUCUUGAAGCCUUUGGUUCAGGUCUGGAGCAGCAGAAAACAAACUUGACCCAUCUUCCAUGUGACAGCCCUUCAGAUAUUUGAAGAUGGCUAUCCUAUCACCUCUCGGUCUCCUCUUUUCCAGGCCAAACAUGCACAACUUCCUGAACCUCACAAGGCUGGAUUUCUAUACCCUUGAUCUUGGUUGCCCUCCUCUGCACAAUUCCAACUUGUCAAUGCCCUUCUUAAAUUGUGGUGCCUACAACUGGACACAGUAUUCCAGGUGUGGUCUGACGAGGGCAGAGCAGAGUGGUACUAUUAUUUUCCUGGACACUAUACUUCUGUUCAUGCAGCCCAGAAUAGCAUUUGCUUUGUUUGCUGCUGCAUCACACUGCUGACUCAUGUUAGGCUUGUGGUGUACUAAGACCACUUCUGCUGGAAGAGUGCAAAACAUGACUUGGGACAGGUGACACUAAAAUGAGAAAUAUACUAGCUGCUUUCAUUUAAUUUUAUCUUUCCAUGGAUUGUGAUUCCAGCUGUGAUUCCUGCAUUAAAGGGAGUUGGAUUAUAUGACCCAUUGGGUCCAUUCAAACUCUACAAUUCCAAGAGGGUUUGUAUUUUAUCUCCACUUCCACUUGUUGUUCUGGGUUGUUGUUGUUUUUUUUUAAAAGUGCUUUUGAAUGUUUUGUUUUCCAUUUUUAAUGUGGGAAGCCACCUUGGAAAUCUUCUUUGAGGCUGAAAGAGGUGUGUUGGGGUGGGGUUGGGGGGAAUUCCCUAAAUAGACAAUACUUUGCAAUGUUUUUUGUUUUUUUAAUGCAUUCCCUAUACCAAAAUGCUGCGGCUUGCAAUGGUGGGAAGGAAUUUUUAAACUGGUCAUCGCAGCAGGAAGUUGCUUCUUACGGCAUAUUAAAUGCAGUCUGCAGCCUUUUUUCAGUUGAAAUCAGGCAGAAGGGGAAGGUAGCAGCUAACAAUAGGAGCAGAUGUGGAACUGAGCCGUUGCUGAUCAACUUCCGGCAUCAUAAUUACUUAAUUACUGAGUUCGGAGUUCUGGGACUAGCCCCAAAAUGCAUAGUUCUUGUGAGCUGAUUUUGUGUGUGUGUGUGUGUGUGUGUGUGUGUGUGUGUGAGAGAGAGAGAGAGAGAGAGAGAGAGAGAGAGAGAGCAUUCCUCAGGCAUAGACUGUCCCCAAUGGAUGUGGCCUUUCAAAUGGUUUCUGAAUGGCAAUUCUUGCUUUGGGCACUCGGUGGGGCUCUUCCAAACUUUUUAAAGAUAUCCUGUCUUCUAAGAGGAGAAACACUGUAAAAUUACAGCUGUGAAAUUUUUAAUAGUGCAAAGCAGUUACCUAAAAGGAUGCAAGCAAUAAAGGGUAUGAUAUUUAUAAUCCCAAUAAUUUAGGAUUGGUUUAAUUGGAUUUUCAUUUAAGUGUGUUAUUUUCUCGGGCUGUUCAUCCAUUGCACUCUAGGUUUGCUGACCCCUGAGGUUUCCCCAAAUGUGGGAAACUUGAUUGCAUAUUUGUUAUUGUGCUAAUAAUAAUAAUAGCAAUAAUGCAAGUAAUCCAAGUAAAUCAAGUGUAAAUGUUUGGAAAUUUAAGUAUAGCAAUAACAGUAAUGAUUGUAUUUAACGUUCAAAGAACUAAUGUUUGGUUAAAGGUAAAGGUAAAGGGACACCUGACCAUUAGGUCCAGUUGUGGCCGACUCUGGGGUUGCGGCACCCAUCUCCCUUUAUUGGCUGAGGAAGCCGGCGUACAGCUUCCGGGUCUCGUGGCCAGCAUGACUAAGCCGCUUCUGGUGAACCAAAGCAGCACACGGAAACGCCGUUUACCUUCCCGCUGGAGCGGUACCUAUUUAUCUACUUGCACUUUGACGUGCUUUCGAACUGCUAGGUUGGCAAGAGCUGGGACCAAGCAACGGGAGCUCACCCCGUCAUGGGGAUUCAAACCACCGACCUUCUGAUUGGCAAGUCUUAGUUUAACCCACUAUACCCGCGUCCGUAUAACAGUAAUGAUUGUAUUUAAUGUUCAAAGAACUAAUGUUUGGUUAUGGUGCUGUAAUUGGUUGCGUCAUAAAACUGCCAUCAGCCUCUGAAAUUAGGAUAGUACCUCACUAGUUGUUGGAAAAUUCUGGUAUGUAUGCAAAUGUUAAACUAUAGAUUUUACUCCUGCAGGAUUGGAUAAAUUCAUGGAGGAAAUUAAGACUAUCAGCAGCUGCUAGCCAUCAUGGCUAAGCUCUGCCUCCAUGGUUGGUUGUGAUGCUUCUGAAUACCACUUGUUGGAAGCUACAGCAGGAGAGGAUGCUCUUGUGCUUGGCUGCUGCUUGUGGGUUUCCCAGUAAGGCAGCUGAUGGCCACUGUGAGAACAGGAUGCUGGACUAGAUGGGCCUGAUCACAGGCCUGAUCCAGCAGAGAUUUUCUUACAUUCUUAAUAGUGUCCCUCAGCUGAUAGUUAGGUAUCUUCUGUCAAUGCAUGAGGUAGGGUGCAGGAAGCAAUUCCCAGUGUUGGAAGCUACACACAAACACACAAAUUUUCCUCAAAUUUUCCUCACCCAGAGUCCAAACAAACUCUCAACUCACCCACAAAACUCUCACAAUGAGCAGAAUUCAUGGAAACAGCAAACAUCACCCUAUUAUCUCAUUCUAGAUGUGCUUUUUAUGGGUAGGCCCAAGGUGGUAGUUCCUCAGGCUGCCCACAGCUGUGUUCCAUUCAGUUGCACUCACCACACCCAGGUCGAGGUAUAGCCGGUUUGUUGAGUUUCCUGGGGGUCCAAAGAAUGGGAGGAAGGCCCCCUCUACUCACAGCUCUUUCUUCACCCUCUAUCCCAGGCAUUGGCAAACUCUGGCCCUCCAGAUGUUUGGGACUACAAUUCCCAUCAUCCUUGACCACCGGUCCUGUUAGGGAUGAUGGGAAUUGUAGUCCCAAAUAUCUGGAGGGCCAGAGUUUGCCUAUGCCUGCUCUGCCCUUUCCUCAACCAGCUGCUUUACUGUCUCAUGGCAAGGUUUGCUUUUGUGGAUGGUGCUUCCUCAGGCUGCCCACAGCUAUGUCCUAUUCAACUGCACUCUCCACACCCAGUUCCAGAAUGUAACCAGGGGAGAAUGAAUAAAUGGAAAUUGCUUUCUUCCCCAUUUUGCUUACGGAAGCCCAACUGUCAGCUGAGCGGCACUGUUGGAUGGAACCCACUGUGAGGAUAAUUUGCUUGCUGUCAAAUGCAAGGCCUUUCAGGUUCCCAAAAUUGGAAUUGUUCUGCUUACCUAUGCUAGCCUCAGAUUUGCUCUUAAACCCCUUUAGUGUGAAAAUAGAACAACUAGGAUUCUGAGCUCCCAAAGUUUGUAGUCUUUGCUUAGGUGCAAGACUCAGUCUGGGUGUGUUCAGAAGUUGUCUUUAUGUACUUCUGGACUGUCUGGCUCCCUGAGAAUGGUAUUUAGAGGCAUACUGCCUUGGACAGUGGUGAAGAACAUAAGCAGAGCCCUGUUGGGUAAGGCCAAAUGGGAACCCAUGUAGUCCAGCAUCCUGUUCUCACAGGGGCUAACCAGAUGUCCCAAUGGGAAGCCCACAAGCAGGAUCUGAGCUCAACAACAAUUUUCUCCCCACUUGGAAUUCCCAGCAACUGGCAUUCAGAACUGAAGGCAGAGAGCAGGAUCACUGCUUUGCUCCCAGAAAUACCCAGAUUUUAAUGCGUUUGCUGCCACAGGGCCCAGCAUCCAGCUUUUCAUGUGGAUACCAUCUGCAACCUAUAAUGCCCUUGUAGAUAAUGCCUGGGGAGCUGGGUUUACAUCUCAUUUCAGCCAUGGACUCACCGGAUGGUCUCCAGCUAGUUAGUCUUUUUUUCAGCCUAAGUCCCUCUAUCUGUAAAAUGAGCAUGUUGGUGACUUCCCUCACAAGGUUGUUGUCAAGUCAGACAGGCGGUCCCCCACUUGUAAUAAGACAACAUAUACUUCUUGAAGCUAACAUUUUUCUUUCCAUUCUUUUAGUUCCCCCCAGAACAUUUUCAGUGCCCCUAUCUUGGACAUUGUGUGUAUGUGUAUGUGUAUGUGUAUGUGUAUGUGUAUGUGUAUGUGUGUAUCUUCUGGAAAACCUCCCCAGCCCCUCUAUUUUUCUAGUGUGGGUGACGUCAUUUGGCCUCCACAGUUGCCAGGUGAACAAAAGAGCUGAUCUCGAGGGCUAGAGCAAGUGGAAAUAACGUGGCCUGAGCCAUGUGUGCACAAUUUGUCCAGAUGAUUCAAGGUGCCACCAUGGCAACUGGCAAUAACAAAGAGGGAAAGAAACUGGAAAAGCAGCUGCAAAGGAGACUUCAUUUUAACAGCGCCGUGGCCGUGAUUUUAUAGGGCUUGGACAGUUUUUUUCUGGGAUAUCUCUCAUCUCCCCCUUUCUGCUGUUCCUCUCAUUCUCAAGCUCUACACAGUCCAUGGCAGGACUGUGGGACCUCAGGCCCUGGGAGUCAGUGUGGCCCUCAGGAGCCUUCCCAGGCAAGGGACCUGUCCAAACUACGCCCGUCAUCAGAAGGAAAGAGCUGUAGCUCAGUGGGUAGAGCAUCUGCUUUGCAUGCAGAAAGUCUCAGGUUCAAUCAUCACCAUCUCGAGUUAGGGCUGGGAAAGGAUCUCUUGCCUGAAACUCUGAAUAGCUGCUGCUAGAGUUUCUGAGCUACAUAGACUGCUGGUUCUCACAGUAUAAAACAGAUUUCCAUGUUUCUCCACAAUGGCUUAAUGCCCUCUGAAAGUGUUUUUAUCUGAAUGGGAUGUGUCUUUGAAUUCUGAUAAUGCCUCUUGCUUGUCUGGAUGUAAGGUAGGUGUGAUUGAUUGAUUGAUUGAUUGAUUGAAUUUAUACCCUGUUCUUCCGCCACAAGGAGUCCAGGGUGGCAAACAGAUACACACUUUAAAACAAAAACCAAGCAAAAACAUUCUAGAGAAGAUCAAAACAUCCUUAAAACAUUUAGAAUUAAAUGCAUCAAGAAAGGCAGUUACAGCUAAAAACAUUUUAAAAGGCAUUUACAGUUAAAAAGCCUAUUUCCAGCCAGGAGCCGGUAUUCUUUAGCCACUAAAGGCAUGGGGUAAACAGGAAUGUUUUCAGUUUCCUUUUGAAAGUUAAUGGUGAUGGAGAGAUAGGCACACUACACUAGGGAGGGCAUUUUGCAGCAGGGGAGCCACCACUGAAAAGCCCCUGUCAUUAUAAUAAUUACCAGCCAGGCAGCCCCCAGAGGCAGCUCUACCAACAAGGACUCACCGGCUGAUUGUAGGAUUUGAGAUUUGUAUUGUGGAAGGUGCUGUUUUAGAUGCUUUGGCUCCAAGCUAUUUGGGGCUUUAUAUGCUAGGACUAACACCUUGAAUACAUCUGUGUAUUCAACAUCUUGAACAUCUUGAACAUCUUGAACAUCUUGAAUACCUCUGACUUUUGCAAAGCUGAAAUGUAGCUUACUAUACAAUGGUCAGAGUUGGACCUGUUGCUCCUAAUACUUUUUGCCUCCCACUUUUUGCCCACUGCUUGGACAUGGCCUUCAGAUUAAAGAAAGUUCCCCCAACACUGAUCUCAAGGGCAUUGGGUGGCUCUGUUUUUGACUUUUUAAAAAAGUGGCUAUUUUUACUUCCAGAGUUUAUUUAGCCCUGAAUUUUCACUUCAGGCAACUAAUUGUACAGUUCAUCUCACUGUGUGAAGACAUUUGGUGCCAAAGGUAUUCUAGAGAUGGCUGUGUUUUCAAAAUACCUGCACACCAUGUAUUGCUUUUAGGAAAUCCUGCAGGGUUUGGAACUGGAUUUAUUGUCGCUUAGGUACACAAAAGGUACCUCUGUGUGCCCUAGCCUUUAAUAACAACGAGAAGACAGUUAUAUUGUAGGAUCUCUCCUGUCCCCUAAGGCUUUGAAACCUUUCCUGUUUUCAAAGAGAGACUUCCUGCAAAGUGAAAUUUCCUUUUGUGUUAAAUAAAACGUACAAUAUUGCUUGAAUCAAAGGUCUUCCCACAGCUUAAUAAUGGUCAGUUUUGGUACGGUGAGUGUGUGUGAUUUUCUGUACAGAUAUCGUUUCCAAGCUUAGCUUAGUUUGGGGAGGAGUAGAGUGGCUGCAGAGUCAUAUCUAAGGCUUGGCUAGGCAUGCUGUGCAAACAUGGUGAAAGUUAAAAACCAAGGUUCAUAAGCCAGCAACAAACCAUGGUUUCAGAUUGCGGUUUGUUGGCAGUAGACAACAGUUAAACUGCUAGGACAGGGUUCCUACCCAGUGUUAAACUGCUGGGGAGAGGGUAUUUGGACCUGGGAAAUAUGCAGGUGGGGAAAGUGUAGAGCAUGCUUCCCCGCCCCCCGGCUGGGCUCUCAUGAUGCAUAUCUGUGUGGAGAAAUGUGUAGUUUUGGUUCUUCUGAGGUCCCUUCUCUGCCUCAUUGCUGUCUUUAAGGCAGAUCUUGUGACCAAAAACAAAACCAGUUUCAUUACAUCACCAGCAUGCAAUUUGAUUUUGAUGGGCAGCACUUAGAUUUAUGUUUUAUGUACAAGAGGUUUUUGCCCUCUGAAAGCAGCCGACUUUAGAAGCAUUAUGGUACAUAUCCAGUGAAGCGGAGCACUGGAAGAUUCAGAACAGACAGAAGGAAGGAAUUAUUCAUGCAGCACAGAGUUAAACUAUGGAACUCCAUCCUACAGGAGGCAGUGAUGGCCACCAACUUGGCUGGCUUUGAAAGAAGAUUAAAAGUAGAAAUUCAUGGAGGAGGAGACUACCAGCUAUAAUGGCUAUGUUCUACCUUUACUGUUGAAAGCUGUAAUGCUUAUUAAUACCAGUUGCUGGAAGGAAUUGUUAGCGGGGGAAGUUGCUAUUGCACUCAGGUUUCUGCUUGCAGGCUUCCCAUGGAGGCAUCUGGUUGGUCACUGUGAGAAAAGGAUGCUGGACUGGAUGGGCCCGCUUUUUCCUGAUCCAUCAGGCUGCUCUUACAGGCUUAUGUAGUCCUUCAUGUUCCAAAAGGAAGCCUUUUGGGGUGUUAUGAGUGUGUGCCAGGAGAUAAAGUGUGCUUCUGUUAUCAGACAUUUGGGAAAGAACACAAUUCUGUAUCCUCUUGCUAACAGUCCCUUUUUGGGAAAUGUGACUCCGUAUCUUUGUGCUCCUUGGCUAUUCUCCAUCUCGCAGUCCAUUUCCAUGACGGUCCAAAAACCUGUUGCUUCAGCAGAAGGUGCCAAGAAAACUCUAUCCAUGUGUGACUGGCCUUCUAAAAGAGUUUUUCUUUCCUAGCCUUUUCUAGAUUCCUUAAUAUUAUUUUCAACAUCUGGAGGGACACAUGUCCUCCCUGUUCUUCAGCACCCAUGAAACAGAUAAAGAGAAGGAAGAGACACUGCUGUGUGUGAAAUUGUUAUUAUUUAUUGUAUUUCUACUCCACCUUUUUCUCAUCACGGUUCUCCCCCUUCCCAUUCAAUCCCCCCCCAACAACCCUGUGAGGUAGGUUAGGCUGAGAAACAUUGUCUGUGAUCCAAGGUCACCAAGCGAGUCUCAUGGCUGAGUGGGAGUUUGAAUCUGGGUCUCCCAGGUCCUCACCACACUACUCCAUUCUGGUUCCUAGGCUUGGCUUAAAGAUAAAUUAAGCAUAGUGUUGGGAAUUGAACCACCAGAAGGUCAUGUACUUGGGGGUGGAGGGAAUCACGUUAGGCUUGGGCCCAUUUUGUUGCUAUCAGCUUUGAUUUAAUAUUUGUAUUUUGCUUUUCAAACAAUAGUGUUCACAAUAAUACUUUUUUUUACCUUUAAAAAUUUAUCUAAUAAAACCUAUACAUGGCUUGAUUGUUAAAAAACACCAUCGAAGCAAUUUACAAAAAAGAGAAAGCAAUAAAAUUAUCAGUAAGAAAAAAUAAACAAUAAUUUAAGAUAUUCAAAAAGUUUUUUAAAAACAGACUAAAACUGUUUAAAACACAUAUCAAUUUUUAAAGUAUCUGGGUAGGGUUGUCUAAACAAGAAUAUUUUUAGCAGGCACUGAAAAGAGUACAGUGAAAGCUGCUACCUGAUAUCAAUAGGCAAGGAGUUCCAAGGUAUAGCUUCUGCCACACUAAAGUAUCAAGUUCUUACAAAUGUGGAACGGGUAUUAUGUGGCACCUAUAACAAUGCCAGUUCCACUGAUUGAAGCGCUUCAGUGGACUUAUAUGGGGUAAGGAGAUUUUGUAGGUAAACUGGUCCCAGGUUGUUAAAGGGCAAAUUUGUAGUGACUACAAUUCAACACAAACUCAGAGUGAUUCAGAAUAUCAGAAAUGGUUGCUGAUAACUAGCCCUGUGCCAGUUGAUGUCCUCUCUCUCGUUCAGUAAGGAAAGGGCUCCAAGCUUUGAUAAGGCCCACUCAAAGAUGUUGGGAGUUGUAGCCCAGCAUGGAGGAUCACAACUUCUACAUCUUUGCUCUAAUUUGGUGAUUGUACUUUUUUUUUAUGUUGGCGUCACGGUGUGUAUGAUUUUGAUUUUAAAGACGUUGGGUUGGGUUGUAGAUUUGAAACAUAUCCAGUGAAAUAAUGGGGAUAAGGAAAAUAUAACUUGCUUCGAGAAGGGUGGUUACCCAGUUCUGUGUUGUAGUAAACAAGGCAGGUGGCAGCUUUUUAAUGACAAACAGGUUUAAGAAUCACAGAAUUGUAGAGUCACAUUAGAAAAGCCUGCUGGAUCAGGUCAGUGGCCCUGUUCUCACAGUGGCUGACCAGAUGUUUAUGGAAAGCUUGCAAACAUGGUUUGAGUACAACAGAAACUCUCCCUACUUUUGAUCCUCAGCAACUGGUAUUCAGAGGCAGACUGCCUCUGAUACUGGAGGUAGAACAUCAGAAGAGUCCUACCACAAUGGCUGGGCAGAUGCUACUAUGAGAAACAUGCAAGGAAGACCACUCUCGCUACCUGUGAUUUCCGGCACCUGAUAUUCAGAAGCAUUACUGCCUCCAACCAUGGAGGCAGAACAUAACUAUUGUGGCUAGUAGCCUUUGAUAGCUGAAUCCUCCACAAAUCUUUCUAGUUCUCUGUUAAAGCCAUCGAAAUUGGUGGUCAUCACUGCCUCCUGUGGAAGUGAGUUCUGUAGCUUAACGCACUGAUCUAAUUUCAGAGACUGAUUGCAGUUUAAUGAUGUGACCAAUUGCAGUACCAUGACCAGACACUAGUUCUUUGAACUUUGAAUAAAAUAUUUAAAAACUUUUACCUAUAAGAAAAGCCCUGCUGGAUCAGGCCAAUGGCCUGCCUAGUCCAACAUCCUGUUCUUGAAGUGGCUAACUGGAUGCUCCAAUGGGAAGCCUGCAAGCAGGACCCAAGCACAUGAGCUUUCUCCUUCCUGUGGUUUCCAGUAACUGGCAUUCAGAAGCAUCCGACUGUGGAGGCAGAGUGUAGCCAUUGUGGGUAGUAGCCAUCAAUCUUUGUUACAGUUUAAACUUCAAUAGACUAGAGUCUGCCUCGUCAAGAACUGGCUACUCUCUAUAUUAGUCCCCAGUUUUUGAAGAACAAACAAACUAAAUUGAGGCAACCACCUAGAUUUGCUCCUGUUUUUUAAAAAGUGCACAUGUGAAGCUCUUCCAUCCUUAAAACAUAAGGAUUCUUAAAAAGCUCUGUUGCACUUUGACUUUGUAAACAUCUCUUCUCGUUGAACUGUCUCUUGCCUUACAACACCAUUUGUGGGUUUCACAGUUCCAAAGCUGUCCCUUCCUCCGUAAUUGCGAUUGUCAGUUUUUUUUCAAUUUAGCAGCCUUCAAUUCUGCCAGCAGGCCUUGUGAAAGCUGCAUCUCAUGUGACUCAGAUCAUCUGAUCCUCUAGGAGCCAAAACAGUCACCAGAGAGACCAAAACACGCCUUUACCUCUUGGAAAAGCUUUGCCUAUCCUCCUCCCUCUUUUCUUUUCUUUUCUUUUCUUUUCUUUUCUUGAGCUGUGCUGUGAUGGAGGAGGUGCCCUUUUAACCAGUUUCAGCAGGAAUUAUUGAAAACCCAGUGAUCUUAACAUUCGUCUGGUGCGUUUUUUUUGGUACAGAUUUCUUAUUUCAUUUUAUAAUGGACAUAAAACUGAGAGAAGAGAUAUAACAACAGAUGAAAACUAAAAGGUGAAAAGCAAAAUUAUAAAAGAGGCACAUAGAAUGAGUACAGUUGCACAUGAUUUAAAACAACAAGGGUUUAAGUAAAGAAUAUUAACAUCUGAUUUUCAAGCAUAAUUCCAGAUUUGCUAGACCUGUGGCAAAGGUUGUCUUGAAAGCGAUUGUUCUGUUGUAUAUGUAGUAAAAGAAUGCCAAAUCUUAUUUAAAAAAGACUAGAAGGAUCUAGUCAUUGAAAUACCAAAUUAUGUACUAUUUUCUCCAUUAUAUCUACAUUCCAGAAUGAGCAUCAAAAAUAUUCCGUAAGUUCCUCAGGCACAUGGAGACCUUGGUACAUGCAGUUCUGAACACUGAUCUCAGGUGGUACGUUUCCAUUCCCUAUUUCAUAUUAAGUGGUGAAAUAAUAUUCUCAUAUCACUGAAGAACCAGCCUCGCACAUCGAGCCCCAGAUGGCACCAACCCCUUCAGAACAGCUGGUUUCACUUAAUGCACUCUCUUUAAACAAAACCCGUGUUACUGGAAGCAAGUUUUGAAAUAGGCCAUAGUAUUCUUGGGUUCUCUGCUGCUUUAUGAAGAAGUAAGAGGAGAAGGAGGGAAGGAUUUGAAAGAAUUUCACGUGGAAUCUGUAUUGGAAAAGCAUUUAGGGAAGCUUUUGUGAUGGAGCAUUUCCAGUCAGGAAAGACAAAGGAAAGUGUUUAUUCACACAGCAGAGAGUUACAGGGUGGAAUUUGCUCCCUCAAGAUGUAGGGAUGGCCACCAGCUUGGAGGGCUUUUUAAAGAGGGAGGAUAAGGUUAUCAAAGGCUGCUAGCCAUGAUGGCACUGCUCUGCCUCCACUGUUGGAGGCAAUAUACUUCUGAAUGCCAGUUUCUGGGAAUUUCAAGUGAGGAGUAUGGUGCUGUGGUGCUCAGGUCCUGCUUUUGAGCUUCCUGUUGGGGUAUCUGGUGGCCACUAUGAGAACAGGAUGCUGAAUCAGAUAGGCUCCCUUUGGCCUGGCUCUUCUAAGAAGAUCUAUUGUGAUAGCAGAACUUCCAUGCCCAGGGGCAGUCUACCUUUGAAUCCCAGAUGAAGGGAAACAGCAACUGGAGAGGGGAUGUUGCACUCAGGUCCUGCUUGCAGGCUCUUCUUCUGUUGUAAUCUAUCUGUCUGUCUUUAUUUUUUAAAUUUCUAUUCCGCUCUUCAUCCAAGGAUCACAAGAUGAAUAUAGAAACACAAAAAUGUGUAACAUAGUGAGACGCCAAAGCAGUUUAAAAGGCCAUAGAUGGUUCAAUUAGCCAAAUGCCUGGGAUAAGAAAAAUGUUUUUGCCUGGCCUUAAAAUAUAUGUAACAGAGGCACCAGGCAGAGCCUCCUUGGGCAGAGCAUCCCAUAAGUGGGGAGCCUCCACAGGAAAGGCCCAUUCUUCUGUUGCCAGCCUUCGAACCUCUCACGGAGGAGGUACACUAAGAAGGGCCUUAGAUGUUGAUUGCAAGGUCCAGGUCAGUUCAUAUGGGGAGAGGCGGUCCUUGAGGUAUUGCAGUCCUGAACCAUUUAAGGCUUUAUAGGUCAAAACCAGCACUUUGAAUUGUGCCUGGAAAUUAAUUGGCAGCCAGUGUAGUCGGAUCAGGAUCAGUGUUAUAUGCUCAGACUGUUUUGCCCUGGUGGGCCAGAAUUCUGGCCACAGAAUUCUGCAGAAGCUGAAGUUUCCGAACUGUCUUCAGAGACAGCCCCACAUAUAAUAUAUUGCAGUAAUUAACCUAGAGGUUACCAGAACAUAGACAACAGAAGUUAAGCUAUCCUAGUCCAGAUGGGUCGCAGAUGGGCCACCAGCUGAAACUGAUGGAAGGCACUCUGUGCCACUGAGGUCAACUGAGCCUCAAGUGACAGCAAAGAAUCCAGAAGGACCCCCAAGCUGUGUACCCACUCCUUCAAGGGGAGUGUAACCCAAUCAAGAGCAGGCAACCUCUCAUCCAUCUGGUCUAGGGAACCAGCCACUAACAGUGCCUCAGUCUUAUCUGAAUUGAGCUUCAACUUGUUGGCUCUCAUCCAGUCCGUUACUGAGGCAGGAUCACAGUCCAGCACAUCCACUGCCUCACUUGCAGAUGUAAAGGAGAAGGAAAGCUAUGUGUUAUCUGCAAAUUGCUGACUAUGUACUACAGAACUAUGUACUACUGGUUGACUCCACUCAGUGUUUUCAUGUGGAUGUUAAACAGCAUAGGGGAUAAAAUUGAACCUAGAGUAACCCCUGCAUUAAAGGCUCCAUGUGGCCGAAGAGCACUCCCCAAGCAACAUCCUCUGUAAGUAACUAUCAAAGUAGGACUGGAACCACUGCAAAAUGGUGCCACCCACCCCUAACUUGAAUAGCUGCCCCAGAAGGAUCCUAUGGUCGAUGGUAUCAAAAGCCAGUGAGAAGAUGAAGAGAAUUAACAGGGGCACAUUUCCCCUGCCUCUCUCCCGACAGAGGUCAUCAUGUAGGCUGACCAAAGCAUUUUCUAUGUCCAAACUGGGCCUAAACUCUGAUUGAAAUGGAUCAGUUUCAUCCAAAAGCCCCUUUCCCACGAAGGGGAGAUUGGCAACAGGCCCCUCUCGCUAGGAUCCACUAAUAAUCUCCCUGGCCUAGCCAGCUGUCGUCUCCCUGCUAGUUUUUAUCAGCCAAGAGGUACAAGGGUCCAGAGCGCAAGUGGUUGCCUUGAGGAUCCAAGCACCUUGGAAUCCCCCCUCUCCCCAGUUCUUGUACAGAAUCCAAAGAGAAUCUGGCAGUAGCAGUUGCUGCUGAGCUGACCGACAGGUCGAGACACUAUUGCAUUAUUUCCCCUCUGCCCUCCUCAUCCCUUUUUCUUUUUGGUAUUGCAUAUUUUAGAUUGUAAGCUACUGGGGCCGGGACUGUCUCCCUCAGCUUUUUUCCCCCUGAAUGUAUGUAAAACAUUAUAGGAAGCUUUCUGAUGAAGAGCUGAGGCAAAAAAAAAAAAAAAAAAAAAGCUUUAAAUCAUCAUCGUCGUUGUUGUCAUCGUCAUCAUCAUAAACUGUUGUGAGCAAUUUGCAUGGCAGUGAACUCUAUGAGGUGGCUCUAAAUGCCUAAGAAUCUGUGGGCACCUCUGAUGUCUUUUAAAUGAGUUGUUGCUUAAAUCCAUGAAUCACUUCCCUCAUUGAUUUCACUGGGCUGGGUGUAUGAAUGGAAUGUUAUCUAUGGCUUGAGGGUUUUUUGUUCUUUUUGUUAAACUUCAUAUCUUAAAAAUGUGGUGGCCAUUUCACGCUGAGCAAACCCUGUUAUUUUUCUCCCCUUCCAACCUCUUUGAUGCCUUGGAGUCUUCCAUGUGCCUUUAUGGGUUCCCUCUCCCCCCCCCCCUGCCUUUUUGGGGCAGGGGAUGGGGAGGAAGAGGACUGGGAGUGUGUUUAAAAUGGAAUCACUCAAGCUCCUUUCAUAAAUCUCCUUUUAAGAAGUCCUGAGGAGGGUGUUUCACACAUGGAAUAUCCUCAUUGGCCAACUUCCAGGUAACAGAGCCUUUUAAAUAAAGGAUCUGAGGUGAGGCAACAGUGACAGGGAAGUCUUUACUUGGGGCUUAGCAGAAUAGCAGCCAGGCUUUCAUAACUCUGGAUUUCCUCCUCUGCAUCCUUAAAAAAAUUAAAAUUAAAAUUGGAGUUUUAUUCCUUCAGUUGGCAACUACAUUGGCUUGGUGGACCAAUCUAGAACAAAAUCCACAGUGAGGAACACAAGCCUCUCUCUACCGCCUUUCUCAGUCAUUUCCCUGACCAGCAUAUCCCAUAGAAUCAUAGAAUUGUAGAGUUGGAGGGGAACUCAGGAUCAUCUAGCCCUGUUCCCUGUAGUGCAGGAAUCACAAUUAAUGAAUCCCUGACAGAUGACCAUCCAACCUCUGCUUAUAAACCCCCAACGUAGGAGUAUGCAUCACCUUCCAAGAGAGUCCGUCUUACUGUCAGAAAGUUCGGAAUCUCCUUUCUUGUAAUUUGAAUCCUAUGCUCAGGACUAGGAAAGAACAGCUUGCUCCAUAUUCCACUUGACAGCCAUUUAGAUAUUUGAAGAUGGCUAUCAUAACUCUUCUCAGUCUUCUCUUAUCCAGGCUAAACAUGCCCAACUCCCUCGACCAUUACUCACAAGGCUUUAUUUCCAGACUCUUCAUCAUCUUGGUCACCCUCCUCUACACAACUUCCAGCUUGCCAAUAUCUUUCUUAAACUGGGAUGCCCAGAACUGGACACAGGACUUCAGGUGGAGUCUGACCAAGGCAGAAUGGAAAGAAGGUAGUUGUUGAUCUAAACAUGAGGCACAAAAUGAGCGAGGUUGGAUCUGCAGUGAAGACGAGCUCUUAAAUCCUGAAUCUAAAAAUCACCACAGAGCAAGGGAUGGCUUUGUAGCCUCUGAAUAAAGUGUAAAAUAGAGCCCUGUAAUUUCUCUAGGAAGGUGUGAUGUAGUGGGAGGCAAGUUUGAUUAAAAAACACCACCACCAUGUGCACUCCUAUCACAUGACAAAAUAUUCUUAGCCCCCAAGUGCAUUGGACACUGUGUUUUCUACAGCUAUUUUCUGGCUCAUCGCCCAUGAAACGUGAUGAGAGGAGAGAAAGGCUCAGCAUUCCAAAGAAGCAAUUUUCUUGACAAAAGUCUAAGUUAUUUGUUGUGUUUAUCCUGUAUGAGCUUUUGCGGUUCAGUGGAACUUUUCUCACUGUCAUUGCCUGGAACUUUUUAGUUUAGAGAGAAGGCGAGUAAGAGGAGAUAUGAUGGAAGUGUAUAAAAUUUUGCUUGACACGGAGAGAGUGGAUAGAGAAAAGCUUUUCAUCCCUUUAUCCUAACACUAGAACUUGUGGACAUCCAAUGAAGCUGAAUGUUGGAAGAUUCAGGACAAAUAAUAUGAAGUUCUUCAUUCAGCACAUAAACUGUGGAACUCACUCCCACAGGGAGGCAGCAGGGAUGACUUUAAAAGAGGACUGGAGGAACAGAGUAUCUAUGACUACUAGCUGUGAUGGCUAUACUCUGCCUCCAUGAUCAGAGACAGUAAUGCUACUGAAUUGAGUGCUCUUGCUAUUUGGUCCUGCUUGUGGGCUUCCUACUGGAGUAUCUGGUUGGCCACUGUGAAAACAGGAUGCUGGACUAGAUUGGCUCUUGCCCCGAUGGAGCAGCCAGGCUCUUCUUGCAUUCUAUUUCCACUGUCAGAGACAGUAUACUUCUACCGUUCUCAGAAUCACAAGUGGGGAGAGUGUUGCUGUUGCUUUUGGGUCCUGUUUGUGGGCUUCCAUAGGUGUCUACUGUGAGAGCUGGAUGCUGGACUAAAUGAACCAUUGGCGUGAUCCAGCAGGGCUCUUACGUUCCCAUCACCUGCUGACCUUAACUUGACUGUGCAUCAGUCUGAGUCCUGGAAACCCUCUACAAUUUUGGCAGGGUGGCUCACCACAGGGGCAGGGAAAGCUUUUUUAGCUUAAGGGCCACAUUCCUUUCUGGGAAACCUUGUGAAGGCCACAUGCCAGGGGUCAGCAGGAUCAGAUGCAAAAAUGAGCAGCGCAGUGAUUGCAAAUUUUACCUUUCUGUGGCAGGCUAAUUUCUACACAAUCACAUCCUUCUCUAUCCAACAAUAGCCAGUGUGGUGUAGCAGUUAGAGUGUCACUCAUGAAUCUCACUGGGUAACAUUGUGCCCAGUCACUGCCUCUUAGGGUUAUUGUGAGGGUAGAAGGGGGAGGGGUAAACCAUGUAUGCUGUCACCUCGAGCCCCUUGGAGGAAAGACAGGAUAGAAAUUUAAUAAAAUAAAAUAAUAAAAUAAAAUAAAUCCAGGCAAGCAAGAUCGCUGAGUGCAAGGAUUGCAAUCCAGUCAGCCAAAAAGCCCCAACAACACUCUGGGUGCAAAGCAGGGAGGGCGUGUGGCCUGGGGAGAGUACCGAGGGCCAAAUAGAGAGUGUUGAGGGGCCGCAUUUGGGCCGCAGACCCAAAGUUCCCCACCCCUGACUUAAUGCCACAGUCCUUAAGGCUCUCCCCCCCUUAACACAAUGAGUCUUGUGGCACCUUUAAAGACUAAAACAUUUUUUAUCUCAUAAACUUUUUGUGUGCUGCAGUUCAUCAGAAGCAAAGCUGCAGUUUUUAAAACAAAAAUAUAUAUUAAAUGCAAACCCCACCCCCGAUUUUCAAGUAGGCUUCAGAAGAGAGAAGCAAAGCACCUUCUAGGGUAUGUAAGAAUGUGAAUAUUUUCUCAGCUGUUUGCAACUCAAGACAGAAAGAGAGGCAGGUCCAGCUCUGAGAGAGAGGAGUCCUGUGGAGACCAGAGGAACCUGCCAGGGUUAGGCUGAGCUCAGCAGGAAGUGGGGUCUGUGGAAGACAGGAGGGCCUUGACACCAUUUGGCAAAUACAUGGUGCCCAAUGGCCAUUUCCCACCUGCACUGUUAGAGACAGUGAUACUUCUGAAUGCCAGUUCCUGGGAAUCACCAGUGGGGAGGGUGUUGCUUUUGCACUCAUGCCCUGCUUGUGGACUUCCCACUGAGGCAUCUGGUUUGCCACAGUGAGGAGAGGAUGCUGGACUAGAUGUGCCUUUGCUCUGAUCCCACAGGGCUGUUAUGUUCUACCUCCACUGUCAGAGGCAGUGUGACUCUGAAUACCAGUUUUUGGGAAUCACAGGUAGGGAGAGUAUUGUGUUCAUAUCCUGCUUGCAGGCUUUCAUUGGGGUAUUUGGUUGGCCACUGUGAGAGUAGGAUGCUAGGCUAGGUUGCCCCGCUUUGGCCUGAUCUAGCAUCAAAGCUCUUCUUUUUUUCUGCCUCUCCUGUUGGGGGCCAGCAAUACAUUGGAAUACCAGCUGAAGGAAUCAAAAGUGGGGAGAGUAUUGCUAUUGUGCACUUAUGUCCGUCCACCUUUUAAGCUUCCCAUUGGGGCAUGUGGUUGGCUCCCUGUAGCCUGAUCUAGCAAGGCGCUUAUGUUCUUACACCCACUCCACUUCAGGCCUGGGGCCUUCGCUUGCAUCCUGAUGUCAUCCAAGCUUUUGUUUUCCAAGAUGUGCUUGGAUCAAGCAAAACUGCUCUGCUGGAUCCAUUUCCCCGGCUGAACAUUUGUUUGGAUAACCUUUUGGAAUGAAAAGGGGCUCCUCAUUAAAUGUGGGUUUGGGAAGGGUGCUAUUAUUCCCUAAUAAUUCUUGCAACUGCUGUUUUGGAAGCUGGGGGAGGGGGACAUGGAGAGCAGGGGAUGUUUCAUUGUACACCCUUCAGUCGAAAUGCAUCUGAAAAGAUCUGAGCUGGCAAGUUGUGUGUGUGUGUGUGUUUCUUUCAACUGCCCUCAAGACAACUCUGGAGAAAUAAUGGCUUAUUCCUUGUUUAAGUCGCAUCCCUGCUGUGUCUAACACUUUGUGUAAAAGUUCGGGCAUAUAUUUUCUACUCCUUUUCUUCUUCCACUUCUUCUCCCUCCUCAGAUGUAAUUUGAUCGCUCAGGCUUGGUCCUCUUAACUCUGGAAGAAGGCUUUUAUUAACUGUUUCCUCCCCGCUUGGAGGAGUGAGUUUGUGAAGAGUGCUGCUGUCUGUAACAGGGUAUGUCAAGGAAAAGGGCAACCCAAAUGAUCAAGUGGAUGAAGCGACUCCUCUGCAAGGAAAAUUUGCAGUGUUUGUGGCUUUUUAGUCUACAAAAAAAAGACAACUAAGAGAUUACAUGACAAAAGUUUAUAAAAUUAUGCCUGGCAUGGAGAAAGUGGAUAGAGAAAAUUUUAUCUCCCUAUCUCUUAACACCAAAACUUGUGGGCAUUCAAUGAAGCUGAGCACUGGAAUAUUCAGGACAGAUAAAAUAAAGGACUUCUUCAUGCAGCAUAUUGUUAAACUAUGAAACUCUUUCCCAGAGGAGGCAGUGAUAGCCACCACUUGAAUGGCUUUAAAAGACAAAUUCAUGGAGUUGAGGGCUAUCAACGGCUACUAGUCAUGAUGGCUAACUCUCUGCCUCCCAUAGUUGAGGCAGCAAUGUUUCUGAAUACCAGUUGCUGGAAACCACAGGAAGGGGAGAAUGCUGCACUCAGGUCCUGCUUGCAGGUUGCCCUUAAUGGGCAUCUGGUUGUCUGCUGUGAGAAGAGGAUGCUGGACUAGAAGGGCUGUUGGCCUGAUUCAGCACUAACCUAUGGCCCUUCUCAGCUGAGGCUUACCCCUAGUGGCUAUGACACAAAAGUUAGGAAUAGACUAGUUGGCAGAAGUGGGAUCACAUGCCCAACAUCUCUGUAUGUCUGAAUCUGUUGUGAAAACAGAGAAUCUUAAGCGACCCUGGAUUCAGCAUGCAAGUAGCAGAUGGAAAUAUCUGUGCUCUUGAAAAGGAAAUCUGGAAUAUCAAAGAGACCCACCCAUCCUAGAUUUUUUGGUUUUGCAAGUAGUGGAAACAAAAUUUUCCCUCCCGGUUUUAUCGCUCUAAUUUGGGCCUGAGGGAAGGGAGCCAUGAGGCUCUUUAAGAAGGAGAAGUUGGCAUCGAAGCACAAAACUGCUCAGAUUUCCUGCUCAUCUUCCUUUCUUCGGCAUGGAGUGUGUUAACCUUGUUGUCCCUCUCUUGAGCGUUAAUAGGGCCAGUCUUAGUAAUCCCAUUUAGUAAUUCCACUGGAAUUCUUAUGGAAUUCUGCAUUCCUGCAGCUGCAGCAGUAGACAGACCUCAUGCUAUGGAAAGCAGGAGGGGUCAGAAUUGCUUAGUUUCAGGAUAUGCUCUUGUGAUACUCCCUGCAGUGUGACUAUGCUGCAAUUUCCCAGAACUGCUGUCCUCAACUUGGGAGGGUCAGGAUUGCCCCAUGAUCUGUGUUACAUAAUAUUCAGUCUUGUUUUGUUUUUUGGUACCUCUCCCCACUGUUGACAAAGCAAUAUUUGAAAAAUGUUAUGAUAUACCAUAUAGGUUUUUGGCCCAGUGCUGUGGGAUCCACUCUCUCUGGUCACUUUCCCCACCCAGAUUAACCCACCUACUCAGACAGACAGAAAGGGAGAAAGUGUGCUCACUCUCUUUCACAUACUAAUAGAUACAUACUUAGCUUUUCCAAGAAGAAGAAGAGGAUUUGAUAUCCUGCUUUAUCACUACCCGAAGGAGUCUCAAAGCGGCUAACAUUCUCCUUUCCCUUCCUCCCCCACAACAAACACUCUGUGAGGUGAGUGGGGCUGAGAGACUUCAGAGAAGUGUGACUAGCCCAAGGUCACCCAGCAGCUGCAUGUGGAGGAGCGGAGACGCAAACCUGGAUCCCCAGAUUAUGAGACUACCACUCUUAACCACUACACCACACUGGCUCGGGUCGGGUGAAAAACUGGAUCCAGAAGAAUGAACAGUUAGUAUGUCAUACUAGAGACCAGGGAUUGAAUCCUCACUCAAAUCAUUUAUUUAAUCAAUUUAUUUAAUCAAUAUAUUGGGUUACUGCUUUUGGUUUGAUUUUAUAUGUUGUGGUCUUGUUGUGAACCGCCCUGAGACCUCCAGGUAUAGGGUGGUGUGUAAGUUAAAUGAAUGAAUGAAUGAAGUUCACUGAGUGACCUUGGGUCACAGCCAUUGCCUCUCAGCCUAUAACAUACCUCACAGGGGUGGAAUGGGGAUUAAAUGAGGAGGGGGAAAACUUUAUACACCACCCUGAGAUCCUUGGAGAAAAAAGGUGGGAAAUAGAUUCAAUCAAUCAAUCAAUCAAUCAAUCAAUCAGUCAGUCAGUCAUCAGUCAAAGAAGCCCUGAGAAGCACAUAGAGUUGAAAGAGGGAGUUGGGAGGAGCAUCACUCCUCCAAUUUCCUCCUUCAGCUCUAAGCACUUUUCAUAGGAGAAAAGUGGCAACUGCGCUCUCCAUCUCAUGACCAAGGGAGGCAGUGAGUAGGGUGGGGCUCAGAGACACUGAGGACACCUGGGGAAAGAUCUCAAGGGCCACUGUGACCAUGGGUGCCAUUUUGAAAAUAGGCCAGGCACAAUGUGACAUAUAAGGGCCUUGGGGGGGGCUGUUUGUCAGCCUCCAUGAGAAGCACUGGUGGCUACCAGUUUGUGGCUGGAUUGUGACUAUUAUUAUUAUUGAAUUUAUAUACCACCCUAUCAGGGUGGUUUAUGGAAUAAAAUCUAUCCAGUGGAUAGAUUAGCAAGUGGAUGAGUACCACACUAAAUAUGUAUAGCAAGGAUAAAGCUCAUGGAUAACAGAGACAGGUUAAUGAGAAAGGUUCAUUUAUUUCAUAAAAGAAAGGACUUCUUCACACAGUGCACUCACUCCCAAAGGAGGCAGUGAUGCCCACCAACUUUGAGCUUCAGAAGAGGGUUGGGCAAAUUUGUGGAGGAUAAGGCCAUCAAUGGCUACUAGUCAUGCUGGCUAUGCUCUGCCUUUGCAGUUGGAGGUGGUAAUAAAUCUGAAUAUCAGUUGCUGGAAACUGCAGGAGGGGCAGAGUGCUGUUGCACUCAGGUCCUGCUUGAGGGCUUCCUAUAUGGGCACCUGGUUGGCCACUAUGAGCACAGGAGGCUGGACUAGAGGGACCAUUGUCUUGAUCCUAUAGGACUGGUCUUACGUUCCUAAUAUGGACUCCUUUCUUUCAGCAUAGGUUUUUUUUUGGGGGGGGCAGACGAAUCUCCUGGCUUCCAUUAGGAUUAGCUUCUAUAUUCUCACUAUAUUCUCACUUUUCUUGUCUUUGAGUUCUGUUUUACCAUCUCCAGAAAAAAAUCUGAGAACCUCUGUCUCAUGCUGCUGUGAAGCUAGAAAGCAACAGAUAGUUGUCUAAACAUGUCUACCCACUACCCACCCCUUAAGAAUUUCUAAAGGGCUGAGGCCACCACCUGUAGAGUCUCAGCUGACCCUUUUCUAGUGAAGUGGGCGGGGGAAGAGAAUUUCAGUUUUCUUAGCCUUUCAAUAAGAAGCUGACCAGUUCAUGCUUGUUGAACCAGUACAAGAACUGGAGCACAAUGAUCUUUCAGAAUUCACACUCCUCUGAAUUUUGCAACCAUAUACUCCAUGCAAGCAGUAAGUAUUAAUAAAGAGCCACUGUGGUAUGGUGGUUAGUGCCAGACUAGGGCCUGGGAGACACCAGAAUUCAAAUCCCCACUUGGUAACCUUGGUCACUGCCUCUCAGCCUCACCUACCUCAUAGGGUUGAUGUGGGGAUUAAAUGAGGAGAUAUAGAACCUUGAGCUCCUUGAGAGGGAAAAGGUGAGAUAUAAAUGCAAUAAAUAAGUAAUAAAAAACAAAAAUGCACAAAUUAGAAAAAUGUGUACGAUGGUACCUCGGGUUAAGUACUUAAUUUGUUCUGGAGGUCCGUUCUUAACCUGAAACUGUUCUUAACCUGAAGCACCACUUUAGCUAAUGGGGCCUCCCGCUGCCGCCACGCCGCCGGAGCACGAUUUCUGUUCUCAUCCUGAAGCAAAGUUCUUAACCCGAGGUACUAUUUUGGGGUUAGCGGAGUCUGUAACCUGAAGCGUAUGUAACCUGAAGCGUAUGUAACCCGAGGUACCACUGUACAUUAAUGAAGAUAAUAUACAAAAAUGCAUUAACUAGGGCGAGUUGCUUUGCAAAAAUGUGUCUGGUCUUGGUCAAAACUGCAUACAGAAAUGAGUACGUUAGGAGAUACUUACCCUAAAACACUUAUGAAUUUUCACAAUUGCAGUUAGGAGAUACUGACCCUAAAACACUGAUGAAUUUUCACAAUCGCAGAUUGCUGCAGAAGUGUGGAGAACUGGAUUUAGGAUUUGGAAAGUGAGAAACUCGAAAGAAACUGAAAUUGUUAGUUUCAUCCCUCCCCUCCUCUGCUUGGAAAGCGGAGCCAUGAGGGGUUAACAUGGGAUGGGCGUUCCUUUCCUGAUGUCACAAAGUCAGACAACCAAAGCCUGAAGGGGGCCCUUUGUUGGCAGUUCAAUGUAUGCAGCCUCUGCUUGAGUUGGAUGUAGGACGGAGCUGGAAAGUGGGAUGGCAAAAUUUGGGAGCUCUCAUUUGGAGUAAUUAAUCAUAAUAGAAAAUCAAAGAAUCAUAAAAAAUGGAUGAUCCACUGCGUUGACUUCUUCAGUUAACAGUUUUUAAAUGAAGGCUGGAUUUGUAGCCUUUUUGUGUGUGUAUGUACCGGAGGGAACUUUUGUGUGAAGUUUUCAAGAGGAGAAGAGGAGGAGGAGGGGAGGAGACAGCAAGCCUACAAAACCAAGGGCCUUGCUCUAACCGAUGAAAAUGUUGGAGAUCUGCCUGAAAUUAGUGGGUUGCAAGUCGAAAAAGGGUCUCUCUUCAUCAUCCAGUUGCUACUUGGAAGGUGAGUUCAGAGCUGCAGGGUCAUUUGGUGGGAGGGAGGAGAGAGAGUAGUUAAUCUGUCAGGAGGGCCCCACAAAAGCAGAAUUCUUAGCUCCAUACUCACUUUGCCUAAGCCUCUGUUCAAUUGUGCUUGUGCUUUUCCAGAGAGGGGCCAGCUGCAUUGAUAGGGGACUGGGCUGGAGGACUUCAGAGGGCCCUUCCCCAGAGUUAGCCUCCACUUGAUGGUUUUAGUCCUUGCAUGAGGGGUAGGGGGAGCUGUUGGGGGUGGGGUUAGCAGCAUCAAAGAAGAAGCUUAUUUUUUACGCAGUUUCUGUGUAACUUUCAAACCAGGUGAUUUUUAUUAACCACAAUGUACAAAAAGUGUGUCCGAUUCUCUUCCAUUUAUGGUUGGAAACUGACGAGAGCUCACUGACAAUCUGCUAACAAAACCACGUAUCUGUGCCUUGGGCUUCUUUCUUGCCGGGAGCAGCCCAAGAGGUUGCUUUUCAGAGGAGAGGAUGAAGCCACCCAGGCCUUUGAAGAAGAAUUUUAAGUGAGACCCAUUCUUGAAGAGAGAUUUGCAUAAAUUGAUCCAGAAAGUUUAUAUGUAUGUGUGUCUUGGGGUUGUGUAGUGCUGUUAGUUUGUUUUUUAAUUCUUCCUUUUUGACGCAGAUAUUUUAUUUGCAUCAUUUAAACUUCACUUCUGUUGGCCUUCUGCGUCUUUUAACUUCACAUAUAGUCUUUGGGACAUGUCCUUAAGAUCAGCACAAGACCUUAAAAAAAAAGCCUUGCACAAGACCUAGAAGUGAAAAGACAACCUUUUUUAAAAAAGCUAUACUCUUCCUUUGGAAUAUUAGAGCUCAGGAUUCAGUUUUCAACUUGUGUCACCAAUUGUUCAUUUGGACUUGGUCAAGUUCUUUAACCUUUUGUCCCAGUUCCCCCAGGGAUCAAUGGCACGUUUUCCCCCAUCCAGAUUUUUUAUUCUUUCUCUUCUGGCAUUGUUUGGACUGUUCAAGCAGACCAUGGCUUUCUUUUCUUUUCUUCUAGGGCUUUGGACAGUGGGUUGGCUGAGGCUUUUGGAUGUGGCUCAUAUACAAACAUCAUGCAUGCCAGGAGCCUCCUCUUGUUCAUCAGUUUAGCAAGCGGAAAUGAGUCCCCGUGACUUCCUUGAGCCAGUCAGCAAUAUCUGUUUCUUGGAAGGUUGGCCAGUGAAUUCUCCACAAAAAUAGUUCUGAAAAGUGGAUCAUAAAAGCAGAUCUUAAUAAGUACCUUCAGAGCAGGAAUUGUGGCCUGCUUGUAAUCAUUUGUUAUAUCUGGGGUUCCAGGAGUUAUUGAGUUUGAUUUUCAACACUGAGCAAAAGCAAAGGCACCCCCCUUUACUCAAAAUUUCCAUCUUCUCAGUCAAUUCUGCUUUUUUUUAAAUAGAAAAAAUGCCAUCUUAUUGUAACAGUUGUCUGCCAUUAACAUAAGUUCUACUUGGAGUAGAGCGGGGACACAAAGAAUCAGGGCUGGGAGAAAAAUAAACACAUUUGUAAUGCGAAAAAUUUAUAGGAGCAUUCAUUAAAAAAUAAUUAUCAGGCACUGGCUCUAUGGAACAUUAAAGUGAAAGGGGUGGGAGGAAGGAAUACCGGACACCUAGGAAUGCAGAUCUGACUCCUAAGAAUCGGGACCCUAUGCUGUGUCGUUCCAUAGCCAGCUAUCUAGGUUGGGAAAGGGUUGAAGGGUCCUGGGUCAAGAUCCCUUCAACAGCUCCGCAGAGUAUUAUUAUUAUUAUUAUUAUUAUUAUUAAUAAUAAUAAUAAUAUUUCAAUUUAUAUACCACCCUUUAUCAAAAGAUCCCAGGGUGGAGUAUAGCAUUAAAAACAUAUUAAAGAACAUCAAUGAUAGAAACAAAGUAAAAAGCAUAUUGACAGACAGCAUAAUAAUAAUUCUAAUAAUACUACUAAUAAUAAGAUAAUCAUCAUAAUAGUCCCCACUUUUACAUGCCAUAGAUUAUUUAAUAGCCAUAGGCCUAGGUAGAUAGGAAUGUUUUUGCCUGGUACCUAAAGACAUGUAAUGAUGGUGCCUGGUGAACCUCUUUGGGGAGAGCAUUCCAUAGUCAGGGAGUCACCACAGAAAAGGCCUGUUCUUUGUUGCCACCCUCCAAACCUCUCUGGGAGGGGGGAAAUAGAGAAUGGCCUCAGAUGACAAGUGUAGGGUCUAGGUUGGUUUGUAUGAGGAGAGGCGGUCCAUAAGGUACAGAGGUGCUGAGGUGUAUAAGGCUUUAUACGUCAACAUCAGCACUUUGAAUUUGUCCUAGAAACUAAUCGGCAGCCAGUGCAGUUGUGCCAUAAUUGGCACACACCGUACUCUUAAGCUUCUGUUAGAGCUCUUCAGGCUGUCAGAACCCAACAGAUGCUUGCCAUUAUGUUUCGACCAUUGACUUUCUUGACUAGACCACUGUAAUUCUCUGUGUGUAGGACUGUUCUUGAAGACUGUCCAGAAACUUUGGCUGGGGCAAAAUAAAGCUGCUAGAAUAGCCAUGCCAGUGGUGAGGACCUUCCAGUUUCUGUGACUAAUGAAUGCUACCCGGCUGUUUUGGCUAGGCCAAGAAAAUGCCACCUAUUCUACAUCUGAAGUGGGGUGUGGGGCAGAGAGAGACAUGGCUGGCCGAAAGGGGGCUUGCAGUUAUCAUUGAUUAGAAGCAUGUGAAAAUCUAUGUGCACCAACAAUCAGCUGAUCAAUUUAGCUUGCAAAGCAGUUUGAACAUUGUAACUUGCAACCGUUUUGCUUUAGUUAUAUUGGUUGCCAGUUUGUUUCCAGGCUGAAUUUAAAGUUCAGUGGUACCUCUGGUUGCGAACGGGAUCCGUUCCAGAGCCCCGUUCACAACCUGAAAGGAACGCAACCCCCUUCUGCACGUCUGUGCACGCGCAGGUCACGAUUCACUGCUUCUGCGCAUGCGCAUGACGUCAUUUUGCGCCUCUGUGUAUGCACGAGCAGUGAAACCGGGAAGUAACCCUUUCCGGUACUUCCGGGUCACCACAGGAUGCAACCUGAAGCAAACAUAACCUGAGGUAUGACUGUACUGUAUCUGCUUUCCAUGCAGAAUGUUCCUGGUUCAACCCCCAGCAGUAUCUCCAGGUAGGGCUGGGAGUGCCACCUGCCUAAUACCCCAGAGAGCCACAGGCUGUCAAUGUAGACAAUAUUGAGGUAGAUGGACCGAUCAUCCAACUCUAUAUAAAUAAACUUUCUAUGUUUAAAUGCAUAAUAAAAAAAGGGGACACAGAUUUACAUAAAAGGCAAAUUUAGAAAUAAUGAAUGAAGCAGGGGUGGCCAAACGCUCCAGAUGUUGUUGGACUCCCAUAAACCCCAGUGAGCGUUGCCAAUAGUCAACGGGUUGGGAGUUGUAGCUGAGCAACAUGUGAAAGUCCAAACGUUAGCUCCCUUUGCUUUAUUAAGAAAUACAGCACAUUUUCUCACUCCAUAUCUGUAAGGGUAUGUAUAUAGAAAAAGAUAGAUGGAUAGAUUCUGCUCUAUUGUACCAUAGCUGUGUGCCUGUUCAGCUUGCUGUCCUGGUGCUAACUGCAGAUGAGCAACUUCAGGGCCUCUUCUGCUGUCCCAGACUUUCCUAUAAGAUGUAAGGUGGUGGGCACCAAUAGAAUGUCUUUAAAAGAGGAUUAGACAAAGUCAUGGAGUAGUAAGGCCAUCAAUGGCUGUGUUCUCCCUCCACAGGCAGAGGCAAUCUGCCUCUGAAUACCAGUUGCUGGGAGUCACAAGUGGCAAGAGUUGCUGUCAGGCUCAGGUCCUGCUUGUGGGCUUCCCAUUUGGGCAUCUGGUUGCCCAUCAUGAGAACAGAGUGCUGGACUUGAUGGUUCAUUCCAGCAGAGCUCCCUAUGUUCAGACCUACUGUGGUACCAGAACCUCCAUGCUCAGAGGCAGUCUCUCGCUGUAUACCAGUUGCUAGGAAUCACAACUGGGGAGAGUGGAGCUGCAGUCAGGUUCUAUUUUGUUGGCUUCCCAUUGUGGCAUUUGUUUAGCCACUGGGACCAGAAUGCUUUACUGUAUGGGUCCCCUUUGGCCUGAUCCAGCAGCCAACCUCUUAUUAUGUUCUUAUGGCCAGACAGCCGUUUAAAUUGAGGACUUCUCUCUGUCAAGGAAAGCACAUGGUGUCCCCCCCACCAUGUUGCAGGUCUCUCAAGAGCAGGGGUCAGCAAACUUUAUCAGCAGGGGGCCGGUCCACUAUCCCUCAGACCUUGUGGGGGGCCGGACUAUAUUUUGGAAAAGAAAAAAGAGAAUGAAUUCCUAUGCCCCACAAAUAACCUAGAGAUGCAUUUUAAAUAAAAGCACACAUUCUACUCAUGUAAAAAUAUGCUGAUUCCCGGACCAUCCGCAAGCUGGAUUUAGAAGGCAAUUGGGCCGGAUCUGGCCCCCGGGCCUUAGUUUGCCUACCCAUGCUCAAGAGUUUUAAGCAGAGGUUCCCAAACUGAGGCUUGAAGGUUUCUUGUUUCAAGACUUCAACUUCCUCCAGUGGCAGGGCUCUUUAUUGCCCUCCUUUGAUGUAGCCACUGUCUGCAUGGAGAUAAUUAAGCAUUACAGAAACACCAGUAGAAAACAUUACUCCAAUUGUUAUUGUUGUUUAAAUUACAAGAAAGUAGUUUCUGAUUAAUCCUUAGGAAGAAUGUUCUGAUAUUAAGAGCUGUUCAACAGUGGAACGGACUCCUUCGGAAGGUGGUGGACUCUCUCCUUCCUUGGAAGUUUUUAAGCAGAGGUUGGAUGGCCAUCUGUCAGGGAUUCUUUAACUGUGAUUCCUGCAUUGCAGGGGGUUGGACUAAAUGACUUUUGGGGUUCCUUCCAACUUUGUAUGAUUCUAUUCCAUACCUGGAUAUGAAAGACACUGCAAACUCACAAGCCUUGUCUGAGUGUUCAGCAGACAUAAUAAAGAAGUGGAAGGUGUGAUGAAUUGCUAAACUACAAACUGUAUAUGCUGAUCAAAGCCUUGUAGCUUAUUUGAGUUAUCUGACACUGCCGUUCAGCAAUCAGGUGGAAUUUAUCACAGCAUAGUGACCAUGUGACUGUGCCUCUUGCUUUGCCUUUAUUGGGAGGGUGUGGGUAAAGAACCUCUGAUUUUUGCACUGGCAGAAUGUAGCCCUUGGUUCAGAGGUUAAGAGUUGCAUUGGUUGGGAAACUGCCCUACUGGAAAAACCAACUAACUAAACGAAACUAUCACAGGGACAAACAAAGGAGGCUGCCUUCACCCCAUCACAUACACACGCCUAGAAGACUAUGACCCCCCCCCCAAAAAAAACCCCCACAUAUGAAUCAAUAUAGUUACCUGAACCCAGCAACACCGCCCCCCCCCCCAUCAAAACACACUGCAGCCAAUCAACAACAACCAACCAUGCCCUGGGCCCUCUGAUCUCUCCUCUGCCAGCAAAAAUAAGGCACCUAUCCACGCAACACUUGCAAAAAACCCCCACUCAUAUACUUUGUAAAGGAUGAAAGGAUUUUUAAAAUAACAUUUUUAUGAAGUCUCCAAAAACAUUUUAAGGCAUUUAUCACCAUAUACAAUUUUUUUUUAACAUCCAAAGUUUCUUAUUGACUUCCCACCCCAUCUUCUUCGUAAGGAAUGAAAGUUUACUAUCCCUCUCACCCUGCUUCUUUUUUCUCCCCCUCUCUCGUCAAUUCUCUUUCUCCCUCAGCCCCACAUUGCCGGCAACAAAAAGGUCUCAAAUUGACUGUAAUUGGCUUGUAUGAAAUACUCUAUGUCUUGAAAACAGAGACACUGGAUGUACUUUUGUUACUAAUGGAAUAUAUUUUAAUAAAAAUUGAUAUUUAGAAAAGAUUUGCAUUGGUUGCCCCGUCCACUUUUUGCCUCUAAUCCCAUGCCUCACUGGUGCCAUGCAGCCCCUGGAAGGUUGUCCAAGAGGGGAAGUGGUCCUUGGGGUGGAAAAGGGCUGAAAAAACAGUGAUGGAAAUAGUGUAGGGCAAGAGCAUCUUGGGAAAUAUGAAAGACACAUCCACACACACACACACACACUGAGAUCUAUCACUGAUGCUGAGCUCAGGAUACCAUCAUUUUGUGACACACGAUUAGGUUUCGCCAGGAGCUGGGCUUCUUCAAUUUUGUCCUGAGGUUGUGAAAUGUUCCCUCUUGGGAGACUUGCUCAUCCCCUUUCAGAGACUGACAAAAACAUUCUUUAGUCUGCCUAGACCCGUUGAUCCUACUACUGCUGUUUGCUCUGCUCUUUUAAAAGUUUUAUUGGGUUUCAACUGGGCUAAAUGUUGUGUUUUAAUCAUCGUGGCAGUGUCUUAGAUGUUUUGUGUCAAAAACAGCUUUGAUAACUACCGUUAAGAAGUAGUUGGAAGGACAGUUCCACAGUGGCAGAGCAUCUGAUUGGCAUGCAGAAGGUCCCAGGUUCCAUCCCCAGCAGCAUCUCCAUGUAGAGCUGGGAAAAGACAAUCCCUGAAACUCUGGACAGCCACUGCCAGUCAGUGUUGACAGUAUGGAGCCAGAUGGACCAAAAGUCUGAUUUUAUAUGAAGCAGCUUCUUGUAUUCUUCUUUGAUUCAGCUCUUUAUUCAGAACCAUGAUGACUAGAAUCUUUCUUGGGGGGGGGGGGGCAUAGAUGAAUGGUAAAAAUGCCUGUUUUGCAUGUAGAAGGUCUCAACUUCAAUCUCUGGCAUCCCCAGUAGGGCUGGAAUAAAACUCCCAGACCCAAACCCUGGAGAGCUGCUUCUGCCAGUCAGUGUAGACCAGGGGUCUGCAAUCUUUAAGACAAAAAGAGCCACUUGGACCCGUUUCCGAAGAAAAAAAAACUGGGAGCUGCAGAACUCAUCAUUAUAAAAAUAACUUUUUUGUCACUUUUUUAUUAUUUCUUUGUUUGACCCCUCAGAAUUACUCCUCCUCAUAGAAAUAAACGUUAAAUUAACGUUACCUUUUUGUGUGUGUGUUCUUCACUCCCCUUCAAAACAGUGACCAGCGUACAUGCCCCCUUUCAAUGCAGUGACCAGCGUACAUGCCCCUUACAAUGUAGCGGGCGGGCAGGCAGGAAGGUGACGUCGGGACGGUGCAUGACUAACGCACGCACUGCCCCCAUGCGACAUCACAGCCAGUACAGCGCCCGCCACAGUGGGGAGUGUUGGGGUGCACAAUGCGCCUCCUCCCCUCGCUAGUAUCCACCCCGGAGCUGCGGUAAAGGUGUAAAAGAGCCACAUGCAGCUCCGGAGCCGUGGGUUGCCGACCCCUGGUGUAGACAAUGGUGAGCUAGCUGGACCAAGGGUCUGACUCCACAUAAGGCAUCUUCAUACAUCCCUAGUGGGUAAAUAGUUUUGUGAAUUGUGGUGGAUUUUUGUUUUUGUUUUAAGCCAUCGUUGCUAGCUCGAGCAAUAUUGCUCCCUAAUACAGUGGUUUCCAAAGUGGAAUUUCCUUGGGGGGGCGGCACUGAGAGGCAAAGGGGAGACAGGGGGUGCUGGAGUAUCAGACUUUGAAAAGCUAGUGUCACUGGAUCAAGUCAUCAGUUUUGUUGAAUUAAUCAAACUGAGAAGUUUGAACUGGAUUUUUACUAAAUGUGCAAUUGUUACUGUUUUUAAUUUUAUUGUGCUGGUAUCUUCCUUAGUGGCUUGUGCAAACUCUUUUUCUGAACAAUCCUUUUUCUAGGGUAGGGUAGUGGGCACUGGGGAUGAGUUUAUGGAACCAUGGGGGUAGUGGCCCGAAAAAAGUUGGGGAACUACUGUGUUUGUGGUGCUUAAUCAAAAUACCCCCAUUAUGGCUUCUAUAAGGGUUGUCUCUCCCCCCUUCCCUUCCUGCUUGAUUCCACCUGGUAAAUAUUAUCUUAAAUGGUUUGAAGAACCAAAUGGUUGACAGCUGCAGCUCCCACCCUUUCUAGCUCUCCUCUUUCUUCCCAGUUUGGAUACUUAUUCGCACCCCCUUUUUGCAUUGUGAAAAGGAGUAGAUCAGAUGCAGGGUGUGUGUGUGUGCUGCUGUCUGUUCUUGCUGCAGAUGUGGUCUCAACAAACGAACUGCAUCCAUAUGUCUCGAAGAGAGGAUAAAAUUAACUUGCUCUCGCUGUAUUUUUAUUUUAAAACACAAGUUACUUUUAAAGCAGAGAAUUUUCCCAUCAAAGCAAAAGCUAGUUCUUGUAAAAACUUAGCUCAAAUGGAGCAGAGAAGGUGUGGUUGUUGGGGAACCCUCCCCAAUUCAGUGCGCUCUGGUUAAAAAAAACCCCCAAAAAAUUGUAACCAGAGAAGUGAUUUCUUUCACUGCCAGCUAUUAGAUUCUGUAGACAUUCCUGUAUGGUGAAAGUAUCUUGUUACAGUAACCCCAGAGUAGCCUAGUGAAGAUUUGACGUUUGCUGUGGUUCUUAGAAAAUGCUGGGCUCUUUCUCUACGUGAUUUGCAAGGAUAUGUGUUUGAACCAGAUUCCAAUUUCCAUAAUUGGGAGAACUGAAGCAUUAUCUAUACCCACCCACCCAAAUUCAGUUCUGAUCAAAAUACAACAGAUGAAAUCCAGUACCAGAAAAGCGCAAAGUUUGUGCUGUUUGAACCCUUAAUGCAGAAAGGUUGUAGCAUUUUGGAAUAUUUAAGUCACACCCAAACUAUACAUUUAAAGUGAUGUAAACAAAAUCUGCUCCCUUUCCCUUAUGGGGUAUCCAAGAGCCCGUACAGAGUCCUUAAGUGGGUUCCCUAUCGGCAGAAGAAAAUAACAGAGCCCAACCAGAGAAUAUUGAGAAGCAAAGUGGCUAGUAAGCCUGAUCUUUAUUGAACUGUUGCAACGGGGUCCUCACACCACAUGCAAGAGGGAGGAACGACCCAGAACAAUGGUGUGCAAGCCCUUAUAUAGACUUUUUGAAAUUGCUACCCUGUAAGCUUAAGGCCACCCCCCAGUACAUCACACAUACAUCACAGAAAGAGCGGUCUACAGCAGAAUCCUAAGGCCAGGAUACCUGAUAAUGGUCACUGAUUUCAUUACUUGUACAGUCUGGCUACACUUUUGUGAUGGUUAAUACUUUAGUUCCUGAAUCCAGGUCACAGGUUUACCCUAUUCAUACCCAAAUGUGCCCUUAAGGCAGGAUUUUCUGAGCACAGAGACAAUAGGGAGGCUUUUCGUAUUUCCAUCCAAACUGCAGAGGAAUAUUUGAGGUGACUGAAAGAGUCAAAAUGACUUUAAGACUGUUUUCCUAUACUGUUUCAGACAUGUGGUGUGUGUGUGUGUGUGUGUGUGUGUCUGGUCUGUGUGUCUGUGUAUCUGUCUUUGCCUGGUACAUUUAUGAACAUUUAUUUUAUAUCUUAGACCUUAUAAUUCUUAUAACAAAAGCAUUCUAGUUCCACGUUAACAGACAGAGCUUCCACUCUAGGAAUCCUGGGAACUGUAGUUUGAAGAAUGCUGACCUCACAGACUUACAGGUUCCAGCAACCUUAACAAACAUUUACCUAGAUUCUCCAUGGCUGUUAAAGUGCUUUAGGAAUGCUUUAAAUGCAGGGCAUGGAGAUCACCUAAGUUUAGAGAAAAUCCGAGUAAGAGGUGACAUGAUAGAAGUUUAUAAAAUUAUGCAUGGUGUGUAGAAAGUGGAUAGAAAAACGUUUUUCCUCCUCUGUGGUAACACUUGGACUUGGGGACAUCCAAUGAAACUUAAUGUUGGAAAAUUCAGGACAGAUAAAAGAAAAUACUUCUCCAUAUUGCUCGUAGUUAGACUGUGGAACUUGUUCCCACAGGAGGCGGUGACAGCCACCAACUUGGAUGGCUUAAAAUAGGAUUGGACAGAUUCAUGGUUGAGAAGAUGGCUACUAGCCAUGAUUUCUAUGCUCUGCCUCCACAGUUGGAGAGAAUCAUGCUUCUGAAUACCAGUUUGGAAACUGCAAGAGAGGACAGGGCUCUUCUACUCAGAUCCUGUUCUGGGGCUUCCCAUUGGCUCAUCUAGUUGGGCACUGUGAGAACAGGGUGCUGGACUAGGUGGGCCAUUGGCCUGAUCCAGCAGGGCUCUUCUUAAGUUGUUAUGGUCAGAUCUGAAACUUCAGAGAGCUUCAUUGGAGUGUUUGAGAAUUGCUGUAAAUAGUUACCAUUGCUUUUAGUUUGUGUGCUGUCUUUCUGUGUAGAUGUAUCCCAAAACUGUUCACAGCUCAAGACUAGCAGUACAGGAGCAAGGGUAUGUGUGAAAACAUUAUUACAAUAAACUGGGACUGGAGAACCUUGUUCAGCACCAAAAGUAGUGCCACCUACUUCCAACUCGGACAGCCACUCCAGAAGGAUCCCAUGGUUGAUGGUAUUGAAAGCUGCUGAGAGGUUGAGGAGAUUUACUGUAACAGGGACACAUCUCUUCUGUUUCUCUCCUGAUAGAGGUAAUCAUACAGAGUGACCAAAGCAGUUUCUGUGCCAAAACUGCUAAGCCCUGAUUGAAAUGGAUCUAGAAAAUCAGUUUCCUCCAAGAGUGCCUAGAUCUGGGUUGUGGCUACCCACUCAGGAACCUUGUCCAAGAAGGAGAGAUUAGUAACUGGCCAGUAGUUUUUCCAAAUCCAGGGAGGAUUUUUUGAGGAGCGGUUUUACCACUGCCUCCUUCAAGCAAGGAGGGACCAUCCCCACUCGCAAUGAGGCAUUAAUCACCUCCCUGGCACAGCCAACUGCUCCCUCUCUGCUACUUUUUAUCAACUAAGUGGGGCAAGGGUCCAUUCCGCAAGUGGUCACCCUGACCAAUCCAAACAUCUUGUCCACAUCCUUGAGCCUUGCAAGCUGAAACUCAUCCAACACAGCAGGACUAGGAAAUGCUCUGUACACCCCACUGAGCAGAAUCAAGAUCCUGGUGGAUGCAAGCAGUUUUAUCCUCAAAAUGCUUUGCAAACAAGUCACAGUGAGCUACCAUUCGUUUCUACCACCUCUUUUAGGUCAGACUGUAAGCAGGCCCCAUACUACCUGGGAAAGCUUCUGGACAGCACAAUGCGGAUGCAAUGGAAGCAGCAAAGUAAGCCUUCUUUGCAGGCUUCACUGCCCACUAGGUAGGCCCAAUGAUGAGCCCUCACCAUUGUUCAGUUGCAUUCAGCCGGAUCUUUCCUCCACUUGCAUUUGAGCCAUCUCCUAGCUUGUUUCCUCACCCUAACCUCUGGAGUAUGCCAGACAUCAAACUGCUUCCCUUACAAAUGACAUGCAUUUCAUGCUAACUGUUGCUGUCCAGACAGGUGUCUCUUAUUUUGUUUGAUGAAGCUAAACAGCUUUUGUUAAACAUGGGACAGGUGUGUUAGUGUUUUGCAUGAAGGGGGAAAUAAGCCCCUGUCUUUCUCUCCUUCAUUAUGCAUUUCUUCCUAGGCCUUCUGCUGCUUUAUUUGGUUCCAGACUGUGUGUUUUCCAUCCAUCCAUCUCCUCAGUCUCCCCAGUGAAUCUAGUAUCUUGCUUCCUCACAAAAGGCUUGGCUCCUGCCUAUCACCCACUUAAAAGAAACACCCUGUUGUAAUGAAACUGGGUGUGUAGUGUCAUGGGAAGAUGUGUUUCGCAAGUGUGAAAGGUCAUAUGCCUGCAGGAUCCCUAACAAUAUUUAUUUACACACACACACAGAGAGAGAGAGAGAGAGAGAGAGAGAGAGAGAGAGAGCAGUCGCUGUAGCAAGUUAUUUGUGACCAUCAUGUGCACAGUGAGCGUGCAUUGAUUUCUUUUCCCCUCUGAUUUCCAUUGAGCAUGCAUAACAGGAUGCAAUAUUAAAGCAGCAAGUUGGAAUACAGGCGAGGUAUCCUUUCUGAGUUGCUCAGACUUUGUGUUGGGCACCAGGGUACAUGAUCUGGCCGUAUGUUCUCUUUGCUGAUAGAUUAAGACUCUGCCUAUCUCUGUUGAGCAGAUCGCACCUGUGUCUGAUGUCACAGGUGCAUGAUGGUGAUGCGAUAUUUAGAAAAUUUGGCACCACCUCUGCCUGAUACUGGAAGCCAAAGCUCUGUGGUGAAGCCCACAUUUUAUUCAUGCAUGCAUGCAUGCACACACAUACAUAUAUUCCAGAGUGGUUUACAACCACAGUAAAUAUAUACUGCCCGCCGCCUGGCCACCUGCAGGGAGACAGUUCCACCCUGCCCUCCUCCCAUUUCUGUGGAAGGAAAGCCACAUUCUUGUCCAUGGGAUUCACCUCCCAGCUACUAUAAAAGUCCUGCUGCACCUUUGGGACUGUGGAGACUCCAGUCCACAAAUGCUGCCGCUGUAAGGAAAUGUGCAAGUCCUCAAAAAGUGCACCAAUAUUUGUUCUUGUUGCAAUGUGCUAAAGGUAGUCUGGUGGAGAUUAGCUGUAGUGGAAAAGUUAACUGAAAAAGCAGACAUUGAGGGGAGUCAGUCUGAAAAGUACAAGCUGAACAUGAGUCAACAGUGUGAUGCAGCAGCGAAAAAAGCUAAUGUUAUUCUAGGCUGCAUCAACAGAAGUCUAGUGUCCUGAUCAAGGGAAGUCAUAGUAUCACUUUAUUCUGCCUUUGUCAGACCACAGCUAGAGUACUGUGUCCAGUUCUGGCACUACAAUUUAAUAAAGAUACUUAUAAGCUGGAAGUUGUGCAGAGGAGGGCAACCAAGAUGAUCAGGGGUCUAAAAAUCAAACCUUAUGAGGAACAGUUGGGGGAGCUGGGUAUGUUUAGCCUAGAAAAGAGGAGACUGAGAGGUGAUAUGAUAGCAUUUUCCGUCUCUAAAGGGCUGUCACAUGGAAGAUGGAGCAAGCUGGUUUUCUGCAGCUCCAGAGGGCAGGACCUGAACCAGUGGCUUCAAGUUGUAAGAAAGGAGAUUCUGACUGAAUAUCAGUAAGAACUUUCUGAUGGUAAGAGCAGUUCAACAGUGGAAUGGGCUUCCUCAAGAGAUGGUGGGCUCUCCUUCUUUGGAGGUUUUUAAGCAGAGGUUGGGUGGCUAUCUAUCAUGGAUGCUUUAGUUGAGAUUCCUGCGUUGGACUAGAUUACCCUCAUGGUCCCUUCCAUCUCUACAAUUCCGUGAUUAAAUGAAAAACCAUACUAAAAUAGUUAACAUCAGAAAUUAGCUAUUGUGGAAAUAUGUAUACUUAAUAGCCUGCAUAGGGCUGGUGGAAUAGAAAUGUUUUCAGCAGAUAUUUAAACGCUGAAACAAGGUGCCUGCUGAAUCCCUACUGGCAGAGUAUUCCGCAGGACUAGGCCAAUAAAACUAACGGCUUGGCUCCUUGUUCUUGUCAAAUGAGUCUCACCAACUGAGGGAAUAACUAACAACCCUCCUGCAGGUGGUCUCAGUGAUUGAGCUGGGAUACACGGGUUCAGGCAGUCCUUGAACCACCCUGGAUCUACGUUGUUCAAUAUUUUGUAAAUUAAUAGCUUGAACCUGGCUUGGUAGAAGAUGGGCAGCCAGUGCAUCUGUUUUAACAAUGGUGCCAUGUGCUGUCAGCCAGAUGCCCCCAUCAGCAGUCUGCCCACCACAUUCUGCACCAUCUGGAGCUUCCGAAUCAGACCCAAGAGCAAUUCUACAUAGAGUGCAUUGCAGUAAUCCAGGCUUGAGGUUACCAGUGCAUGGACUACAGUGGUCAGGCUAUCCGUGUUCAGGAAUGGCUGAUCUGGCAAACCAGACUGAGCUGGUAAAAGGCACUUCUAGCUACAGAGGACACUUGAGCUUCUAGUUAUAGAGAUGCUCCUUCAGAGCUGCUGCAGUUCUUCAGGAGUGCUGAAUACAGUACAGAAUCCAGUCAUUCUACACUCCAUUUACCUUAAAAAUAUAUAUAUAUUGCUGUGCAGUAAUACUGCUUAGUCUUGUAUUUAUCCUGGACUGUCCACACAUCCUUCCGCUUUAUUAGGUUUGUGAUGCUUCCACUGUGUUACUGAAUUAUUGCCAUAUGGAGCAGACACUGUUGUGUAGUGCUACAAAAGUGGUUGAGUGGGGGACCAGAACAUCUGGGGUAUGAAAAGUUACAGGAUUGCAGCAGGAAGUUACAGGACAUGCAUCAAUUGGAAACAAACCUCAAAACAUUUGCAGGAGCAAACCAUACUGAAAAUGGAAUUGUGUGUAACCACCCGAUGCCUUCUUACAUGCAAAUAAUCAUGAAUGCACAAUGAAAUUGAUGCCUGGAGGGACUGUGUGUUGUUCUGAAGUGUUUCUUCAAAGAAAGUCACUGGGUCAGGUGACCCAGAGGUUGCAUUAGAAGAGCCUGCUGGAUCAGGACAUAGGCACAUGUUGUCCAACAUCAUGUUCUUACCAGGGCAAGCCAAAUGUUUAUAUGGGAAACCUGUAAACAGGACUGGAAUGAAAGAGCUCUCUCUCCUGCUGCAGUUUCAAGAAACCAGUAUUCAGAAACAUUGCUGCUUCCAACUAUGGAGGCAGAACAUAGCCACCAUGGCUAGUAGCCAUUGAUAGUCCUCUCCAUGAAUUUGUCUAAUCCUGUUUUAAAGCUAUCUUGGUUGGUGGCCAUCAUUGCCUCCUGUAGGAGUGAUUGUCAACUGUGAAGAAGUUCUUCCUUUUUCCUGUUUUGAAUCAUCCAAUAUUCAGCUUCAUUGGAAGUCCACGAGUUCUAGUGUUAUUAGAGAUAGAGAAGGUUUCUCCAUCCAAUCCGCCAUGCCAUGCAAAAUUUUAUAAAUUUCUAUCAUAUCACCUCUUACCCACCAUUUCUCUAAGCUAAAAAGUCCCAAAUGCUGCAACCUUUUUGUUCACCCAGUUUGGCGAGAUCCUUUGGUGUUUUUUUGUUUUUGCAUGCUGCUUACGUUGUGUCUGAAAACAUGGACACUUAAAUGUUCUUCAUAAUGAUCUAAUAAAUAUAGGGCUAAGAUCUCAAAUGACUAGCAUAGGACUCAGUACCUCUUUUCCUUGAUAAGUGAAAUUGAUUUUCUGCUAUGAAACUUGAACCAAAUUGGAAGUUAGCAAUUUCAGGACCCCACUCAUCAGUUACUACAGCCAGUUCCAAAACUGCUGCUAUUUUGAGGGUGGGAUUAAAUCAUACCCUGUCAAAUUCAGGCUGGGCACAGUUGGGCCAUUUGCACAGCAAACACAACCUCCCCCCCAAAAAAAAUCAGACACUUUGAUCAGGAGAGUGAUAGAGAAAUGGUUUGGUAUCACAUCUUCUAACCUUCCUGGAAUGAAUGCUCAGCAAAACAGCCAUUGUUGUUGCCAUUGUUCCUUGCAAAGUUUGGUGCAAGCAACAUCAGGAGGGAAGCUGAAUUAACAUGUGACCUACGAUGCAUGUGAGCUCUGUGAGUGCAGCUUUCUCCCUAUUGAAGUGCAGAGUAUUUGAGGACUGGGACAUUCGCAGAGAAACCAAAAUGCUUGUUUACAAAGCUAUUGUACUACCAACCUUACUAUAUGCUUGUGAAAUAUGGACCACUUAUAAACGCCAUCCCCAGCUCCUCGAAAGAUUCCAUCAACUGUGUCUCCGAAAAUUUUUACAUAUCACUUGGGAAGACAGGCAAGCUAAUAUCAGUGUACUGGAAGAAGCAAAGAUCACCAGUGUUGAAGCAAUGAUUCUUCAACAUCAACUUCGUUGGACUGGUCAUGUUGUGCGGAUGCCUGAUGAUCAUCUUCCAAAGCAACUACAGUGGUACCUCGGGUUACAUACGCUUCAGGUUACAGACUCCGCUAACCCAGAAAUAGUACCUCGGGUUAAGAACUUUGCUACAGGAUGAGAAUAGAAAUUGUGCUCCGGCGGCCCAGCGGCAGCAGGAGGCCCCAUUAGCUAAAGUGGCGCUUCAGGUUAAGAACAGACCUCCGGAACGAAUUAAGUACUUAACCCAAGGUACUACUGUACUCUAUUCCAAACUUAAAAAUGGAAAGCGUAAUGCUGGUGGUCAACAAAAGAGGUUUAAAGACUGUCUCAUGGCAAAUAUAAAAAAAUGUAGUUGCAACUGGGAAACACUGGCAUGCGAGCGCUCCAGUUGGAGAACAGCCUUUACCAAAGGUGUUAUGGGCUUUGAAGACACUCGAACUCAGGAUGCAAGGGAGAAACGUGCUAAGAGGAAGGCACGCUUGGCAAAUCCACACCGUGAUCAACUCCUGCCUGGAAACCAAUGUCCCCACUGUGGAAGGAUGUGUGGAUCCAGAAUUAGCCUCCACAGUCACUUACGGACUCAUUGUUAAAACCGUGUUUAUGGAAGACAAUCUUACUCGGCUACGAGGGAUCGCCAAAGAAGAAGAAGAAGAAGAAGACGACGACGAUUAGGGGUGUAAUUCAGCAUAUUUUCCCGUUCUGCCCCAUAUUUGUUGCCUGCAGCCUUGGAUCUGUUCUGCUGCAAUUCACUUUCUAUCAAAAACCAUGUUAUUUGUCUCACUGCCUGCUGUGAGGAAAUCGUGUAGCACACAUAAUUAAUCAUGUAAAUUAUGUAACUUAGGUUGUCAUUAGGUCAUUCCUCCCCAUUCAUUCCAGUGCAAAGGAAAAUAAAUGCAUUUAGGGGUGGGGGACCAUAAUCAAUUACCUAUUGUUUGCGUGCUGAAGGCAGCAAAAGUAGCAGCAAUUAUCAGUUGUAUUCACUGGGUUGCUUUCUGUUGCAGACAUAAAGUGAACACCGGCAAUUUCCCCUCCUGUGUCUGUUUUUGUCGGAAUGUUCUGACAUCCCUAACCUUGAGGGAAGCUGUCAUGGCGUGCCAUUGUUUGAGGAAGUGGGCCUGUAAUUGGCAGCCGAGGAAGUAGCUGCAGUGCAGAAGGAAGUCUGUCGCUUCACUUUAAAGGAUGCUUUUGUGGGGAGGUGAUUAUGAUGUCUGCAAGUCCACGGGACGUGGCACUUGUUGUUGAUAGAUGUUGGAUGUUGUCUUUCCGUUGGACCUGCCUUGCAGUUGGUACAGCUUGGAAGCUGAUUUCCCCUGUAGGUUUCUAGUGUUUGUUUGAGAGGAGAAAUGCAAAGUUUAGUCUGGGGUGGAAGCUCCUGACUUCAAGAGCUUUUGUGUGGGUGGGUGGAUAUGUCAACUGCAAAUAGGGAUUGAAGGAUAUUUUUAAUGUUCUGGUUCUGUCUGUUUCUCAUCUCUAUCCCUCCCUCUCUCCCCCCCGCCCGCCCCAAGUUCUCCACCUUUCUGCACCUAUUUGCAUUAGAGGGGAGCAGCUGAAUUCUCAUAAAUAUUUUUGUGUUAAUUUCUCCCAACAAACUUUGUAUGAUUUUUUUUUUACUAAUGGUACACAUUUUUGCAAAGGCUUCCCUGUAAUGUAAUGUAUUUCUUUAAUCUGUUUGUUUAUUUCAUAAAAUUUACACCCUGCUUUAUUGUAAACAAAAAAAAGACCCUCAAAGUACACCUUCUUUAUGGCAGCCUCACCUAAAGAAAAAACUUCUCAGUCAUUGGCACCACCAGUGAAUUUUUCCAGUCCUUUUUUAAAGCCAUCCAUGUUGGUGGCAUUCACCACCAGGUGAGCACAACUUCCUUAUGGCACUUUAGAGAGGCGCAUUUGAAUCUGAUUUAGUGGAAAAGAGAAGGAGAGACAGGCACACACACAGAUUUGAAUGUGCCUCUCUAAAGAAUUUGGCUCCCUGUUUGGAACAGAUGCUUCUGCGAGGAGGAAGUAAAGGUGAAAAGAGGUGUUUUAAGAUGUGUACGUGUGCUUCUCCUAGUGUGGAGGCUGUGGUGGGAAGUAGGGUGGGAAGUGGUGUGUUGUAGAGCACAAGUGAACAGGAACCCUGGAGAAGCAGUAGCAGACUGAGGCUGAUCAGACCCAGUGACUAGUGAGCUUCGAGCUCAAGAGCCUCCUCCUCAGCAGCUCCCCUAUGCCGCAUGUGAGAGAGGCAUUGCUCAAAUCUGGAAAUGUUGCAUUGAUUUAAAUACGGGUGCCACCUUAACUAGUGACAGUUUCUGUAGCAUAGUGCUUAUUAUGUUUGCCUAACACGCAAAAGAUCCUCAGUUCAAAACCAGGUAGAAACAAUUAAAGUGUCAGACAGGGACCCAGGAGAGACCAGGAUUCAAAUCCCCACUGGUGCCAAAGAAGGACAGAGUUUUUUUCAUGUAUGCUACAACAGCAGCAAGAAUACUCAUUGCAAAGCACUGGAAGACACAAGACUUACCUACCAGGGAAGAAUGGCAGAUGAAGCUGAUGGACUACAUGGAAUUGGCGGAAAUGACUGGCAGAAUCCGAGACCAGGGAGAAGAGUUGGUGGAAGAAGAUUGGAAAAAAUUCAAAGCUUAUUUACAGAAAUAUUCCAAAAUUAAUGAAUGUUAGAAAGGUGCUGGAAAGAAGUUAUAUGACUUUAGUAGAAAUAUUAUAAAGAAUCAAGUAUGAAUAGAUUGACAUUGGGGGAAAAGGUAAAUUUAAGUCUAAAAUUGCAUUAAGUUAAACCAUGGAACUAAAUUUGUGAAAGAGGGAAAGGACUUGCUGGAAUAUUUAAUUGAACUAGAAUACAAAAAAGGAGGUGUGAGGAAGUCGAAAUAAGCAAAUGAAAGAUAAGGAUAUGAAAAUAUGUGGUUCUUUUGUAUGUUUGUUUGUUCUUUUUGGGGUUUUUCUUUUCCUUUUUAAUGCUUUUGUCUUCUGACAUUGGGGAAAAAGGUAAAUUUAAGUCUAAAAUUGCAUUAAGUUAAACCAUGGAACUAAAUUUGUGAAAGAGGGAAAGGACUUGCUGGAAUAUUUAAUUGAACUAGAAUACAAAAAAGGAGGUGUGAGGAAGUCGAGGAAAUAAGCAAAUGAAAGAUAAGGAUAUGAAAAUAUGUGGUUCUUUUGUAUGUUUGUUUGUUCUUUUUGGGGUUUUUCUUUUCCUUUUUAAUGCUUUUGUCUUCUUUUUUUUUCUUUUUGUAUUGUUGAUGUUUUGUAUUUCUGUAUUUAUUUUUGUUUUUGAGGUCUUGUAAUUUUUUAUUGCUCAUAAUUUUAAUAAAUAUUUUAUAAAAAAAAACAAAAAAACAGAUCCCCACUGGGCCAUGAAACUCACUGGGUGUGACCUUUGGCUACUCAUUCACUCAGCCUAACCAACCUCUCAGGGUUGUUGUGGGAAGCUAUGUACACCACCUUAAGCUUCUUGGACAAAAAAGUAGGAUGUCAACGUAAAAAAUGAACACAUAUGGAUGGACAAAUACGUCAAAUUUUCAUUUCCCCCAAAAGUUCAGUUCAGUUCAAAAACAUCAGUUUUUGAAUUCUUCUGUCAUGAAAAUUUAUCUGCAUUUUAGUGUGAAUUUAUCCUAAUAUGCACAUUUUUAAUAUGCAGUUUUGCCUAAAAUGUACUGAUUUGCAAAGCAAUCUGCCUUAGUGCAAUGCAUUUGUGUGUGUGUGUGUGUGUGUGUGUGUGUGUGUGAUUUUCAUUAACAUACUCAUUUUUGUACACACUUCCCUUGCUAUGUAAUUAUUUGUACAUAUCGCUUGGCUGGAGAACUAUGUGAAUUUUGGAGGAUUUCUGUGUUUUGGUUUCUUGUAUUUAGUUGAGAAAAAAACCAAACCUGGAUAGAUUAUGCUUGCUGGAAGGAUGCUGGAGUUGGUAGAUUGAAAUUUAAUCAUCAUCAACAACAACAUCAUCAUCAUCAUCAUCAUCAUCAUAAUCUGCCUUUCUUUUCAAUAAGAAAUACCCAGGUGGUUCAGAAAUUGACAUAACAUCAAAAUAACAAGAAUCAAAUUAUUGUAAAAAGUACAGCUACCUGUAAUUAAAGUACAUAGCAAACAAACCCCCCCCCCUACAUUAAAGCAUCCUUAACAUAAUAAACAAGCCCAUCAGGACAAUGUGACAAUUUAAAUAGCAAUCAAAGCAGAAGGUUCAAGUCAGAUAUUGGGGAUGUCUGCUGAAGCAGGUGGUCUCUUCAAAAGCAGGCUUUGUUCUCAAAUAACAAAGCAGGAGAUAGAUGUUGUCUUUUUACUUCUGCCACUGAAGUUCAUACUACAUGGAGUGCAAACUUUCAAUACAUGUGAAGUUCUUCAGAUUCUAUGUUCAAGAAAAGCAUCACAAAAUGUGUGUGUGUGUGUGUGUGAGAGAGAGAGAGAGGGGGGGAGAGAGAGAGAGAGAGACCUUCGGCAUGCAAAGCAAGUGCUCUGUCACUGAAUUUACACCCCUCCCUAAAUUUGGCUGCCAAUAGGUCCUGUUGUUAAGGAUUCAGAUAUUCUUGGAAGUUGUGCAAUUUUCCAUCUGUCAGCCGUGAUUGUGUGGUCACUCAGGCCUAAUAGGUUUCAAGAUCUAUGGCCAAUGAGCACUAUGAAGAUACGGGUGAUACUUUGCAUCAUGUCCUGCUUUCAGGUUUCUGUUCAAGGCAUCUAGUUGGCCACUGUUAGAAUAGGAUGCUGGACUAGAUGGGCCUUUGACCUGAUCCAGGAGGUAUCUUCUUACAGUCUCCCUCCAUUGUCGGAGGCAGUAUGCCUCUGAAUGUCAGCUACUGGGACCCGCAACUAGGUAGGGGGUUGCUGUUGUUUGUAAAGUCCUGCUUGCAAGCUUCCCCUAAGCAUCUAGUUGACCACUGUCAGAACAGCCUGCUGGACCAGAUGGGCCUCAGUUGGCCUGAUCCAGCAGGGAGGCUGUUUCUAUCUCUUUAUGAAGAUCACUCAAAAGUAAAUAGUUUUCCUUGAUUUCCAAGUUGUGCUUUCACUGUUCUCCUGAAGUCUGGCCUGUUGCGUCUCCUCAUCUCAAAAGAGAGCAAGUAAUUUGGCGCAGAGAGAAGGGAGGGGUCAAAUUUUUAACAUAAACAUGAGGGGAGGGGAGAGCGAGGGGAGUUCUCAUGCUGUUCACAGCGUGGCCUCUCUCCAGGAUCUUGAUUCAAGACCUGGCAUGAGCCCUUCACCACUUGUCCUUGGUCGUGGUGUAAUUGGAGGGGAAGACAGUGCUGGAUUUCCGGCCUUCCUGUUGAAUCAGUCCCCAUUGGGAGGCAUUUUUUCUCACUGACCGAGGUUACAUGACAUCCCACUGUGUACAGUUUACAGUAAAGCCUUUGCACAGGGAGGAUGGAGCAGCAGCAGGGGGUGAGGGGGCAGCCUUUUCUCUCUGCACUGCUCUUCACUGAUGUCAUCUUUCCACCAUCUCCAGCUGUUUGCUGUCUGUUUAUUUCAGGUGUUUACCCAGCUGAUGAUGUCACACACACACACACACACACACACACAGCACAUCCAAUAUGUAUGGCGCCUCUUUGCUUGAUAAAGGGAGCUUUUUAAUGGGCUUGACAAGAUCAAAGCAUUCUUCGGGGUAAAAUGAUUAAUCAGCUUAAUUUUCUCCAAGUGGCUCUUCUGUUUCUCUCAUAAUUGUCGUAAUUAAAGCGCUGCGGGGAUGAUAAAAUGGGUAAUCUGUGUGUACAAAAAAGGGACAGAUGAGUGGGGUGGGGGGGAAGGCUGAAUCCCCGUAGCAUGUUUGAAAACUUAAUUGUUUUACAGCCCAUCAGACCUUUCUUCUUUUCUAGGUAUUUUGCCUUGGUGAAUAAGGCAGCUUUUGAGGAGAGCUCUGCAACCAAAGCUGGUGUGUUUGUGUGCAGAUAGCUAUAGGAUAGGCCUUUCAGAGCAGGUGGUGGGUGGCACUGUGGUCUAAACCACAGAGCCUAGGGCUUGCCGAUCAGAAGAUCGGCGGUUCGAAUCCCUGUGACAGGGUGAGCUCCUGUUGCUCGGUCCCAGCUCUUGCCAACCUAGCAAUUCAAAAGCAUGUCAAAGUGUAAGUAGAUAAAUAGGUACCACUCCAGUGGGAAGGUAAACAGUAUUUCCGUGCACUGCUCUGGUUCUCCACAAGCGGCUUAGUCAUUCUGGCCACAUGACCCGGAAGCUGUCUGCGGACAAAUGCCGGCUCCCCUGGCCUAUAGAGCGAGAUGAGCGCGCAACCCCAGAGUUGUCCGCGACUGGAUCUAACAGUCAAGGGUCAUUUUACCUUUACCUUCAGAGGAGACCCAUUAAAAUUAAUGGGCCUAUUCUGAGUAGGGCAAGCAUUGGAUACAACCCAUAAUUUCAAAUUCUGUUCAUGGUUUUUAUUGUAAUGUAUAUUCAGAUGUACAUUCCAGUCACUUCUCUCUUGGCCUAACCUACCUCACUAGGUUGUUGGGAUUGAAUGAGGACAGAGAGGGCCAUGUACUCCACUUUGAGCUCCUUGGAGUAAAAAGUGAGAUAGAAAUGCAAAAAAUAAAAAAAAUGAAUAAUGCUUGCAAUAUAUUUACAUAAAAUCAUAAAAUUAUAAAACAACAUUGUUUACACACACACACACACACACACACACACACACACACACACAUAAAAUCAUAAAACAACAUUGUUUACACACACACACACACACACACACACACACACAUAAUAUAAAUCAGCCAAAAUACAAAAUAAAUGUCCUUUAACAGUGGUUCUCAAACUUUUUUCUCUGGGCCACACUUUCAGAAUAAAAGUUUGCUCAUGCCACACCAAUUUUAUAUUGAUAAAUACACUGGAAAACAAAAAGAAACAACUCCUGGCAGUGCUUGAUUUAUAACAUAGAACACAAGUACUUUAUAAUAUGAUCAUGGGACAUCCAGAAAGUAUAAAUCAACGCAGCUACGUAAGAACGUGAAUCAUUCUCACAAUAUAGCGAUUCUGGAUCACAACUAGGAGUGUCCUCAGUAUCACUUGAUGCUCUUGCUCUAAUAUUCUACUAAUAAAAAAUAUUAUUUUGACAUUAUACUAUACUAUUCUACACUGGAAUGUUAAAAUGUUUAUUUGAUUGUCCUUGAAUAUUCCCACCACACUUGCCAUCCUCUCCUGAUUAGUGGUGGAGCGUACCCCACCAGCACCUGGGGUGGGUAUACUCUGGGCAAUAGGGUGGGGGUGCUGGGGGCAGAGCAUCUGCAUCCUUCUUAGCCGGAGGGACGCAGCAGCUCUGUGCCCUGGCCCUGUGCUGCUUUUAAGUCAGUGUGGAACCUGUAAGGGCACCCUUGCAGCCUUGGGUCCCAGCAUCAGAGAGGGGCAGUGCUGCCUCUCCCAUGCUUUGGGACUGCACUGCACAGCCUGCCUGGCUGCCCCUCACAGCGCCCUGUAAGCCCAGCAUCGCUUUGCAAGAAUUGCAAAAAUGACGCUGGGCUUGCAGGAUGCAUGAACUCUUGCAGUCUUCUCAGGCACCCUCCAGGCUCCAACAGGAGGGCGACUGAGGAGGAGGCAACAGGCAAGCAUCAUCCCCAUGCUGCUUUUGCGAGCGGCGCUGGGCUUGCAGGAUCCCUGAGCUGUUGCCUCCUUCUCAGGCGCCCUUCUGCUGGAGGGUUCCUGAGAAGGACACAACAGCUAACCAUAGGCAGGGCGUCAGGAAUGCCCCCCCCUCGAAACAAUGCCCGGUGCAUCGGCACCCCAGCAACCUCCACACUACGCCUCUGCUUCUGAUACACAAGGCGCUCCACACCCUUUGAGAACCACUGCACUAAGCACAUUCAAAGCAAAACUGUGAUUAAGAGAAAAGGGGAGGGGGGACCAGAUUCUUUUUUGAAAAUUAACCUUUUUCUUCCCCUCCCCUUUUCAUUUACUUUUCCAGAAGCGCUUCAGAGGCCAGUAGCCUCUGAAUUUGAGCCCCAGGGCCUAAGUGAAGCCGUCCGCUGGAACUCCAAGGAGAAUCUGCUUUCGGGUCCCGGAGAAAAUGACCCCAACCUUUUCGUUGCCCUGUAUGAUUUUGUAGCAAGUGGAGACAACACUCUCAGCAUAACUAAAGGUAAGAGAUGUAUGUCAGGAUCAGACUACAAAGUGUGUAUGAGACCAAGUGUGCGUCCAGAUUGUCAUUAUUUUCAUUCAGAACAGUGCUUGUCCAAAAACAGUGCAUGGCCUGAAAGGACAAACUAUGGGGAGGGCAUAGGGAACAAGCAAACUCAGGCACCAAAUCCCUAAACAGUAGCUUUUAUAAUAUGUAACCAGACAGAAUUGAAGGAGGUCAAUGAGGUUGGUAUUCCAGUCUUCCUUCUAUCUCUGCAGCAGCCUGCUGAUGGGCUCCCUCCUUUGUUCAUUCCAUCUAUAUGAACUUCCAAUUUGAUGCUGAGCUGAAGUCCAGGUUCUUGGUGCUAGUGCUAAACUCGACAAAAUGUGUCUCUGGUGUCUUUGAAGGAGCAUCUUCUCUCAAUAUGGGCCUUGAGAUCAACUUUGGUCUCUUUGCUCUGAGAUGAAGAUGUGUGGAGUUUGGAGCUGCCUUGGGAAUGGCACCACAGUGGUUCUCCCUGCCCCCCCCCCCCAUCACUUCUCUUCAUGCAGAAGUUUUAAAACCAAUUUUCAGCUCCCAUUCCCCAUAUCAGAUCUGUUUCACACGGAUAGCAAUGUGGGAACCCUCUCUGGAAAUGGUGGGUGCCUUUUUUUCCACUGGGAUUCUUCCAGCGGGCACACCUGGAACAGUGAAGUUGACCAUGUCCAUGCUGGUUCCACACCAGGGUUAGGAAAGAUUUUUCAGCCUGAGGACUGGCCCACCCUCCACAGGCCAUUUUUGGCAGGUGGAUGAGGACACCUAUCCGGUAAUUGCCUGGUUUAAGAUGACUCCAGGUGGUUCAAAGUUCAAGUUGCAGGAGCAGACAGAGGCUUGCCUCUGAUCUCAGUGCUGUAGUCACACAGCUCUAAAAUCAGAGAUGACCUUUUGCUUGCUCUUUAAGAGUCAACAGGCAGAGGCUUAUCUCCAGUCUUAGCACUCUGGGAUAACAGUGCUAAGUCUUUGCUGCUGCUUUUUACCAUCAAAGAGCAAGCUGCCUCUUGGAUCUUCGUACUUAGAUUGGAGAUAACAGAUCUCUACAGCUGGUAUCAUAUGAUGUAGGGUGAUUGACAAGUGGGCAUGUUUUGCCCCAAAUGCCCUUGUAGACCAAAUUCAAAGGCCUCCUACAAGAUGUGGACCAGAGGUUCCCUACCCCUGAUCUACCUGAUGACCACUCUUAGCAACCAUGUGAUAACGCUUUCUGCAAUUGUGACUUCUGGCUUCAUAAAAAUUGUUUCCAGUUCAAAAAUUAAGCAGAUUCAGAUUAUUUCCCCCUCUGAUGCUUUUAAAUUUGCAUUUGUCUGUUGGGUUUUAUUACCACAUGCUGCCUCAGAUGCUUGCCUGUCCAUGUAAAAAUAAACACUGUAUGUGCUGUUUUUAUUUAAUCCAUUGAUCCAUCUUUUGAUUAUAGUCAAUGACCAAUAUUCGUUCUUUUUGUUUUAAUUGUUUUAAUGGAAAGGUGAAAAGCUCCGCGUCUUGGGCUAUAACCACAAUGGGGAGUGGUGUGAGGCCCAGACAAAGAAUGGGCAAGGCUGGGUCCCCAGCAACUACAUCACCCCCGUGAACAGCUUAGAGAAGCACUCAUGGUACCAUGGGCCAGUGUCGCGGAAUGCGGCAGAGUACCUGCUGAGCAGUGGGAUCAACGGUAGCUUCCUGGUGCGGGAAAGUGAGAGCAGUCCAGGCCAGCGGUCCAUAUCGCUGAGAUACGAGGGAAGGGUUUACCACUACCGGAUCAACACUGCAUCUGAUGGGAAGGUGAGAGCAGACCCUGGUUGACCUUCCAGGCGUAUCUUAUUUAUUUAUUUUACAUCAUUUUUUUGCUAAAAGCAUGCAUGGUGGUUAGACCACUACUGUUCUUUCUUGAGCAUUUGUUCUGAUUCAUCUGUGGGACGGGGUUAUAUGAUAGCAAGCAUUCAUCCUGGUUUGCUCGCAGCUUGCUCACAUGUCUCUCCGUUCAUUGUCCAUUCAUCGGUUUGUUUCUCCAUAAUUUUCCAAACUACAAAAAAAUUGUGUGUGCAUGUGUUUGGUAUGGCUUUGUUGGGUGAGGGUAGCAGAGCCAAGUACUGCUGGUUUCCAAAUGGAUCAUUGGAAGAUUGAAAACCUGUGAAGAUGACAAAAUAUAAAUAAAUGAAUAAUAGCAAGAACAAAUGACAAGAAAGGAGAUUCUGACUAAACAUUGGAUAUGUUUAGCCUGUAGAGCAGAAGACUGAGGGGUGAUACGAGAGCCAUCUUCAAAAAUCUGAGGACUUCCGGGUUGGCGCCAUCGAUAAUGGCGGAUUUCCUCUGAGUCUCUGAGGGACCAGCUCCGCGGGAUCGGGUCUUACCGCUGCGGCGAAGCGGGGGCCCUUUAAAAAUCACAGGCGGGCGAAGCCUGUGAACAUGGGGACUCGGCGGGCACCUUUUGUGCCCCCCCAAGUCGCGAAGGGACCCUUUUAAGGGCUCCGGAGCGGGACGGGGUGAGUGGUGCGGUGCUGAGAGUCGACUGCUUCUUCCGCGGAGUGAAGCCGCAUAGCCGUUAUCGGAGAGCGCUGACUUUUUCCUGGGACAAUUUGACUUUGAAAGCAACUACCCUUAAGUAGGAUUAAAUUGGAUUUAAAGGGGAAAAACAAGUUAAUUCGGCACCAAAGCGGGAAGGUAUAAACAGGAAGUCUGCCUUCCUUUCUUGUAAAUAGAUCAAAGCAAAGAGACUGUAAGCGGAAACUCGGAAAGACGUUUGAAAAAAGACUUAAAUCUUAACAUCUGGAAAGAGAUCUCCCCUCCGGAUUGCAAGAGAGGAGGGGGGAAAGGUUUGAACUGUAUUUAUCUGCAAAAAAAGGGGGAAAGGAAGUUAAAAUCCACUGCCUAAAACCUGGGAACGGACUGCCCCGAGAUAAGGAAUGCCAUUUUGUGGAAAGCCUAUCGGUAAGCAGAGGACUUUUGACAGCUAACUCUGCAAAAGAGAUACAGUGUUUCUGAACUUCUCCUAGUUUUAAAGUAACUGAUUAAGUGCAACUGAAACUGUUGUUUUUAUGUGAAUUGGGGGACUUAUAAGGACUAUUUUCUUUUUUAAAAGUUGCAAGCUUUGGCUGUUACUGUGUCCCCCUAGAGGAGGCUUGACAUUGCUACAAUAACAACUGGGGCUAGAGGGAUUUUCCAUUCCAAAACAAAUUUCCAGCCGUGGGAUCGAUCUUGAAUUCUCAUGAGAGUGUUAUGGCAGAUGGAAGAGGAAAGUUAGAGUUGGCGCAGGAAAAAACUACUAGGUCUGGCAGACCCUAUCGGACAGAUACUACGUUGCAGUGAAGGGCUUCAACAUCUGGACCAUCUGGAAUACCAGGGGCUGCACCUGCACAGGUUAAACCAAAAGUUAUGUCGUCCGAAGACGUUUUGGCACAGGCACUUGGAAAAAUUAAUGAAUCUUUGGAAAAUUUAGCUAGACAAGUAGCUGAAACAAAUAAACAAGUAGCUGAAGCAUCAGCUAAAAUUGACCAGAAUACUACAAGCAUCAAUAAUUUGGGACAGAAGGUGAAUACCAACACAGAGUCUAUUGAAAAAUUACUACAGGAAUCUGCUUCGACUCGAAAGAUAGCUGAAGAAGCAAAAGAUAUAGCAACUGCUACUCAAGAGAAGAUACCACCGGUAUAUAAGCAACUGGAGGACCACGGCUUGACAUUGUCUAUGAUUGAAUUGAAAGAGAAACAAAGAAAUUUAAGAAUCAGGGCUGUACCAGAACGUGAGAAAGACAAUUUGGCUGAUUUUCUUACACAGGAAUUCGCAGAUUUCUGGCAACAGGAUUUGGGGAAGGAAGAAUUUAAGAUAGAGAGUGCAUUUAGACUUGGAAGAGGAGGAAGGAGGAAUAAGGUGAGAGACUGCUUGAUUACCCUUCGAACAAAAGAGGAGAGAGACAAAAUUUUGAAUCUGCAUUACCAAAAGACUUUGGAAAUUUACGAUUCAAGUGUGGAGAUAUUCAAGGACAUUCCAAAACAUCUUUUGGACUUAAGGCUCAACUACGGAGAUCUGGUUGCCCUGCUGAGAAGAAACAGAAUCAUCUUUAGGUGGGAAUUCCCUCAAGGCCUGUCCUUUAAAUAUAAAGGAAGAAAGAUAAAAAUAAGAUCAGUCAAUGACAAAGAUAGGUUUCUGAAGGAUCACGGAGAAGAUCUACAGAAAGAAGUGGAAUCCGGAGAAGAGCCAAAAGCACUGGAAAAGGAAUACUAGACAUAGCAAAUUUAUCUUUUGGACUGCAUGGUCCAGAGAAAGAGAUACCACUGACAGAACAAGAACAGACACUUGGCGCAGUUGGAGGUAAAGUGAAGUAACCCCAUCAUGGCUCUGCAACUGUUAAGUUGGAAUUGUAAUGGUUUGAACUCUCCUCGAAAGAGAAAAAGUGUUUUUCAUUUACUAAAAAAGGAACAAUUGGACUUGAUUUGUCUACAAGAAACACAUGUAACAAGGUUACACAGGAAACUACUGAUUAAUAAGAGAUUGGGACAGGAGUUUAUCUCAUCUGACAAAGUCAAAAAAAGAGGAGUUGUGAUAUAUGCAAAGGAGAGACUAUCACCGAAAUUAAUUUUUAAAGAUGACCAAGGAAGAUUUUUGGCAAUUGAAAUUCAAGUUCAAGGAGAGAAAUUUUUGAUAGUAGGAAUUUAUGCACCGAAUGAGGGGAAAUCUGAAUUCUUUAAAAAGUUGCAUGAGACCUUAUUGGAUUAUUUGGAUUACAAUCUGAUUUUGAUGGGGACAUGAAUGGAGUAGUAUCUACAAACAUGGAUAAGGCACAGAGACAGGUAGUUACCAAGGAUGGUAGACUACCGAAAACAUUUUUGAGAUGAUAGACAAUUUUGAUUUAGUGGACACUUGGAGAACAAAGAACCCCUUGGGAAGAGAGGGAACCUUCUUUUCUGAAGCUAAGAUGACAUGGACUAGAAUUGACCAAAUAUGGGUAACUAGAGGAAUGGCACCAAAGAUAAAGAAAGUGGAAAUCUGCCCAAAAACCUGCUCCGACCAUAAUGCGGUAAGGAUGGAGUUGAAACUAACAUCAACUGGCUCCUUCAGAUGGAGGAUGAAUGACACCCUAUUUAGAGAUGAAGAAGUUUAUAAAAAGGCCCAAAAAACCUUGAGAGACUAUUUUGAAAUAAAUAUGAACACUAAUGUAGAAAAAAGAGUAAUCUGGGACGCAAGUAAAGCUGUCAUGAGAGGGUUUCUGAUACAACAGAAUGCAAUAAAGAAGAGAAGUCAAAAUGAGAAGAAAGAUAAAAUUUUUGGGAAAAUAGAAGAAAGUGAAAAGAAAUUGAGAGCAAAACCAAAGUCGCAGGAGAUUUUGAGAGAAAUAAAGUUAUAUCAAGUACAAUAUAUGGAAAUGAUGAAUCAGGAAAUAGAAUGGAAAAUUAAACAAAUGAGACAAAAACAUUUGAAUCAGCUAACAAAUGUGGGAAAUUGCUGGCCUGGCAAAUGAAAAAAGACAAAAAUUAAAUACUACCACAAAUUUAGAAGUGGAAGGAAAGAAUAUACAUAACCCAACUGAGAUUAGAAAUUGUUUCCAGAGGUACUUUAAACAACUAUAUACACAAGGGCCACAGAAGGAAAUGGAUAUAGACCGAUUUCUGAAGACAAAUGGAUUACAAAAAAUAUCCCAAGAAAGUAAGUUAAUGCUGAACUAUAAAAUAUCUGAACAGGAAGUAGAAGGUGCCAUUCAAAAUAUGCAAUUAGGCAAAUCUCCAGGACCGGAUGGGCUGACUUCUAGAUAUUAUAGAUUUUUGAAAGAGUGGUUAUUACAACCUUUAAAGGAAGUCUGCAAUGAAAUAUUGGAAGGGAAAAGGGCACCAGAGUCUUGGAAAGAGGCGUACAUUAUACUUAUACCGAAGACAGAGACUGAAAAGACUCAGCUUAAGAACUACCGCCCUAUAUCGUUACUUAAUGUGGAUUACAAAAUUUUUGCAGACAUUUUGGCCAAGAGAUUGAAAAAGUAUUGAUGGAAGAGAUUCAUAAAGACCAAGCGGGCUUUCUCCCGGGAAGACACUUGUCCGAUAAUUUGAGGAAUAUAAUUGAUAUUUUGGAAAAACUAGAAGUGAACAUAAAUACUAAAGCAGUUUUGAUAUUUGUGGACUCGGAGAAAGCCUUUGACAAUAUCUCUUGGAGUUUUAUGAAGAAGAACCUACAGGGGAUGGGGGUAGGCCAAGGUUUUGAAAACGGUAUAAGUGCAAUUUAUUCAGAACAAAAGGCUAAACUAAUUGUAAAUAAUGUGGUGACAGUACAAAUUGAGAGCAUUUGCAGAUGACUUAGUAUUGACGUUACAGGAGCCAGAAUCUAGUACCAAAAGAGUUUUAGAACUGAUUCAAGAAUUUGGUCAAGUUGCAGGAUUUAAGUUGAAUAAGUUAAAGACCAAGGUUUUAGAGAAAAAUUUAACACCAAUGGAGAGAGAGAGGUUUCAGAAUGGGAACUUAUUUAAAGAUAAUUAUGAAAAAUGCUGGGCUGAAGUGAAAAAAGAUUUAGAAAUUUGGUCAAAUUUGAAGCUUUCACUGCUGGGCCGUAUUGCUGCGGUAAAAAUGAAUGUAUUCCCUAGAAUGUUGUUUUUGUUUCAAACACUGCAAAUUGUGGACAAAAUGGACUGUUUCAAGAGGUGGCAGAGAGAUAUUUCUAAAAUUGUCUGGCAGGGCAAGAAGCCUAGAAUAAAAUUUAAAAUAUUAACAGAUGCAAAGGAACGAGGUGGAUUUGCCCUGCCACACCUUAAACUUUACUAUGAAUCAGCAGCUUUUUGCUGGUUGAAAGAAUGGUUGCUUCUUGAAAACACUGACAUUUUGGAUCUAGAAGGGUUCAACAAUGUAUUUGGAUGGCAUGCAUAUCUGUGGUAUGAUAAGGUCAAAGCACAUAAAGCAUUUAAAAAUCACAUUGUCAGGAAAGCAUUGUUUAAUGUCUGGAUAAGAUACAAGGACUUAUUGGAAAAUAAAACUCCAAGGUGGCUGUCACCGAUGGAAGCAAAAGCUCUGAAAAAGCUCAAUAUGGAGGCCAAAUGGCCGAAAUAUUGGGAAAUUUUGGAACAAGACGGAGAUAGACUGAAAUUGCAGAGUUUUGAGAAAUUAAAAAACAAAGUGCGAGAUUGGCUUCAUUAUUAUCAGAUAAUGGAGGCAUAUAAGUUGGAUAAGAAAAUUGGUUUCCAGGUGGAAAAAUCAAAAUUAGAAACAGAACUAUUAGAACCCAAAACUAAGAUUUUGUCAAAGAUGUAUAACUUGCUGUUGAAAUGGAAUACUCAGGAUGAAAUGGUGAAAUCUGCUAUGAUUAAAUGGGCACAAGAUGUUGGACAUAACAUAAUGAUGGCUGACUGGGAACAGUUAUGGACCACAGGUAUGAAGUUUACGGCAUGUAAUGCCUUAAGAGAGAAUAUUAUGAAAAUGAUAUACAGGUGGUACAUGACCCCAGUCAAGCUUGCAAAAAUUAAUCAUUUGCCCGAUAACAAAUGUUGGAAAUGUAAAGAAAUUGAAGGUACAUUCUUUCACCUUUGGUGGACGUGCCCAAGGAUUAAGGCUGUCUGGGACAGGAUAUACAAUGAACUGAAAAAGUAUUUAAAUAUACCUUCUUGAAAAAACCAGAGGCCUUUCUCCUGGGCAUAGUCGGUCAAUUGGUGCCAAAGAAGGAUAGAACUUUUUUCAUGUAUGCCACAACAGCAGCAAGAAUACUUACUGCAAAGUAUUGGAAGACACAAGACCUACCCACUCUGGAAGAAUGGCAGAUGAAGUUGAUGGACUAUAUGGAACUGGCAGAAAUGACUGGCAGAAUCCGAGACCAGGGAGAAGAGUCGGUGGAAGAAGAUUGGAAGAAGUUCAAAGAUUAUCUACAGAAAUAUUGUAAAAUUAAUGAAUGUUAGAACGAUGUUGGAUAGAAAUUAAGUGGUUUCCAGCUGUAAUGCUUUAAGGGAAUAUGAAAAAUGGGUUGUUAAGAGGUAAAAAUCUAACGUUACUAUUUUAAGACCAAAGAUUAGGACAAAUAAAGAGGGUAAGGAUUUGCUGAACCAACAAACUGAACUGGAAUACAAAAAGGGAGGUAUGAGGAGGUCCGGGAAACAAGCUAAGGAAAAAUAAGCAAUGGAAAAAUUGAGUGGUUUUUAAUCAUUUUUAUUUUGUAUUUUUUUUCUUUUUCAUUUGUUAUUGUAAUAUUUAAAAAAAUCUUAAUAAAUAUCUUAUUUAAAAAAAAAAAAUCUGAAAGGCUGUCCCAUGAAAGAUGGAGCAAGCUUGUUUUUUGCUGCUCCAGGGGGCAGGACCUGAACCAAUGGAUUCAAAUGACAAGGAAGUUGUUGUUGUUUAGUCGUUUAGUCGUGUCCGACUCUUCGUGACCCCAUGGACCAGAGCAUGCCAGGCACUCCUGUCCUCCACUGCCUCCCGCAGUUUGGUCAGAGACAAGGAAGUACGUAGAUUCCAACUAUUAGGAAAACCUUUCUGGCAGUAAAAGGUGUUAAACAAUGGAGUGAAUUCCCUUGGAAGGUGGUGGAUUCUCCUUCGCUUGAGGUUUUUAAACAGAGGCUGGCUAUCUGUCAGGGAGCCUAGUUGUGAUUUCUGCAUUGCAGGGGGUUGGACGAGAUGACCUUUGAGUAUUCAUUUCCUAUCAAUGUUUGGUUUUUAUUAUUGUUCUAUCUAUGUUUUUACAGUUCUUGCUUUUAACUAUAAGCUGCUUUGAGUCCCAUCAAGGGAAAAGGUGGGGUUUAACAACAACAACAACUUUUUGAAUAUGUUGUAAUAAUAAAUAGCAUCUAUUAUUAUUGUUAUUAUUAUUAUUAUUAUUAUUCAAUUGAAACCCUCUGAGGAUGGUAAAAUAAGAAACGAGCACUUGUUGUUUUAUUGUUGUUUUUAUUAUUUUUAUUACUAGUAAUAAUUAUAAUUUAUUUUUUUACCUGCCCUUCACAAUAAGGUUCCAGGGCAGGUUAUAGCAAUUUAAAAAUACAAUACAGUGGUACCUUGAUUUGCAUACAUUUUGGUUUGCAUAAGUUUUGGAUUACAAACACGUCAAACCCAGAAGUGCGGGUCCCAGUUUGCAACCUUUUUUUGGAUUAAAACCCGUUUUGGGGGGAUUACGAAUGUGGUUUUUUUGGAGGCCCCAUUGGUGAAAGCACGCCUUGGAUUACAACCUGUUUCAGUCUACAAACGGACCUCCAGUAUUAUGGUUGUAAACCAAGGUACCACUGUACUGAAAAUAUUUUACGACAAACUACAGUCACAAGAACCAGGGUAAAGAGGUAUGUCUUCAGCACAGGACACAAACUAAGCAGUGAAGGUGCCCAGUACAUCUCUGUGGGGAGAGAUUUAGAUCUUCUUGCUGACAUAAGGCAGUGCAGCAUCAGCGACAAGGUGUUCUGCCACUUGUAGCCUGCUCCAGCAUUGCGAUAAGGCACUCUGUUUAGUCUGGCAGCACUCUCAGUGCCAAGGAAUGACCAAUACUCGCUAUGAUAAUCAGUUUAGAUUUGCGCAAAGCAGGUUAAUAGUUUUUCUUUCCAUGGAACUGUUUUAAUUGGAAUUAUUGGGAAUGGGUACCAGCAGGAUGAUUUCAUUAAAGCGAACAGCCACUGGCUUACCACCAGGAAUCUAUGGAUUUUCAUCCUAAUUUUAUUGUGAAGGGAAGAGAAGAAGACACCAAGAGUCUCAGCAGGCCUAGUUCUUAAACGAUCAAUUUCAGCCAUUUGAUAAAAAAUAUAUAUCAUAUGUCCCAUGGGGGAUGGAGAUGGUAGUGGGGAGAACAGACGGUCCAAUCCUUCCCGCCUGCUGUCUGGGCUUUUGUGGCUUUCCAAGUCUGCUGUCUCAUUUCUCAGUUUGCUGGCAGAAUUUAAUAUCUCACAAGCUCUUCCAGUUAGAUCAACAGCUUUGGUGUUGUGUCUCUGUAUGUGUCUGUGUAGAAAGUGUUGAAUGGUUACUUUAAAUGUAAAGGUUCAUCAUUGUUCCACUCCAUGUGUAUGUCUUUAAGGGGCCAGAGCAAGGGCCAGAGCAAGAUAACGAGACCCAGCUUUACAGCUGUGAAACAUAGCAGGUGCUGCUGAGUUGUAUUGAUUAAGCUGUGUUGGCAAUUGGGUGUAGUAUAUAAGGAGCAGCACCUAGCUCUCCCAUCCCCCUGGGGGAUGGGUUGGUGGUUGGGUCAUGUUUGUUUGUUAAUGUAUUUAGUGUAAAAGGAGUUUUUGUUUUUGUAAUUAAAACCUUGUUUAAGUUAUUUUUUAGUCCCUUUUUAAUGCAUGGUCUCCCCAGCAAGCUCUCUGCAGCGCUACCAUACUGCAAAUAACCACAUUGUGCCACUGUCUCCAUCUCUUAUAACAUUAGCACUUGUGGACAGCCAGUGAAGCUGAAUGUUGGAGGUUUCAGGAAAGAUAAAUGAAAGUACUUAUUCACACAGUGCAAGGUUAAUAACUGCAGCACUUAACUCCUACAGGAGGCAGUGGUGGCCAUCAACUUUGAUGGCUCUAAAAGAGGAUGUGACAAAUUCAUGGAGGAGAGAGCAAUGCAUGGCUAUUAGCCACCGUAGUUAUUCUCUGCCUCCAUGGUUGGAGGCACAAAUGCUUCUCAUUGCCAGUUGCUGGAAACUACUGGAGUGCUCUUGUGUUUGCAUCCUGCUUGUGAGUUUCCCAUGGCCUUCUUGGUUGGCCACUGUGAGAGCAGGAUGUUGGACUUCAUGGACCAUUGGUCUGAACCUGCUGUAGGGCUCUUAUAUCCCCCUCCCCCCAGGUUGGAGGCAGUAUGAAUACUUCUUCUGAAUACCAGUUUCUGGGAAUCACAAGUGAGUAGAGUUGCUGCUGCACUCAGGUCCUGCUUGUAGGUUCCUGUUGGGGCGUCUAGUUGGCUUCAUUGAGAUCAGGGUGCUGGACUAGAUGAGCCAGUGACCUGAUCCAGCAGGCUUUUCUUAUGUUCUUACAACUGUAUCAAUAUAUUUUCAGCCCCCUAGACCUUUCUGUCCAGCGCUCAGAACUCUCCCCAGGCCACACUGGUCUUGUUUUAUACCCCAAGUGAUGAUGCGGGUGGUACUAUGGUCUAAACCACUGAGCCUCUUGGGCUUGUCGUUCGGAAGGUUGGCAGUUUGAAUACGCAAUGAGAUGAGCUCCUGUUGCUCUGUCCCAGCUUCUGCCAACCUAGCAGUUCAAAAGCACACCUGUGGAAGUACAUAAAUAGGUACCGCUGCAGCAGGAAGGUAAAUAGCAUUUCCAUGCGCUCUGGCACUUGUCAGGGUCUUCCAUGCGCCAGUAGCAGUUUAGUCAUGCUGGCCACAUGACUUGGAAAGCUGUUUGUGGACAAAUGCCAGCUCCCUCAGCCUGAAGUGACGUGAGCACCACACCGCAUAGUCGCCUUUGACUGGACUUAACUGCCCAGGGGUCCAUUACCUUUUACCCCAAGUGUUUUUGCCUGGCUGGGCUGUGUCCUUGAACUCUCCAGUUAAAGGAUCAGAGAGCUUUGUAGAAUGAAAGACAGAUAGACAGAUGGUCAAAUAUCCAGACUGGUUCAAAGGCAGCUUUCUUUUAUUUCUUUUGCAAAAUUUGGUAUUAUAAAAAGAACAACAACAACAAAAACCCACCUCAAAGUGGUUUACAAAAGAAUAGAAGAAUAAAAUUAUUGGUAAAAUAGAUAAUGAUAAUCAACCACAAGCUAAAAAUCAGAUUAAAACACAUGUCAACAUUCUACAUAUCUAGGCAGGCUUGUCUAAACCAAAAUGUUUUGUAAGAGGUAUUGAAAAGAGUAUAGCGAAGACACCUGCCUGAUGUCAACAGGCAGGGUGUUCCAAAGUUGUGGUGCUGCCAUGCUGAAAGAUUGAUUUCUUACUAAUCCAAAAGCUUUCUCUGAUGCAGCUUGUCCAGGACUGGGGCAGCACUGUUAUAAAAAAGUGGGAUCAGUGGGAUCAGUUGAGAAGUGGGAUCUGAUGGGGGUCUAGACGGGAGAGAUACUUCAUUUCUUUAAACUUUUACAUUUACUAUUUGCAAAAGCCUGGUGGGGUGGGGGGAGGCCAUGGAAAAAAUGCACUCCAGUGUUGUCUGCUUGGCUCAAAAUCUUGGCACAACAUUUUGGGGGCAGUCUCCUUUGUGGUCUGCCCAGAUUGCAAGCUCUGAUAUAUAUGCCAGGCUCAUAUAUUGCUUAUGGGAUCGAACCUGGGCCUUAGAAGGGCUGUAGCUAAGGGAUGGAGCAUCUGUUUGCGUCUGUGAAAGGUCCCAGGUUCAAUCCCUGGUGUCUUCACAUAGGGUUGGGAUUGUUCCCUCCCUGAAACCCUGGCACGUGUGGAUAGUAUUGAGCUAGAUGAACCUAUGGUCUGACUUGAAAUAAGGCAGCUUCCUAUUUUUUUCAAAAUUAUGAGAACUGGAAUCUUACAUACUUCUUAGAGGAAAGGACUUUAGUUCACUGGUAGAGCAUCUGCUUUGCAUGCAGAAGGCUCCAGGUUCAGUCCCUAGCAUCUCCAGGUAGAGCUGGGAAUAUUCCCUGACUGAAAUGCCAGAAGAGCUGCUGCCAGUCAGUGUAGACAAACCUGAGCUGGAUUGACCCAAUGAUCCGACUCAGCAUAAGGUAGUUUCCAGUGAAUUUGCAGAGCAGCACAUCUGACAUCAAUAUGAAACAGAGCCUUCGGUAUUAUUGGCUCACUCCUGUGGAAUGCUCUUCCAACAGAGAGAUUCAAGCAGGCGCCUUCUAUAUUAACCUUCAAACGUUCACUGAAAACUUUCCUUAUGCAGAUAAUUACAGGAAAACAUUUUCCUAUAAUAGUUAGCUGGCAAUCUGUUUUAAUUUGUGGUUAGCUUUUAUUAUAUUACAGUUGCUUGAAACCUCCCUGAUGUUGCUGUUGCUUUUAUUAAAUUGCAACAUGCAAAUAUUAUUUUUUUUAACAAAAGAAUAUUUAUUUAUUUUAUUUACUGAUAAAUAUAUUUAUAUACUGCUAAGUCAGUAUAUUAAUUGCCUGUAUGAUAAAAAUAUAAAUAUGUAGGAAAGCUUUUAGGAAUAACUUAAGAGACUGCCUUAUCCCUUAUGCACCCUAUAUAUUCUUGUGGUCUGCAAGUUCCAAAGCUCUCGGAAGACGUCUCUGCAGUAACUCUGAGCGUGCAGGAACCUUUAGUGUGGCUGCUCCUGUUCUGUGAAACGGCAUUUCUGUCAAGAAACGACAGGGGCCCACUCUCUGUACUUCCUGGAAACAUUUUUGUUCUGACAGGCUUUCACAGCUGGACAAAGGCAUCUUUUACCAUGCAUGUCCACUUCUUAGGGUUUUAGUCUUAAAAAAAAAGUGUUCAUCAUUUGUGAGUUGUUAACUUUUUUAUUAUCUUAAACGUGAAUCACCUUGAUAUGGUGGUUUGGAAGGUGACAAAUAAAUUAAUUAUGAUAAUAAGUUUUAAUUGGAUGAUUUAAUUUAGAGAUUUAAUUUGAUGAUUUUAAUGUAUUGGUUCAUUUAACCUUUCAUAUUGUAAUCUUUUCUAACCUUUUGAUGAUGUUUUAUUAUUACUAUUACUAUUACUAUAUUUUGAUGCAAUAUUUGAUGCAAAUAUAUAUUUUGGUUUAAGUUAUUUUUAAUAUUGUAUUAGUGCGUAUAUUUUAUCUGUGGUUGAUAUGACCAUGGCGGUUGAAACAGCAAUAAUAAACUAGUAACUGUAUAAAUAUGUGCCAUGUAAAUGAAUAAACAUGCAAUUUUGUGGUGCAUGGAGUUGUGGUGCAUGGAGUUGUGGUGACUCUCUCUUCCUCUCUGCUUUUGCUCCCAGCUCUACGUGUCUUCGGAGAGCCGCUUCAACACUUUGGCUGA